CACUUCUGAGCAGUUGGAGCAUUCCCAGCCUUGCCUCGGGUGUAGGGAUUGCUUGGGAAAAAGCAAAACUACACGGAUCCCAACCUGUGUAGUUUUGUUUUUUGGGAAUAUUCUUGAGGCUCAACCGUUCUCACACUGGAUUUUGGAAAACAUUUCUGGAUAAGGAGGUUGUUUUGGAAGACUAACACCGCUUUGGGCUCCGUCCCCACUGUUCAAGGCACUCUUGUGGAUACAAGGUGCCCAACAUCAUGACAACACAGGCGCCAACAUUUACACAGCCGCUUCAGAGCGUUGUGGCACUUGAGGGUAGUGCCGCAACGUUCGAAGCCCAAGUUAGUGGUAACCCAGUUCCUGAGGUGAGCUGGUUUCGUGAUGGCCAGGUUCUUUCUGCUGCCGCUCUGCCCGGCGCUCAGAUCUCGUUCAGCGAAGGCCGCGCUGUUCUGAGGAUCCCCGCCGUGACAGCCGCACACAGCGGAAGAUUUUCUGUGAGAGCCACCAAUGGCGCUGGACAAGCCACUAGCACUGCUGAACUCCUGGUUACAGCGGAAACUGCGCCACCCAACUUUAUUCAGAGACUACAAAGCAUGACCGUGAGACAAGGAAGCAAAGUGAGACUGGAUGUCCGUGUGACAGGAAUCCCUACACCUGUGGUGAAGUUUUACAGAGAGGGAGCUGAGAUUCAGAGCUCAGCUGACUUUCAGAUUGUUCAAGAUGGAGACCUUUACAGUUUGUUGAUUGCCGAGGCUUUUCCUGAAGACUCUGGUACAUACUCAGUUAGUGCCACUAACAGCAGCGGACGUGCGACUUCAACUGCAGAACUACUGGUUCAAGGUGAAGAGGAAGCUGUGCCUGCUAAGAAAAUUAAGACAGUCAUUUCAAGCUCUCAGAUUUCACAGGCCCGCCAAACCAGAAUGGAAAAGAGAAUGGAAGGUCGCUUUGAGGCCGCAUCCAUGCAGAUGCAAAUGGAAGGAGAUAUUCUUGUUCAACAGAUGGCCCACAAGACUCCACCACGUGUGCCACCCAAACCAACCUCCAGGUCCCCUCCAUCCCUUGUGACUAAAGUUUCAGCUACUCGUCAACAGUCACCUUCUCCUGUGAGGCAUGUGAAGGCACCCACACCAACUCCUGUCAGAACUGUAUCCCCCUCCACAAGACUGUCCAUAUCACCCAUCAGACCUGUCAAGUCCCCAGUGAUGACCCGCAAACAGGUUACAACAAGCACAGAGGUUCUGCCUCCAUGGAAACAGGCGGGCUAUGUGUCUGAGUCCAGCUAUGUAGCCAGCAUGGCAGCUAGAGCUGCACAGGUUCAAACCACUACUCAGGUCCGCAUGGAGCAGCGCUGGGAAGGCUCCAUCGCCAUGCAGCAACAAGUCAGCGGUGUCGCUGUCAAAGAGGGUGCUGAGAAAAAGGCUGGAGCUGUGGCCAAAGUGCUUGCUGCGGUGGAUCAAGCACGUGUACGAAAACCUGUGCAUGUUGAGAGUGCUUUGGCUGAAGAGGAAAUGGACAUAAAACAGCAGGCAAUGCUAAGUGCUAAGCAACAGGCUGCAAGUAAAGUGGAGCUGUUGCAAAUUCCCAGUGAUAUACCAAGCACUUCCACCGAGCAGACCGUUCAUGUCAGCCAGAUCCAAAGAACUACUGAGGUUAAGGCCCAGGUGGAUACUGGCCUUGCCCCAUCCCCAGUUCCUCAUUUCACAGUUUCAAAAGUUACUGUUCCUAAACCUGAUCAUAGCUAUGAGGUCUCAAUAGCUGGCUCUGCUAUUGCCACACUACAGAAAGAAUUGUCUUCCACUCAUACUGCUCAAAAGAUCAUCAAGCCUGUCAAGCCUCCAACUUAUAAGAUUGUGGAGACAAGAGUGACUCCAGAACCCACCCCUCCUCCUUUUAGAGAUGCCACUGAGAAAUAUCAGUUGCAUUUCGACACAGAGUUACAGAGACAGAUAGGUGCAUCAUAUACAGGGGAAUGGGAAACACAGGUUCUUGAAACAGCUGCAGUUCCCUCAGCUGCCAAGGAGCCAAGUAUUCCUCCAACUGUUGUUGCUGGCUUGAAGAACCUGACUGUUACUGAGGGCGAGUCUGUGACUCUGGAGUGCCAGAUUUCAGGCCACCCCACACCAGGCAUUAUGUGGUUCAGAGAGGACUACAGGAUUGAGAGCUCCAUUGACUUCCAGAUCACAUAUGAGCAAGGAUAUGCCCGUUUAGUGAUUCGUGAGGCUUUUGCUGAGGAUAGUGGACGUUUCACUUGUACAGCUACAAAUGAGGCUGGAACUAUCAGCACCUCCUGCUACCUGCUUGUUAAAGUGUCUGAGGAGAUUGAGACCAGAGCAGAGAUUACUAUGGAGAAACAGGCUGUUAUUGAGACUAAAGAAGUGGCUACGUCCGAAGUCAGAGUUGUCUCUGAGACUGUGGAAGCUGGAGCAGCUGCAGCUGCAUUCUUUGUGAGGAAGCCAGUUUCACAGAAACUUGUGGAAGGUGGAAGUGUUGUGUUUGUUUGCCAGGUUGGAGGCAGCCCCAAACCUCACAUCUGCUGGAAGAAGAAUGGUGUCCCUCUCACAUCAGGAUACAGAUAUCGCGUAAGUUACAAUAAGGACACAGGAGAAUGCAAAUUGGAAAUCUCCAUGACAUUUGCUGAUGAUGCUGGAGAGUACACUAUCACUGCCAAGAACCAGCAUGGAGAGGUAUCUACCUCCACAAGACUUCUUGAGGAAGAGGAAUAUGAAGCUUAUAUGAAAACACUGGAUGUGACAUACAAAACAGAAGUGAUCACUACAGUGGUUCAGGAGCCCAAGGUGGCAGACUUGCCCCCUGUGGUCAUAAGUGAAUAUGACAUGCAAAGAAGGAUGGCUCAACAAGCACAGAUGAUGACAUUCAUAUCAGAGAGGGAAUUCCAAAUCUCUGCUAUUGAGCAGAGAAUCAUUCAAGAGAUUGAGAUAAGGAUCCUAAAGAUUACAUAUCGUGAACUGGUGAUUGAGGAUGGAGAAGAAAUGCUGUUGAGUGCAGCUGAGCAUGAGGCAAUAGGAUCCUCUUUCAGCACACCCGUCAAAAGCUACAGAAUCAUGGAGGGAAUGGGUGUGACAUUCCACUGCAAAGUGGAAGGAAAUCCCUUGCCAAAGAUUGCAUGGUACAAAGAUGGCAAGCGCAUCAAGCAUGGAGGCCGUUAUCAGAUGGAGGUUCUUCAGGAUGGUAGAGCCACUCUGCGUCUUCCUGUGGUGCUGCCAGAAGAUGAGGGAGUCUAUACAGCAUUAGCUAGUAACAUGAAGGGUAAUGCUGUCAGCUCCGGAAAACUCUAUGUGGAGUCCACAGCUGCUGCUCAGCCUUUUUAUCCUCAGACAGAAGCAAUGAAGAGAGUACAGUCUGAAUCCCCCAUGUCUGCACGCUCCAUUAGCCUCUCCCCCGGACGUUCCCCUGCACGUUCUGUUAGCCGUUCUCCUGCUCGCAGACUGGAUGAGACAGAUGAGACCCAGCUGGAAAGGCUUUACAAACCUGUGUUUGUCAUGAAACCAUCAUCCUUCAGGUGUGCCGAAGGACAGACUGCAAGAUUUGAUUUGAAAGUUGUUGGAAGGCCCAUGCCCGACACUUUCUGGUUCCAUAACGGGCAACAAGUGGUGAAUGACUACACCCACAAAAUUGUGGUGAAGGAGGAUGGAACGCAGUCAAUGAUUGUGGUGCCUGCUAUGCCUCACGACUCUGGAGAAUGGACAGUUGUUGCUCAGAACAGGGCUGGAAAAACUACUGUUUCUAUGACUCUAACUGUAGAAGCUAAGGAAAACUUGAUUAGACCACAGUUCAUCGAAAAGCUAAAGAAUGUCAGUGUCAAAGAAGGAACCUUGGUUGAGUUGGCUGUCAAAGCCAUUGGAAACCCGCUCCCUGACAUUGUCUGGCUGAAAAACAGUGACAUAGUAUCUCCUCAUAAGUACCCAAAUAUUAAGAUUGAGGGAACCAAGGGAGAAGCACGUUUCAGAAUCCCCCAAACUGCUGGUUCUGAUAGUGCAUGGUACACAGCUACAGCAAUUAAUAAAGCUGGACGGGAUACCACGCGCUGCCGUGUCAAUGUUGAGGUGGAGUUCGUUGAACCUGAACCAGAAAGAAGACUCAUUAUUCCUAAGGGAACUUACAAAGCUAAGGAAAUUGCUGCACCAGAGUUGGAGCCACUGCAUCUCCGCUAUGGUCAGGAACAAUGGGAGGAGGGCGACCUUUAUGACAAGGAGAAGCAGCAGAAGCCUCACUUCAAAAAGAAACUGACCUCAGUAAGACUCAAGCGUUUUGGUCCUGUACACUUUGAAUGCAGACUCACCCCUAUUGGUGAUCCCACAAUGGUUGUUGAGUGGCUACAUGAUGGCAAGCCCCUGGAAGCUGCUAACAGGUUACGCAUGAUUAAUGAAUUUGGCUAUUGCAGUCUUGACUACGAGGUUGCAUAUUCCAGAGACAGUGGUGUCAUCACAUGCAGAGCUACCAACAAAUUUGGUGUUGACCAGACCUCAGCCACCCUGAUUGUGAAAGAUGAGAAGAGCCUGGUUGAGGAAAGUCAGUUGCCUGAGGGGAGAAGGGGACCGAGAUUAGAUGAAUUAGAGCGCAUUGCUCAUGAGGGAGCUCCUGCUGGAGUUACUGGAGAUGAAAUCACUGAAAAAACUAAGCCUGAGAUUGUCCUGCUUCCAGAGCCCAUUAGAGUGCUGGAGGGGGAAACUGCUAAAUUCCGUUGCAGAGUAACUGGAUACCCAACCCCAAAAGUCAACUGGUACCUGAAUGGACAGCUCAUUCGCAAGAGCAAAAGAUUCAGGCUACUGUAUGAUGGCAUUCACUACCUUGAGAUUGUGGACUGCAAGUCUUAUGAUUCAGGAGAUGUCAAAGUAUUGGCAGAGAACCCUGAGGGCACUGCAGAAAACACUGUGAAGUUAGAGAUCAAACAGAAGGAGGAUUUCAGGUCAAUUCUGCGGCGUGCUCCUGAGAUUAAGGCUCCAGAAGGUCCUGGCCCUGAGCAUGGCAGAGUAUCUUUUGAUGUUGUUAAGGUGGAUAAACCUGCUGAGCCCUCACAAGCCAAAGAGGUUAUCAAGCUAAGGAGGGCUGAGAGAGUUGUUCAUGAGAAGCCUACAGAAGAGACAGAGGAAUUAAGGAGCAAAUUCAAACGCAGAACUGAAGAAGGCUACUAUGAGGCCAUUUCCUCAGUAGAGUUUAAAUCUCGCAAGAAGGAUGAGUCCUAUGAAGAUAUGCUGAAGAAGAGAAAGGAGGAGCUUCUGCACUGGACUAAGGAGAUACCUGAAUCUGAGAAGAAGAAGAUAGAAGAGGAACGCAAACUUACCAUUCCUACCAUCAAGCCUGAGAAAAUAACUCUUUCCCCCAGCAUGGAGGCACCAAAGAUCUUAGAACGUAUUCAGAGCCAGACCGUCACCCUGGGGGAAGAAGUACGCUUCCGUUGCAGAGUUGUUGGUAAACCAGAUCCAGAAUGCCAAUGGUUCAAGAAUGGAAUCUUGCUGGAAAAAUCUGACCGCAUUUAUUGGUACUGGCCUGAGGACCAUGUCUGUGAACUAGUUGUUAGGGAUGUCUCAGCUGAAGAUUCGGCUAGCAUUAUGGUAAAAGCCGUUAACAUUGCAGGAGAGACUUCAAGCCAUGCUUUCUUGCUGGUGCAAGCCAAGCAAGUUAUAACCUUCACACAGCAAAUAGAGGAUUUACAUGCCAAAGAAAAGGACAACAUGGUAACCUUUGAAUGUGAAACAAAUGAGCCUUUUAUCAAGGUUAAAUGGUUAAAGAACAAUGUUGAGAUUUUCUCUGGGGAAAAAUACAGGAUGCACUCUGACAGAAAAGUGCAUUUCCUGUCUGUCCUGAUUAUCAGCAUGGAUGAUGAUGCUGAAUACACUUGUGCUGUUGUUGAGGAUGACCACAUAAGAACAUCAGCCAGACUUCAUGUUGAAGGUGCACCACUUGAAAUUGUGAAGAAUUUGGAGAGCAUUGAAGUACCAGAGUCAUAUGCAGGGGAGUUUGAGUGUGAAGUGUCCCGUGAGGAUGCUGAAGGCACCUGGUACUUUGAGAACAAAGAGAUCACCCCAGGUAUGAAGCAUGUUAUGUCCUCUCGCCGUGGAAGACACAGCCUGUGUGUCAAGGAUGUGAAGAAAGAGGACCAAGGCAAAUACACUUUCAAAGUGGGUGAUCUAAAGACAAGUGCUACCCUGAAGAUGAAAUUGCGCCCAGUUACACUGAUGCAAGGCCUUUCUGACUUAACCGUCUGUGAAAGUGAUAUUGCUCAGAUGGAGGUGCGAUUCUCUCAGGAGAAUGUGGAGGGAACUUGGUUAAAGAAUGGUCAGCCCAUCUCUCCUACUGAUAGGAUUCACAUUGUUAUCGACAAACUGGUACACAAGCUCCUUAUUGAAAACGUCACCAAAGAUGAUGCUGGAACUUACUCCUUCAAUGUUCCUGCUCAUCUCAUUUCCACUACAGGAAAACUAACUGUUCAAACAAUUGGUAUUGUAACACCUCUAAAGGAUGUUAGCACAAUUGAAGGCACAAAGGCUGUGCUAGAAGCCAAAAUUUCAGCUGCUGAUGUGAGCUCAGUGAAAUGGUACCAUAAUGACAAGCUACUGACUGCUAGUGACAGAGUCCAGGUCGUGACUAAGGGCUCCAAACAGCGACUAGUAUUGAACAGGGCAUAUGCUUCUGAUGAAGGACAAUAUAAACUGGUUGUUGGCAGAGUUGAGUCAUCAUGCAAGCUAACUGUUCAGAAGAUCAGUAUCGUAAAGCACAUGGAGGACCGUGUGUGCACUGAGACCCAGAAUGUCACAUUUGAGGUUGAGCUGUCUCACCCUGGCAUUGAUGCUCUCUGGACUUUUAAGGGUCAACCUCUGAAGGCUGGUCCUAAGUACAAAAUUGAUUCUAAGGGCACCAAGUAUAGUCUCAUUGUUCUCAAUGCCAUGAAAGAUGAGGAGGGCCCUUACGUGUUUGCAGCUGGUGAAAAGACUUCAAGCGCCAAACUUACAGUAUCAGGCGGCGCCAUAAACAAACCACUGCAGGAUGUAACUGUUGCAGAGUCCCAGACAGCUGUGUUAGAGUGUGAAGUUGCCAGCGCAUCUGCUGAGGGAAAGUGGCUUAAGGAUGGACAUCCUGUUGACUUCAGUGAUAACGUCAGGAGUGAACAGAUUGGUGCUGUAAGACGCCUUGUCAUUGUCAUCUCAAGACCGCAGGAUAUUGGAGAAUACACAUACCAGGUGGCAAACUCUAAGACCUCAGCUAACCUGAGAGUUGAAGCUGUAAAGGUCAAGAAGACACUAAAGAACCAAACUGUCAUUGAGACACAAGAGGCCGUGUUCAGUAUUGAACUCACUCAUUUAGACGUGAAAGGGUCCCAGUGGAUCAAGAACGGAGUUGAACUUCUUCCGAGUGAUAAAUAUGAAAUCACAGUAGAAGGCAUGGUUCACACCCUGAAGAUUAAAAAUUGUAACACCCAGGAUGAAUCAGUUUAUGGAUUCAAACUCGGAAAACUCACUGCUAAUGCAAGACUCAAUGUUGAGACAAUUAAAAUUGUGAAGAAGCCAAAAGAUGUGACUUCCCUGCUAAAUUCUACUGCUUCCUUUGAGUUAAGCGUAUCCCAUGAUAAUGUCCCUAUUAAAUGGAUGUUCAAGAACCAAGAGCUUAAGCCAAGUGCCAAUAUCCAAAUCCUUUCAGAGAGGAAAGCUCACAAGCUGGUCAUUUCCAAUGUUGAGGAAAACAUGGAAGGAGAAUACACAGCUAUAGUGGGACAUGUGCAGUGCAGUGCAUUUUUACAUGUUGAGUCUUUGAGGGUCACAAAGCCCAUGAAGAAUAUUGAGAUUCCAGAGACCCAGGUGGCCACAUUUGAAUGUGAAGUUUCACAUUUUAAUGUUCCGUCCACAUGGCUGAAAAAUGGAGUUGAGAUUGAAAUGAGCGAAAAGUUCAGAAUAGUGGUGCAGGGCAAACUCCACCAACUGAAGAUCAUGAACACCAGCAGAGAUGAUACUGCAGAAUACACAUUUGUCUGUGGAAACGACAGAGUCUCAGCCACCUUGACUGUUACCCCUAUACUCAUCACCUCCAUGCUCAAAGACCUCAACGCUCAAGAAAAGGACACCAUUACAUUUGAAGUAACUGUAAAUUAUGAGGGCAUCACCUACAAAUGGCUGAAGAAUGGUGUAGAGAUUAGAUCCACUGACAGAUGCCAGACUCGUUCGAGACAGUUUACUCACUCUCUCACCAUCCGCAAUGUGCACUUUGGGGAUAGUGCAGAGUACAAGUUUGUGGCAGGAUCUGCUGAGACAUCAGCAAAGCUGUUCGUUGAGGCUCGUGUCAUUGAGUUCACAAAACACAUCAAAGAUAUCAAGGUGACUGAGAAGAAAAAGGCCAUAUUUGAAUGUGAGCUCUCUGAGCCCAAUGUUCAAGUUACAUGGAUGAAAAAUGGGCAGGAACUUGAGAUAUCCGAAAGGUUCAAGGUUUCCACAGACAAAUACAUUCAGCGCUUAAUGAUACAGACUGUUCGCAUGUCUGAUGCUGGUGAAUACUCAGUGGUUGCUGGGUCAAGCAUGUCCAAGGCUCACCUCACAGUAGAGGGCAAAGAUGUCCGCAUUACUGAACCUGUUGAGAAAGAAAUAACGGUGCUUGAGAAGCAGAGAGCUACACUGGAAUUUGAAGUCAAUGAGGAUGAUAUUGAAGGACGCUGGCUCAGAAAUGGUGUUGAAAUUCAAUUCACACUUGAUAAGCGAUAUAGCUAUGUGACCAUUAGGAAAAUUCAUCGCUUGACAAUCACUGAAACCUGGAGGAGUGAUGCGGGAGAAUACACUUUCAUUGCUGGGAAGAACAGGAGUGUGGUGACACUACAUGUCAACAUUCCUGAGCCUCCUCAGAUCAUCAGGCAUAUGGAACCUUUGUCUGUUGAGGCUGGUAAACCUGCACGCUUCUCUGUGGAAGUGACUGGCAUCCCUCAGCCCCAGGUCUCCUGGUAUAAGAACUCUCAGGCAUUAUCUCCUGGAUUCAAGUGCAAGUUCCUGAGAGAGGCAAAUGAACACACUCUGCUGCUCAUUGAAGUCUUCCCAGAAGAUGCAGCUCUGUACACCUGUGAGGCGAGAAAUGACUAUGGGCAGGCCACCAGCUCUGCUUCGCUGAAUGUUGAAGUUCCAGAGGUUGUUUCACCUGACACUGGUGCACCUUUAUCCCCACCUGUUAUCAUAUCUCCAAUACAACACACCUCUGCCACUGAAGGAGGAUCUGCCAGAUUUCAGUGCCGGGUGUCUGGAGAAGAUCUGACGAUUACCUGGUUCUGCAAAGACCAAGAGAUCAAACAGUCAAACUUCUUCAGAAUGUCUCAAUUUGACGACAGCUGUCAGCUGGAGAUCGCCAGAGUUUAUCCCGAGGACGAAGGAGAGUACACCUGUGUUGCUCGCAAUUCUGCUGGAAUGGUUUCUUGCUCCGCAGUACUUAAACUGGAAGUUACCAAACGUGAGGAUAUUGAAACCAAGAUUGAAGAAGUCGUCAAAGAGUAUUCUAGUUUGACUUGGAAGACUGACGAAGAAGAAGAAGAAGAAACCUUCAGCACUUCUCUACAAUUACCUGAAACAGCUAAAACACUUGAACUCAAGCCAGAACAAAAACAUUACUCCAGUUCUUUCGAAAAGAAAAAGAAAGCACCUGAUUUUAUAACCAAGUUAACACCAUCUGUAGUCACAGUUGGCAGUUCAGCUAGGUUUACUGUCACUGUAUCUGGCUUUCCAAAACCUAAAGUUCAGUGGUUUCAUAAUGGAAAAUCCAUUACUUCUUCAUCUGUGCACAAGUUUGUGGAGGAAAGAAAUGAAUACAGUCUAAUUAUCAGUGAGGUUAAAAAGGAAUUUGAGGGCGAGUAUUCUUGCACUGCCAGUAACAGAUUUGGCCAGACUACCUGCACAACAACACUGAAAGUAGAAAUUAGUGAUUUAUCUCCAGCAGAGAAAUGGGUUGAGAAAAUGUUUAAAAUUGCUGGAGAGCCACCCUGUUUUACUACACAAAUCCAGUCAGUGCAGUGUGCUGAGGGAUGUGAGGCUAAAUUUCAGUACAAAGUGACAGGGAAUCCUCAUCCAGAGGUUCAGUGGUUUAAGGGUAGUUAUCAAAUUAAACCUAGCCCAAAUUGUUGUGUAGUCACAGACCCUGAUGGCACUGGUUUUCUUAUAAUGAUUGAUGCACAGCAGAAGGACAGUGGUCUCUACACAUGCAGGGCUUCCAAUUGCUUUGGAGAGGCAACUUGCAGUGCUGAAUUGGUUGUGUUUCGUAAAAGUUUCUCGGUAUCUCAUCAACAGCAGCUAGCUCGGGGUCAAAAGGCUUAUAAAGUGUCCACAACUGAAGAAGCAACUGAAUCUCGAUUGUACAGUGUAAGUCUUCCUAUUCAAGCCAGAACCCGAGUGCAGGAAGGACACCAGAUGAUUUAUACAAUUGGCACUGAAGAUAAACACACUAUAGCCAGUGAACAAGUAGGUACAUUCUGUGAGAUAGAUGUUUCAGCUGCAACCAUGCACAAGGAGCAGGUAACUCACCAAGCUGCAGUUCUGCAGUCUCACAAGAUGCAGGAAAGAGUAACUGUAACUCCCAUCCAGCCACAAUCAGCUGUGGCAACACCUCUGAAACAGCUUCACAUGGCUGCAAUGACCUCUGCUGUUCAAGAAAACCAAGGUUUCACAGAGCAGCAUUUUGACCGUAUUAAAAGUCCUGAAGUUACAGAGCUUGAAAUUGCAAUGGAGCAGCCAUCAAAGUGUAUGUCUGCUAUAACAGAGAGUGUGACUCCUCUAACAAUAGUUAAAGCAGAGCCUCUAGCUAGGCAAGAAGAAAAGCAGCUAAAAGCAACUCCUGAGCCCAAGCACCAAAUGUUAAGUCACCAGGUAGAAACAGCCCUCGCAAUAGUUAAAGAACAAUCACAGAUUAUACCACAGACAGAAGCGGAAAAGAGCUACCAAGUUAAAGAGGGUAUUAAAAUAUUGUAUUCAGCAGUUUCCACAGAAAAACAACAACUAACUGAAGGACAUGCAACAGAUAUCUCUGUUUUAGAUUCAGCCAUUCGGUCAUCAGUAAAGACAGAAUCUUCAAAACCAGUCAUUCUUUCAGUAAGUGAGACCAAGCAAAUGCUAUCAAAAGAGGAGAAAUUUUCUAUGCAGAGGACAAAUGAAGAGACUGCAUCUCUGGCUAAGGAUAGGGUAUUAAGGUCAGCUCUUGUUGCUGAGGAAACAAAUGAACUUAAAGCUGAUAUAACAAGUAUAAUUCCAGGUUUGGACAGUGCUGUUUCAGUUCACACACAGAGUGAAGAAGAACAGGUAUUUAAUUUACAGAUAUUUACAGAUCAGACAGUUCUUCCCUCUGAGGGUAGAUUCAGUAGUGAGAGGCCAAGUCCUGAGCAAGCAGAAGUUAGAAAAUCUCCUACUCUUAUGCAGACAGUGUCAACAGAUGAUCAAGGGACUGUUACAUGUGAAGAGUCAACUCAGUUAUCUGUUCAAGAGACAGCAAUUUCCAUAGUCCCUCGUAAAGAGGUUCCUGCCCCUUUGCAUCUACAGGCAAUUCACCCAGACAACAUGCUAUCGAAAGAGGGGAUACUCUCAGCAGAGCAGCCAGACCAGCAGAUGGCAGUUCUGAGACAGGAAAGGGCCCGCAAACAUGCAGUUACUACAGAGGAGAAAAGGGAGCUGACAGCAGACUAUUCCAGAGCUCUUGAUGUUUCUGUGGCAGGAUUUCAAUCUGAAAUCAGGAAAGAACCAAAACCUCAAAACAUUUUGCAAGUGUUCACAGAACCAAUGCAACUACCAAAAGAAAAGCCAUUUGCCAGUGACAUUAAGCAACAACGUGCAUUAGUGCAAAAAGAGGAUCACUGGAAUGUUUUACAUGCCAUGUCUGUAUCAGACAGAAAAGAUCUUGACGAAGGACAUACAGAGAAUUUAGGUGCAGCUGAACAAUACACAUGCUUGACUAAGAUGGAACCUAAAAUAUCAUCAGAAUUUGUUCAUGUUGAGGAGAAGGCAAUCUCUACUGAAAGUACAAUUUCUCUUGAGGCUGCAGAACAAGACUUUGCUGUUCAGAUUCAAGAAGGACAGUCCAUUAGACAGUCAAUAUUAAUGGAAGAGAAGCAUGUUAUAAGAGGUGAAGUAUCUCAGAAUAUUACAAAAUCAGAAACUACCAUUGCUGUGGCUAGUCAGCAGCAAAUGGGUGCUCUACUAGUGUCAGAGUCCAGAGAAAGCCAGGUUCUUCCAAAGGAACUUACUUUUGUUAUCUCAGCACCAAAAGCACAUAGCUUAGACAUAAAGCACCAGUUGAAAAACAUGCUUUCAUCUGCUGUAGCUAGAGAUCAGCCAUUAAUCCUCGCAGAUGUGGUUGAACGUUUAGAAGUUGUUGAAGUGCAGGAAGUGAAAGUGCAGAAGGAGCCCAAGUAUAUUAUAUUCACAUAUCUUAUUACAACUGCGGGCGCUCCCAUUGAGAUUACAAUUGCUUUUGAGGGAGAGUAUCCUCAGACUGCCGACCUCAAGAGUGAACUUCAGGCUGCAUUUUAUUCCAUUAUAUUUCGUGAGCAUCAGGUUCUUACCUCUGAACAGCCAGGAACAAUGCAAAUUGACAGGCCCCAGAGAUCACAAGUUAGCAGGGCUACCUCCAAGGAAAGGAUCUCACCAAUGGUAGAGACUGUGCGAUUAACUGAAAAUGCGGAAGGUUUUUUGCCACCUAAAACUCAAUCAGCUGCUCUGAAAACUGAAGGCGCAGCCACUUUCCAGUCUGUUAGUUUUCAGAAAGAAACUAUUGUGGAAGACUCUAGGAGUAGAAUGAUGCAGAUGUCCAAAGAGUCAAAAAUGGAAUUGAAGCAAUCUGUUCAUACUGAAAAACAGGAAAUCAGAUCAGUGACAGUAGAAAGUCAAGAAAGAGAUGUAGGUGCAGGAGAUAUCACAACUAGUGUGUCUUUUGGGCAAGUACCAGUUGAACAACCUGCUGAUGUAUUCGUUAGGAGUGAAGGACUGCAGAAAUAUCUAAUGGAAGAGACAAUCAUAUUACAAGAAGAAACAGUUAGGGAUGAUCACUCAGUUUUUGAAAGUACUUUAGAGGACAUCACCCUUGAUGAAUAUUCUAAAGCAACCUUUUCUGUAACUAUAAGAAAUGUUUCAAAGGUGAAUUGGCUUUUUAAUGGAAAACAAAUUAAGUCUGGCAAAGAGUUCAAGUGUUCAAAAGACAGGGACACCUAUACACUAGUAAUAGACAAUGUUAUCAAGAAAAAACAUGAAGGCGAAUUCACGUGUGAGGCUGUGAGUGAAGCUGGCACAACAAGGACAUCAUCAAGGCUCACAGUAGUCACAAGAGUGCCACCUGUUUUCAGGCAUAAAAUCCAUGCUCUGGAGACUAAUGUUGGCAGCCCUGCCAAAUUUGAAUGUGAGAUUGAAGAUGCUCCUAAUGUUACCUUCAAAUGGUUCAAGUCUGGUUCUGAGAUCAGGCAGAGCGACAAGUACAAGAUCGUCAGCCACUCUACCACAUCAUCGCUGGAGCUUCUGAGUCCAACACAAGCUGAUAGUGGAGAGUAUAUGUGCAGAGCUUUAAACCAACAUGGUAGCGACAGUUGCUCUGCUAACCUGACUGUGACAGAGGUUUUCCCUCCAGAAUUUGUGUCAAAGCCUGAACCGAUGACAUUAUUUGUGGGCAAACAAGCAAAAUUUCAGUGUGUUAUCACUGGUUCUGCGCCAAUGAAUGUUGUAUGGUACAAGGACAACAUUGCUAUUUUGCCCGAUGAGCACUAUAAAGUGUCCUUUGAGAAGAACAAGCAUUGUCUUGAGAUCAUGAAACUUGAGCAAAAUGAUCAGGGAACUUACCUUUGCAAAGCUUCUAACAGUGUUGGCAUGGCUACAUGCUGCACUGAAAUGAGAGUUAUAGACAAACCCAGUUUUGUGAAGACCUUUGAAUCAACUUCUGUAGCUGUGGGUAAUCCACUGCGGCUUGAGUGUCAGGUAAAUGAAGAUACAGGAGUGACUAUCACUUGGACAAGGGAUGGCAAGAAAAUCCAUAACACUAUGGAUAGCAAAAUUUCUUUUGAUGAGAAAGUGGUCAGCCUUGAUAUCCCAAAGACCAAGAUUAAAGAUACAGGCACUUAUGUCUGUACUGCUACAAAUGAUGCUGGAAGCAGCAGCUGUUCUUCUGUGGUUACGGUGAAAGAACCUCCGGUAUUUGUUAAGAAACUGGAGCCUAAGAUCCUGUGGAAACAAGGCAUUUCUGCACGCUUAUUGUGCGCUGUUAAAGGAUCUCCUGAGCUCCAUGUCAGUUGGUUUUUAAAUGACAAACAACUCAGUUCCAGUGAAAGACACAAAAUCAUCUUCAAAGAUGGUCAAGCUACACUUGAGAUUAUUGACCUUACUGUGUCUGACAGUGGAAAUUACACCUGUGAAGUAAUGAACGAGGCUGGCUGUGAAAGCUGUAGCACCAACUUGACUGUUAAAGAACCCCCUGCUUUCAAAAAGGAGUUAGAAAUGGUGGAAGUGGUCAAGGGGUAUGCUGCAAAAUUCCAGUGUGAAGUUACUGGCACUGCUCCAUUUGAUGUCACUUGGUUUAAGGAUAAGAAACCAGUGACCAUUGAUAAAAAGCACAACAUUGUAACAAAGGACACCAUUUCAUAUUUGGAAAUACAUUCAUUUGACAGUGCAGAUGUUGGGGACUACCAAUGUGUUGUUUCAAAUGAUGUUGGUAAAAUAACUUCUAAAUCAGUAGCCAAACUGAAAGACCCUCCAUCUUUUGUAAAAAGGAUUGAAAACACAACUGCAGUUUUGGGCAGUGCUGUGAAACUGCAGGGUGCUCUUAAAGGCUCAGCCCCUAUCACUGUCACAUGGCUAAAGGAUUCUGAGCUACUCAGACAAGAUGAUCCUAAUAUUACAAUGACUUUUGAAAACAACAUUGCAAGUUUGGCAAUAGCACAAAUAGCCAUGAACCAUGAUGGAAAGUACACAUGCCAAGCUGAAAACGAGGCUGGCCAGCAAAAAAGUGAAGCCAAGUUAUCAGUUCAAGAACCUGCUAGAAUUGUUGAUAAAGCACCAUCCAUCAGUGUAACAGCAGGAGACUCUGCAACUUUGGAAUGCACUGUGUCAGGAAGUCCGGAUCUCAAAGUUAAAUGGCUUCGUGAUGGCAAGGAAGUGAUAGGAGGCCGAAAAUAUAAAAUCUCUUUUAAGGAAAAUGUAGCAAGCUUAAAAAUCCUCUCAGCAGAGAGGGGAGAUAGCUGCGAAUACACAGUGGAAGUUUCCAAUCGGGUUGGAAAAGACCACUGCUCUUGCUCAGUCACAGUUCUUGAUAAAAUUAUACCUCCAACCUUCACAAAAAGUCUUAAAAAGGUUGAUGGUAACCUUGGAGGAAAUAUACAGAUGGAAUGUAAGGUGUCAGGGUCGCAGCCCAUGACAAUAUCUUGGUUUAAAGAUGGAAAGGAGAUCACAACUGGGAUAAAGUACCAAACUGAAUUAAAAGAAAGCACUGCUUUAUUGAAAAUAUUCCAGUUGGAGACUGCUGAUGCUGGGGUUUUCACAUGUCAUGCAACUAAUGCUGCAGGGCACAGUGAGACCAGUGGAACAGUAUCUGUUAAAGAGCCACCGGUCUUCACAUUGAAACCUGAAUCGCAAGAUGCUAUACCAGGGUCUAAUGUUGUUUUGAAAGCUGCUUUUAUUGGAACACCAAGUUUUACUAUUAAAUGGUUCAAAGAAGAGAAAGAAAUAUUUACUGGAGAUACUUGUUUCAUCAAGAAAGAUGCUUCUUCAAGUACCUUGGCACUGCACUCUGUAAAGCCAUCACAUUCUGCCAGAUAUACUUGUCAAGUUGCCAAUGAUGCAGGAAGUGUUUCAUGCACCGCAGUCUUAUUUGUGAAAGAGCCUCCAAAGUUUGUGACGAAACUUGAUUCAACUAAAUUAGCAGUGAAUGGCAGUGUUGUGGUUUUGGAGUGUGAAGUAACUGGCAGUCCUGAAAUUUCUAUUACUUGGUAUAAAAAUAAUAUAGAAAUCAGCCCAAGCAAUAAAUAUCAAAUGACCUUCACUGACUCAGUUGCUACACUGCAGAUAUCUAAUUGCAGUUUUGAAGAGAGCGGGGAUUAUAUUUGUGUAGCAUCCAGCGAUGCUGGCAGUGACAAAUGCAGUUGCUUGGUUACCGUCAAAGAACCUCCUGCGUUCAUUAAGUUAUUUGAAUCCAGAGAAGUCGUCAAAGGUUCUGAUGUUGUACUUGAGGGAUCUGUCUCAGGAACACCUCCAUUUGAGGUUUCGUGUUUCAAAGACUCAAAGCAGAUCAGAAAUGACCGCCGGCAUAUCAUUGGGAUAAAGAAUGAUGUAGUUACUAUUGAGAUUCUCAAGUUUGAACCUGGAGAUGCUGGCAAAUAUAAAUGCACAGUAGCAAAUGAAGUAGGACAGACAUCGUGUGAUUGUGAAAUUAUACUGAAAGAGCCACCAUCAUUCACGCAGAAGCUAGAUAACAUGGAUGCCUUACUAGGCACCGAGCUUAAAAUGCUGUGUGUUCUGAAAGGCUCACUGCCUAUGACAGUGUCAUGGACAAAAGGUGACCAUGAGGUCAGAGAUACUGAGGAUGUCCAGAUUUCUUUUGAGAACAGAACCGCAGUUCUGCAUUUCUCUAAUGUGAAGUUAAAACAUUCUGGAAAGUACACUUGUCAUGCCCAGAAUGAGGCUGGAAGUCAGAAGUGUACAGCAGCUUUGGUGGUCAAAGAGCCAGCAAAUAUUACAGAGCAGGCCAAGUCUAUCAGUGUCACAGUAGGAGAUCCUGCCACUCUGGAGUGCAGGUUCUCAGGCACUAAAUCCUUGAAAGUUAAAUGGCUGAAAGAUGGAAAAGAGCUGACAUCUGGCAAAAAAUACAAAAUACAAAGCACUGAUACAAGUUCCAUAUUAAAGAUCCUUUCUGCAGAGAGGAAUGAUGAAGGCGAAUAUACAUUUGAGGUUUCAAAUGAUGUUGGCAGCAGCAUUUGUGAGGCCUCUGUAACAGUACUAGAUCAAAUAAUUCAGCCAUCGUUCACAAGAAAAUUAAAACAAUUGGAAAGUAUUAAAGGAUCCUUUGCACACUUGGAAUGUCUGAUCGCAGGAUCUCUGCCUAUAACAGUCACUUGGUUUAAGGACAACAAGGAGAUAGAUACAAAUGAAAAACAUAAGAGUGUUUUCUUUGAGAAUGCAGCAUCUUUGGAAAUCAGUCGUCUUGAUAGUUCGGACAGUGGAAAUUACACCUGCAUUGCUACAAACAAAGCAGGCAGUGCCCAGUGUUCUGCUGUCUUAAAAGUUAAAGAACCUCCUGUUAUCAUUGAGAAACCUGAGUCACAGCAGGUCAUACCUGGAACCAGAGUGAAAUUCAGUGUACUUGUGUCUGGAACUCCCCCGCUGACCAUCAAGUGGUUCAGAAAUAGAAAAGAAGUCUUAUCAGGUGUUGACUGCUCCAUUCAGAAAGACGACUCUUCAAGCUCACUUGAGCUGUUUUUCACUAAGCCAUCCGACUCUGGAGACUACAUUUGUGAAAUAAGCAAUGACGUUGGCUCAGAUUCCUGCCAAACAACACUCUUUGUCAAAGAACCCCCCAAAUUCAUCCGAAAGCCAGACAAAGUUUCAGUAGUGAAACCUGGACAGUCCGUAAUUUUUGAGUGUGAGAUUGUGGGCACACCGGAAAUAGACACAUACUGGUUUAAAGACGGUAAUGACUUAAGUCCAGAUGACAAGCAUAAAAUGAGUUUUGUCAACUCUUUGGCACGGCUUGAGAUUACUGGUGCUGAUCUUAAAGACAGUGGUGUAUAUUACUGUGAGGCCCGUAAUGAGGCAGGUAGUGAGAGCUGUAGCAUGGAUCUGAAAGUGAAAGAACCACCAGUUAUUGUAAAGCCAUUCACUCCUGUAGAGGUUGUGAAAGGUUUGAAUGCCUCUUUUGAGUGUCAAAUUAGAGGCACAGCUCCUUUUAAAAUAACUUGGCAAAAAGAUUCCAAGGAGAUAAUGCCAAGCACAAAACAUGUGUUCUCUCAGAAAAAUGGUUCACUAAUGUUACUUGACAUACAGAAAUGUGAUGACUUGGAUGUUGGCGAGUACCAAUGCAUUAUUUCAAAUGAAGCUGGAAGUUGUUCAUGUAGAGCAACACUAAGCAUAAAAGAACCACCAUCAUUUGUAGAAAAGAUCCAGAAUGUUACUACAGUGUUGGGAAAUGUAGCAGAGUUUAAAUGUGUUGUUAAGGGGUCACCUCCUCUGAACAUACAAUGGCAGAAAGAUGAAACAUGGAUCUUGGAAGAUGCCGAGAUUGUGAGAACAUUUGAAAAUAAUGUUGCUACAUUAAGAAUUCCCAAGUGCCAGUCUAACCAUAGUGGAAGAUACACCUGCCAGGCUAUGAAUGAGGCAGGCCAGGAGAAGUGUUUUGCCACUCUUUUGGUUCAAGAGCCUCCCCAGAUUAUUGAAAAACCAGAAAUUAUAAAUGUCACUGCUGGAGAUCCCGUCAGUUUUGAAUGCAAGGUAACAGGCACUGCUGAACUGAAAGUGAAAUGGAGUAAAGAUGGCAAAGAGGUGGUCCCAUCCAGACAACAUAGCCUCAGUUUUGUCAACAACAUCAGUAACCUUAAGAUUCAGUCUGCGCAGUUAGAUGAUGGAGGAACUUACCUUUUUGAGGUCUCCAACUACAUCAGUACCUGCAAGUGUAAAGUGACUUUAAAUGUCCUAGAACAAAUAAUUCCUCCUGCCUUCAUCAAACCCCUGACUGACAUGGAGGAGAUUCUAAGUUCCCCAGUAAAACUAGCAUGCAAUAUAUCUGGCUCGCUCCCAAUCUCUGUGGAGUGGUUUAAAGAUGGAACUAAACUGACAGGAAAAACCAAGCAUAAACUCGUUCAGGACCACCACAGUGUCUCUUUGGAGAUUGAGCGGUUAGAGAAAGCAGACACUGGAACCUACUCUUGUAAACUUACAAACAAAGCAGGCAGUUGUGAAUGCAGUGGAACACUGAGGGUGAAAGAACCCCCAAGCUUUGUGGUAGUGCCUGAGCCACAGGCUGUCAUACCAAAUACCACUGUUCGUUUUAAAAGUACCUUUAAAGGAACACCUCCCUUCAUGGUGAAAUGGUUCAAAGAAGAUACUGAACUGAUUACUGGACCAUCCUGCUUUAUUGGCCUUGAGGGCCUUUCAAGCUUCAUAGAUCUUUAUGCUGUGGGACUUUCAAACACUGGGCCAUACUCUUGCCAAGUUAGCAAUGAUGCUGGUACAGCGAAAUGUACCACAAGCUUAUUGGUGAAAGAACCACCUGAAUUUGUACAGAAACUACCAGCAACAAAGUUUCUAAAGAUGGGAUUGCCACUCCGGCUUGAAUGCAAAGUUACUGGCACACCACCUUUGAAAAUUAGCUGGUACAAAAAUGACAAUGCAGUCAUUGAGAGUAACAACAUGAUGAUGGCUUUCGAUGGCUCGAUGGCAGUGCUUGAGAUUUUAAGCACCUCCUGUGAUGAUGAUGGAGUGUACACCUGUGAAGUUCAGAAUGAUGCAGGAACUAAGAGCUGCAGCACCACUCUCUCAGUCAAAGAACCACCAGUUUUCCAGAAAGUGCCCUCACCUGCUGAGGGGUUGAAAGGCAAAGAUGUAAGUCUUAGCUGUGAGCUGAAGGGACAUGCACCAUUUGAGAUAACCUGGUUUAAAGACCAAAAGCAACUGAAGGAAAGUAGAAAGUACAAAUUUGUGUCUGAGGGACACUUUGCUACUCUGCACAUUCUUGGACUGGAGGCAUCAGAUGCUGGUGAAUAUGAAUGCAAAGCCUCAAACAAUGCAGGAAGUGAUGCCUGCCAAGGAUUGGUGAAACUCAGAGAACCACCAGUUUUUGUCAAGAAACUGACCAAUAUGACAGUCAUAGCUGGUGAGGAAGUUACUCUUGUGGCAACUGUCAAAGGCUCUGAGCCAAUCAGUGUGUCUUGGGUACAAGACAAGGACCAUGUUCUUAGAGAUGGUGACAACAGAAAAAUUACAUUUGAAAAUAACCAGAUAUCUUUGAGGAUCUUUAAAGCUGAUUCGACCACUGCUGGGAAGUAUACCUGUGAGAUUAAAAAUGAUGCUGGUGUGGCACAAUGCAUGGCAAACCUAACUGUUCUAGAACCCGCUGCCAUUUUGGAUAGGACAGAGUCUGUAAGUGUCACAACUGGUGACCCAGCAGUUUUAGAAUGCACUGUAUCUGGAACCCCAGAGCUUAAACCAAAAUGGUAUAAAGAUGGAAUGGAGCUAUCUUCUGGACAGAAAUACAAAAUCACCUUCUCCAAAAAGAUAUCCAGUCUUAAGGUGUUAUCCACAGACAAAGGUGAUACUGGAGAGUACACCUUUGAGGUCUCAAAUGAAGUUGGAAGUGAUAGUUGCAAGAUGCACCUUGGUGUUUUAGAUAAAAUUAUCCCUCCCACAUUCUCAAGAAAAUUGAAGGAUAUGCACAGUAUCGUUGAUAAACCUAUUGAAUUGGAUUGCAAGGUCUCGGGUUCUGAACCUCUUACCAUUUCAUGGUAUCACAAUGGCGAGGAGAUCGAGAGUGGGCCAAACUAUGAAAUUAGUUUUGCUGAGAACACCUGUACGCUCAAGCUGCCCAUUCUAAAACUGUCUGAUGCAGGUUCAUACAUGUGUAAAGCAGUGAACAGUGCUGGAACUGCUGAGACUACUGCCUUACUUGAUGUUAAAGAACCUCCAUCUUUUGUGACACCCCCUCAGCCAGUUGAGGCACUCCCGGGAUCAAAUGUCACAUUCACUGCAACUGUGAGAGGAAGUGCCCCAUUAAGGCUGAAAUGGUUCAGAGGCAGUACAGAGAUUGUGUCUAGCAGAGCCUGUGAGAUCGCUCUGAGAGGAGACAUAGCUACACUAGAACUCUUUAAAAUUGACAAAUCUCAUGCAGGAGAAUACACCUGUCAAAUUAUUAAUGACGUUGGGAAGGAAAACUUCCCUGUGACCCUUUUUGUCAAAGAAGCUGCACGCUUUGUCAAAAAGCUGAAAAACAUCUCUGUUGAAGUGGGCAAGUCAAUGGUACUUGAAUGCACGUAUGCUGGAAGCCCUAAGAUUCUGGUGAAGUGGCAUAAAGAUGGCCAGGAGAUCUUCUCCUCUUAUAGAUACAAUAUUACAACUACUGAGAGCUCCUGCAUCCUGGAGUGUCUCAACUGUGAUAAAGAGGCAGGAGGAAAAUACUCAUGUGACGUUUCCAAUGAAGCUGGCCAUGACACCUGUGAUGCAACAGUGUCCAUUUUAGAGCCACCAUUCUUUAUUGAGAGUUUGGAACCAAUGGAAGUGACUGCAGGUGAUGCCGUCUGUCUGAAAUGCCAGAUUGGGGGCACUCCUGACAUCAAAGUCUCCUGGUUCAAAGGGGAUGGCAAAGUUCGAUCUUCUCCGACCUGUAGAAUUGAGUACUCCAAAGGCGUUGCCUGUUUGAAAUUAGCCAAAACCUCCAAAGCUGACAUUGGAGAAUACACUUGUACAGCAGAAAACAGCAUUGGGUCUGCCUCUUCUAGCUGCCACUUAACUGUACAAGAGGCCAAGACGCCACCAUCUUUUCCCAAGAAAAUUACUAGCAUUCAGCAAACUGUAGGACAUAGUGUCCAGUUUGAGUGCCGUGUUGCAGGAUCAUCUCCACUGGAGAUCUCUUGGCUUAAAGAUGGUGAAGUUCUAAAGAGUAGCUCAGAGUACACUAUGACUUUCGAUGAUAACUCUGCUGUACUGAGAAUUGCACAGGGAGAAAUGAGACACUCUGGGGAAUACACUUGUGUUGCAACAAAUAUUGUUGGAACUGCCUCUUGUAGAGCCAAGCUCACACUUCAAGAGCCAAGAUACCCACCUGUGUUUGAUAGAAAGCUUUCACCUGUGGAUGUUUCAGUUGGAAAUACUGUGCAAUUGGAAUGCCACAUGACUGGAUCAUUGCCUAUAAAAGUCACUUGGUCAAAGGAUCAUAAAGAUAUCCGCUCAGGGGGCAAUUAUAAGAUAUCAUGUGUGGAAAACACCCCGCAACUGACUAUUCUAAAAGCAGAUAAGGCUGACUCUGGCCUCUAUUCUUGCCAUGCUAGUAAUGAUAUGGGGAAGGACUCUUGUUCAACAGAGGUCACUGUGAAAGAACAAAAGAUUCCACCAAGCUUCACCAAAAAGCCUUCGGCAACCCUUGAGGAAACUGAAGGCAAACUGUUGAAGAUUGAGGCACGUGUUGCUGGAUCACUGCCCAUGAUUGUCAACUGGUAUAAAGAUGACAAAGAAAUCUUCAGCUCUGACAGAUAUGAUAUCACCUUCAGAAGCAACAUGGCUGUGAUGGUGAUAAAGAGUUCCUCCAGCUCAGAUAGUGGUACUUAUACAUGCAAAGUCACCAAUGAGGCUGGUUCUGCUUCUUGCCAGGUUUUGGCUCAUAUUACAGAGCGGAAGGUACCGCCGAACUUUGACUUGCCUCUUAAACCUGUGACACUGAAUGAGGGUGAGACACUUUCACUUAGCUGCCAUGUACGUGGCUCUCCACCACUGAAAAUUCAGUGGAUGAAGGACAGAAGGGAGUUGAUGUCCUCUGCUAGCACCAAGAUCACCUUUGUAGAUGGCACCGCUACACUAGAAAUGCUUAAUGUGUCUAAAACAGAUGCAGGAGAUUACCUCUGUAAGGCAACCAAUGAAGCUGGUAGUGAGUUCUGCAAGUCCAGAGUUACUAUCAAAGAGAAGCCAAAAGCUCCUGCUGCUGCUCCCACUCCAGCUCCUGCAGUACCUGCAGCUCCUGAACCAGUUAAGAAAUUGGACAAUUUGUUCUUCAUUGAGGAACCCAAGAGUGUCCAUAUCACUGAGAAGGGCACUGCGACAUUUAUUGCCAAGGUUGGCGGUGAUCCCAUUCCUAAUGUGAAAUGGAUGAAGGGCAAAUGGAGGCAGAUGACUCAUGGUGGUCGCAUUGCCAUUGUGCAGAAGGACCAAGACGCCAAGAUGGAAAUUAGAAAUGUGACCAAAUCUGACGCUGGACAGUAUAGAUGUGUAGCAUCAAACAAACAUGGAGAAAUCGAAUCCAGCACUGAUCUGACUGUUGAUGAGAGGAAAGAGAUUACACCUGAAAUGGUCACACUGAAGAAGACACCCUCAAAACAGAAAAGCCCCAAAGAGGACAAGGACAUUGAUAUUGUUGAGCUGCUCAGAAAUGUGGAUCCCAAAGAAUAUGAGAAAUAUGCACGCAUGUACGGUAUCACAGAUUACCGUGGCCUUCUUCAAGCCAUUGAACUGCUAAAGAAGGAGAAAGAAGAAGAACAAAGUGCAAGACCUGAACUGGAACAUACAAGACGUGAGUCAGAAGAAGAAGAUCUAUCAAAACUUGUGGCUGACUUACAGAAGAGAAUGGAGCAAACUGAGCCUGUAACACUGAUCAGAGACAUCACUGACCAGACUAUAGUUGCCAAUAGAGAGGCUGUGUUUGAAUGUGAGAUCAAAAUCAACUACCCAGAGAUAACACUGUCCUGGUACAAAGGCACCCAGAAACUUGAUACAAGUGACAAGUACGAGAUUAAAGUUGUUGGUGACCGCCACAUCUUAAAGAUCAAGAACUGCCAGACCCGAGAUGAGGGCAGUUAUCGCGUUGUAUGUGGACCACAUAUCUCCAGUGCCAAACUGACAGUGUUGGAAGGUGAAGUGGAACAGCACAUGGAGGAUGUUGCUGGUAAGGAAGGCCAAACCUGUACACUCACAUGCCAGUUCUCCAUACCUAAUGCAAAGGCUCAGUGGUUUAAAAAUGGAAAGCUUUUAGAGCCUCAUGGCAGGUUCACAUAUUCUGUGGCCAAUUACACUCAGAAGCUAUCAAUUAAAGAUGUUAGGCCUGAAGACCAAGGAGAAUAUACCUGCAAAUAUAAAAACCUUGAAACAACUGCAAAUCUUUGGGUUGAAGCGGAGCAAAUACAUUUCACUAAACGCAUCCAGAACAUUGUGGUUCGGGAACGACAGUCUGCAACUUUUGAAUGUGAAGUGUCCUUUGACAAUGCAAUUGUAACAUGGUACAAGGACAUAUGGGAGCUUAAAGAAAGCCCAAAGUACACAUUCAGGAGCGAAGGCCGACGACACUUUAUGAUUAUCCGCAAUGUAACUUCGGCGGAUGAAGGCGUAUAUUCAGUGAUUGUCAGAUUGGAGCCCAGAGGCGAAGCCAAAAGCACAGCAGAGCUUUACCUGUCAGGGAAAGACAUUGAUGUAGGAAGGGUACCUUAUGAUAUUCCUGACUCGUCAAUACAAGUCCCUGAAGCACCAUCUGCAUUUACUGUCGAAGCUGAAUCAUCUGUUGAAUACUAUCAAUAUGAAGAAAAGAUGGAAAUUCAAGAAUAUGAGUACAGAGCAGAAGAAAGGAUAGUAGAGGAAAUCUCUGUUACAGCCCCAAGAAUUCCUGUGGAAGAGAUUGUUGAGAGGAAGGCACUUGGAGUGAGAGAAGAAGUACCAACCAAAGUUCCUGAGAUGGUUGAGAAACCAGAGGAGAAACGUACACCAGUUGAGGAAAAGAUAGAAGCACCCGUAAAAGUACCCGAAGCUAAGAAACCUAAAGAAGAAAAAGUCAUACCACUCAAAGUAGAAGAACCAAAAGUACUUCCCACUAAAGAAGAACGCGAAGUGGUACCUGCUCCGCAGCCAACCAAAGUUGCUCCUGAGAAAGUGCCAGAAGCUGUAGCACCUGUGGUUUCCAAGCCUAAACCUAAAGAACCUACACCUAAACCUCCAUCAGUACCUGAAACCAUACCAGAGCCCAUGCUGAAGGCCAAACCUGAGCCUACACCUGAAAAGAAGCUAGAAACAAAGCCUGAACUGAAGCCUGUACCUCUGAAGGAAAUUGAGCCAACUCCAGCCAAAGUUCCUUUGGAGUUAAAGAAACCAAAACCAACUGAACCAGAACCACCAAGGGCAGUACCAACCAAACCAGAACCAGCACAAGUCACUGUGGUUCCUAAGGACAUAGUCCCUCAAAAAGUACAAGAACCUUCCAAGAAGCCAGAGGUUCCCUCAUAUAUACCUGCAGAGAAAGAGGAAGUGCAAGAAGAAAUAGCAUUGUUCAGGAAAGAAAUCACACAUAUCCCUAAAGUAGAAGAAGACAAAGAAGAAAGGAAAAAGAAAGCUGUUCCUGACCGCAAGGAUGUAACACCUGUACCUCAAAUAUCUAAACCCAAAGUUACACCUGUCACCGAGUCCAUGUUGGAGGCCAAGCCCGAGCUUAAGACUGAACGUAAACCUGAGUUCAAACCUGAACCUAAACUUGAUGUUAAGCCUGAGCCCAAACCUAAGGUCAAACCUGAGCCAAAACCCGAGGUGAAGCCAGAGCCCAAACCAAAGGUUAUGCCUGAGCCUAAACCUGAGAUCAAACCUGAACCUAAACCUGAGGUUAAGCCAGAGCCCAAACCUGAGGUUAAGCCAGAGCCCAAACCUAAGGUUAAGCCAGAGCCCAAACCUGAGGUUAAGCCAGAGCCCAAACCUAAGGUUAAGCCUGAGCCUAAACCUGAGAUCAAACCUGAACCUAAACCUGAGGUUAAGCCAGAGCCCAAACCUAAAUUUAAGCCUGAGCCUAAACCUGAGAUCAAACCUGAACCUAAACCUGAGGUUAAACCAGAGCCCAAACCUGAGGUUAAACCUGAACUUAAACCUGAGGUUAAGCUUGAACCCAAACCUAAGGUUAUGUUUGAACCCAAACCUGAGAUUAAACCUGAACCUAAACCUGAGGUUAAGCCAGAGCCCAAACCUGGGGUCAAACCUGAACCUAAACCUGAGGUUAAGCCUGAACCCAAACCUGCAGUUAAGCCUCUGCCUAAACCUGAAGUCAAGCCAGAGAAACCUGCACCUGAGAAGAAACCUGAGUCGCUUCUACCAAAAGUUCAUGUGGAAGAAGAGAAACCAAAGCCAACUCAUCGCGAACCAGCACAAGCAGUGCCUACUAAACCAAAACCAGCCACUGUGGUUCCUAAGGAAAUAUCUCUUCAAAAAGUGCAAGAACCUUUCAAGAAGCAAGAGAUUUCUUCAUACAUAUCUGGACAGAAAGAUGUCGAGGAAAUGUCACUGUUCAGGACAGACAUUGUGCCUGUCUAUAAACCAGAGGACAAACAGAGAGAUACUGUUUUACCUAAAAAAGAUAUUAAGCAACCUGAGGUUUCUCAGAAGAAAGCAAAACUGAAAGAUGAAGUUUCUCCUAGGCCUACAACAGAAGAAGAAGAAAUAAGGCUCAAUAAGCGAGGAGUCAUCUCAACUAAAAAAGAACAAGCAGAAAUAACAACCAUGCCUAAGACAGAAAAGAAGGGAUUAGUUUUAACUACUGAAGCAAUAAUGAUGUCUCAAGAACAGAAGGUAGCACGUGUGCCAAAAAUAGAAGAAACAACAGAUAUUCUACACAAGAAAGAAUUUGUCUUAACUUCAGAAAAAGAAAUGGUCCCUCAAGAACUUAAGGUAGAACCUGUACCAAAAACAGAUAAAAAGGAAAUUAUUCCACUUAAGAAAAAAGAAUUUAUUUUAAUUUCUGAAGAAAAAAUGGCACCUCGAGCACUGAAGGUAACACCUGUUCUGAAACCAGAGAAAAUGGAAGACAUUCCCCCUACAGAGAAAGAAUCUGUCUUAAUAUCUGAGGAAGAAAUGGUCCCUCAAGAACCUAAGUUAGUGCCUAUACCAAUUACAGAGAAAAAAGAAGGUAUUCCACUUAAAAAGAAAGAAUUUGUCUUGACAUCUGAAGAAAAAAGCGUGUCUCAAGAGCUGAAGGUAGCAUCUGUGUCAAAAAUAGAUGAAAGUACAGGUGUUCUACAUGAGAAAGAAUUUAUCUUAAUUUCUGAAGAAAUGGUUCCUCAAGAACUUAAGGCAGAACAUGUAACAAAAAUAGAGAAAAAGGAAGGUAUCCAACUUAAGAAGAAAGCAUUUGUGCAAACUUCUAAAGAAAAAAUUCUGCCUGAAGAGCUGAAGCUAGCAACUGUGCCAAAAAUAGGGAAAAAGGAAGGUAUUCCACUUAAGAAGAAGGAAAUUGCCUUAACUUCUGAGGAAGAAAUACACCCUCAAGGACAUAAGGUAGAACCUGUACCAAAAACAGACAAAAAAGAAAGUAUUCCACUUACAAACAAGGAAUUUCUCUUAACUUCUGAGGAAAAAAACUUGUCUCAAGAGCUGAAGUUAGCACCUCUGUCAAGAAUAGAUGAAAGAAGAGGUGUUCUACAUAAGAAAGAAUUUAUCUUAAUUUCUGAGGAAGAAACUGAGCCUCAAGAACUUAAGGUAACACCUGUGCCAAAAACAGAGAAAAAGGAUGGAAUUCCACUUAAGAAGAAGGAACAUGUCUUAACUUCUGAAGACAAAUUUGCAACUCAAAAGUUGAAGGAAACUCCUGUGCCAAAAGUAGAAGAAAAGGAAGAUAUUCUGUUCAAAAAGAAGGAAUUUGCUAUAACUUCUAAAGAACAAGAAUUUGCUCAUCAACAGCUAACUGUAACACAACAGCCAAAAAUAAAAGAAAAGGAACAGGUUCUACUUAAAAAGAAAAUUGAUUUAACUUUGAAAGAAGCAGAAUUAGCACCUCAAAAACCUGAGAUAACACCUGAUAUUGGAAAGGAAACAAAAUAUCUUAUAACUCCAAAGAAAGAAGAAACAGUGUCACAAAAAACAGACAUAAUAACAGCCAUGCCUGAAAAACUUCUAUCUAAGAAGAUUGAGGUUGUUUCUUCUGAAAAAGAACCUCAGCUUCAAAAAACAGUGAUAGUUCCUGGGAUUAAAUCUGAAGGGGAGGAAGAUGUUCCACUUAAACAAAAACCUACUCCUUCUCUGAAGAAAAAAGAAUUUGUGCCUCAUAAGAAAGAGGAUACUCUUAUUCCUGCAAAGGAUGACAGAGAAGUUUUCCAAAAAGGUGUUACUGCUGCAAAAGUUCUUUUGGAGCCAAAAGAAGAGCUGCCAAGAAAACUGGAUUCAAUUCUUGUCUCUCCAGAGAAGGUCGAACAAGCCCAAGAUACACAUGUCAGCAUGAGACCAGAAGCAGUCUUACCCAAAUCUAUUGUUGUAGCUGAAAUGACUUCUCAGAGAAAAGAGACACCAACCAAAAGAGAACUGCAAGCAUCAUCUUUGAAUCUCCAGACAAAUGUUCAAUCUCUGGUACUUACAGAGAAAACGCCAUUCAUGUCACUUAUGACUGAAAAAGCUUCUUAUGAAGAAGAACAUCUACAGCCAAAAGAAGUGUCUUUUGAGAGAAUAAUUGAAGACAACUACAUUGAAGAGGAGGCUUCUCUUAAUAAAAACAGAUCCAUAAAGGGAGGACGGAAGGGUACAGUGGAACAAGACAUUUUCGAUAGACAUGUCAAUGAAGAUCAUCAAAUUCCUUUCCAAUCUCUUAGUAAUGUAAUCUCAUCAGAUAAUCAGAGGGGUACUAAGAAAGGGAAAAUGGCAGAGAGAAAUAUUUCAAUAAAGCAAAAAUCUUCCAAAUUAGAAUCCAUUGGUGAUAAAAUGAAAAAUAUUCAAGAAAUUGGAAAAGACUGUAACCAAAAAGAUGAAGGUAUAAGGAAAGCCAUGGGUGUUUUAGAGAGAAAGAUCAGCACUAAUAAAAAUAGUUUAGAGGAUGAUCAGGUCUCACAAUUAGAGAACCUUCCAUGUAGUACUAGAAGUAUGGAAAUAGUAGGGAAACAAGAAGCAGUGGAACAUAGUAUAGAGGAGGAUAUUCAAAAGAAUGUUAAUGUACCAGUGAAAGACCAUGGAAGAAAGGAAGCUAGCUCAAAAAGCACAUUAUACUCCUUGGUUGAUAGUGAAAAACCUGAAAGUUUAGCCUGCAAAAUUCAAGGGUUAUCUAAGGAUGAUAUUUACUCUGAUUCUAAUCUAAAGGAUCUUUUAGUAACAUCAAAAAGAGACAUGCCAUUGGCAAAAAAUAUAGCUUCAGUAGAACUAACAGAUCAAGAUUUAGUAACUAGAGAUGUCCAGCCAAUCAGCAGGGUCAAAUUUAUAGCUACCAAACCUGAAACAACUGCUCAGAUAGGCAUGUCAGAUCUUAAAAAAAGUAAGCCCAAUUUGACAGAUGCAAGAACUAAAUAUGAAAGACAAGAUAUUCCUCAAAAAGACAUUCUCAAGGCAGAGAGUCAGGCAGAUAUUCAGUGCAGGAUAAUAGAUGAUGAAAAGCCUAUGGACACAACAAAAAGAGAAAGCCUUAGAAAGAAUGAAUUUUGGCUUCCAAAAGAAAUUGAACAAACAGUAUUACAAGAGCAUGUGCUAUUCAGAGACAGUCCAUCAUCUAUCUUUGAUGACACUAAAAUCAUUAAACCUAGCAGUACUUUUCAGCCAUAUUUACCAGCACAAGAAAAUAAAACAUAUCUGAAAAUGAUUAGUCAUCCUCAAAUUUCUGAUGAACGAAUAGAUGUUGUGUCUCCUGAUAUGCCAAAAUAUGUAGAUGAUAAUCCUAUUGAAGAUACACCUGUUAAAAGUGAAGAAAUCAAUUUAGAAUGUAGAGAAAAGGGUGAAAAGGAUGAAGCACAUACAAAAUUGGUACAUAGUACUCCUCUGAGAAAGAGUGAUUCAUUAAAGGAGGAAUCAGUAUCUCCCAACAAGGAGAUCACUUUUACUAAAGUGCACAAAUCUUUACAUCUGGAGGAAGAUCUCUAUGAGGCACCAAAAAAGUCCACAGCAAAAAAUUCUGUCAAUGAGAUUAAUUUUAAAGAGGAAAAAUGUCAGCCUAAAACAGACACAUUUAAUGGCAAUGUUGUUUCAGAAGCAUUAAGCAUUCCUAAAGAGAUAUAUCUAAUGAAGCCUACACAGGAUCACUCUGUGAAACCUAUCAAACAAGCUGUAAAAGAAAUCAAGAAGUCAUCUCAUUCUGCAGAAGAUAUGAAAAAGAGAGCCGUUCCAGGAAAAGAAGAACCAAUACUUUUGGAAGGAGACAGCGAGACGCACAAAGUACCCAACAUUGUACAACCUAAAGACAAUGAAUCUUUGAAAGAAGCACCUUUACCAUUAACGAUAUCAGCUUUGUCAAACAAUGAUGGGUCAUUUAUUUUGAGAGUUUCUGAUCAGAAGACUGAGCCCUUGCCACAUGAUGAGAAGAAUAUUAUAAAACUAGAACAUAUAUCUAGUAUUAGUGAAAACGAAAUUACCAAGAAACCAUUCAAAGCCAUAGAGCAAACAGAAAGGGAGAAUUCUUACUUAAAUAAGAGAUAUAUUCAGGAGGAGAAAUCUCUUCAAUCAGGGGAUGUAAUAUUACCCUCAUAUGAAACCAGUGAAUUGCCUAAAAGUCUUCUGAAAUGCCGAAAUGAUGUUGAGGAAGAUGAUUCCACUAAACCACUGAAACCCUUUGAAACACCAAAGGAUGAAACCGAACAGUUUCCAUGCAGUGAAAUAUUUACCCAAGACUAUGAAGAACACUCUUUGGACAAAAAAGAAAUCAUGCUUAAAGUGAAGCCUACCUCAAAGAUGGAUCUUAUACAACAGCAUGAAUUUACUCUUCCAGUGAGAGUGCCUGAACCAGAGAAGAAGGCUCCUUCAGAAAAGCCAGCCAUUCCUCUGAAAAAGGAGGACGUUGCUCCCAAAGUUGAAAAGAAACCAACUCCAGAGCCUGCAAAGAAAAUAUCUCCAGUUGAAGUUAAAAAAGAAGCACCACCAGAGCCUGCAGUUGUGCUGGAAGCAAAGAAAGUUCCUCCUGUUGAAGUUCAAGAGAAGAGGAAGAAGGCUGAAGAUCUUAAGACCAUGGAGAAGAUAACAGAGACACCAGUACCCACACCACCAGAACCCAGUAUAUCAAAACCAACUGCAAAAGAAGAUCAGAUACAUCAUGAUCAACAACCUAAAGAUGGUGAAAAGGAACCAGUUGCUGCACCUGCACCCACACCUGUGAAAAAAGGGAAAAUUCUUAUUACUGAGGAAGAAAAGCUAGAAAUGCCGACUCUAAAGAAAGUUACAAGGAUCUCCAAAGACAAGCAUGAGGAACAAGAAACAGUGAAAUUGAAGAAGGUUUACAAACCUUCACCAGAAGAACAUGAAGAAAUCAAGAAGGUCUAUGCUGAAGCUGCCACUGAGAUUUUAAUUACUGAGAGUUAUGAGGCUGAAAGGCAGUUUGAAAAAUAUGAACGUAUCAAGAGAACUGAAAUAAUAAGACCUGAAAAAGACAAAAUAACAUCAGUGGAGCCUGAUGAAGAACCAGAAAAGACAAAAACAGAGGAAGAAAAGGUGGAAAAGCCAGACUUGAAGAAAAUAGCAAAGAUUCCAAAACAAGAUGUGCCCGAGGAGCCUGACCUGGCUUUGAAGAAAAUAAAGAAAUUACUGCCUGAAACAAAAGAACAAGAAACAGUAAAAUUAAAACCUUUUGAAAAACCUGGAAAACCAGUGCCUGAACCAGCAAAAGACACUAAAAUAGAACCAACGGAAAAAGAACCUGUAUCUUUCCAAAAAGGCAGAGAACCUAUUAGUUUUGAGAAAGCUGAAAAACCCCAAAAAGCUGAUGAGCAAAAAGAACCGGAGGUCACCAAGAAAACAACAGAGCCUCCUAAGCCUGACGAGAAGAUGCCAGAUGAGGCUGUACAUAAACCCGUUGAUAGAGCUAAAAAAGAUGAACAGGCAAAAGAGCCUGAUACACCAUUGUGGAAAGGCAAAAGGAUCCCAAAACAAGAUGAGGAACCUGAGAAGGUUCAGCUAAAGCCUUUCACAAAGAAGCCUUCAGCUGGAUCACCGGAAGAAAAAGAAGCUCCUGAACCCAAGGAACGACAGCCAAUAGAAAUAUCACCACCCAGUCGGAUGUCAAAGACAGAACUCUUAAAGGAACCAAAAACUCCACAAAAAGAAGCUGAAAUUCCUGAAAAAGAAGUAGAAAAGAAGCCAUCUGUGGUACCUAAAGAAGAAGAAAAGAAGGAAUUUCCUAAAAAAGUAACUCCUGUGAAAAAGGAGGUGACUCCAAAGAAGGAGGAUGAGAAGAAGCCUCUAGUGAUCAAAAAGGGCAGUUUGCCAAAGGAGCCUGAGAAAGAAGAGGUUAUACUUAAACCCAUUGAACUUGCAAAGAAGGGUUUGGAGCCUAAAAAGUCUCCUUCACCCAAGGUGACUCAAGCAGAACCAACUGAACUAGCUCCACUGGAAAGAAAGCCAAGUGUAGGUGUGGCUAAGAAACCACUCCCUGAAAAGGUUUCCCCCAAAGAAUCAAUUGAAAGUGUUAUCCUGAAAAAAGUGCCUAAGAAAAUUUCACCCCAGGAGAAAAAGAUUGAAGAAAUUCCAGCAGUACCUAAGAAAAUCUCACCCCAGGAGAAAAAGAUUGAAGAAAUUCCUGCAGUACCUAAGAAAAUUUCACCCCAGGAGAAAAAGAUUGAAGAAAUUCCUACAGUACCUAAGAAAAUUUCACCCCAGGAGAAAAAGAUUGAAGAAAUUCCUGCAGUACCUAAGAAAAUUUCACCCCAGGAGAAAAAGAUUGAAGAAAUUCCUGCAGUAAAGGGAAGUGAAGAGAUUCCCUUAAUAAAAGAGCUGUCCCCUGGAGUUGUGGAGUUAAGAAAAAUUUCAACACAAAUGGAAGAAGAAGCAUUUGAAGAGGAGAUGGCUGAGGUUGGAGAUGAGGAGGAAGAUGAGGCAUGGGGAUGGGAGCUUUCUCCUCAAGAUAGCUAUGCUUCUGAAGACACAGAGUAUUUGGAAGAAGGCGCACUUGAGACUGCUGGGAUACCAGGAGGUAGACGAGAGGGAAAACCAAAAGAAGAAGCCGCGAGGGGGCGGGGACUGAAACCAAAACAAACUCCAUCUCCUGGUGAUGCAGGACGUGGAAGAGGACUGAAACCUGGUGCUGGUGGUGACAAACCUCCAGGACAAUCCCCAUUUGAAUACACGCUAAAGGCUGUUCCUCUGAAGUUUGUAAAGGAGCUUAAAGACAUUGUGUUGCAGGAGGCUGAGUCUAUUGGUUCCUCUGCUGUGUUUGAGUGCCAGAUUUCUCCUUCUACUGCUGUAACUACAUGGAUGAAAGAUGGAAGCAACCUAAGGGAGGGUCCAAAGUACAAGUUUACUUCUGAUGGAAAAGACCGCAAACUGGCUAUUGUUGAUGUCCAGCUGUCUGACACAGGGGAAUACACAUGCGUUGGCAAGCUUGGAAAUAAAGAGAAGACCUCCACUGCCAAACUUAUUGUUGAAGAGUUGCCUGUGAAAUUCACAAAGAACCUGGAAGAGGAUGUUGCUGUAAUUAAGGGGCAGCCCAUGUACUUGACUUGUGAGUUAAGCAAAGACAGGGAUGUGAUUUGGAAGAAGAAUGGAGAGCCACUUUCAGAAAUUGCUGGCAAGAUUGCCAUCAAUGUUAUUGGACUGCAACGUGCUGUAACAAUCCAGGAUGCAAAUGAUGAUGAUGCUGGCGUUUACACAUGCGAGUGUGAAAAUCUCAAAACUCAGUCCAAUGUUAAAAUCAUUGAGGUCAUCAGAGACUGGUUGGUGAAACCACUGAGGGACCAGCAUGUGAAACCAAAGGCCACUGCUACCUUCAAGUGCGAGCUCUUCAAAGACACUCCCAACUGGAAGUGGUUCAAGGGAAAUGAAGAGAUUCCAAAUGAGCCCACAGAUAAGACUGAAGUCAAGAAGGAGGGAAAAGACAUCACUCUGACUAUUAAGAAUGCUCAACCAAAUGAUGCUGAUGAGUAUGCCAUUGAAGUGGAAGGCCGUAGAUACACAGCAAAACUGACACUUGGAGAGCGUGAAGCUGAGAUCCUAAAACCCCUUGCUAGCGUGGAAGUGGUUGAAAAAGAGGAGGCCAAUUUUGAUACUGAAAUCUCAGAGGAUGAUGUGCCCGGAGAAUGGAAACUUAAAGGGCAGGUUCUAACAAGAUCACCGACAUGUGAUAUCAGAGCAGAGGGAAAGAAGCGAUUUCUUACUUUGAAAAAUGUUCAGCUUGAUCAGGCGGGAGAAGUAACAUACCAAGCUCUGAAUGCCAUCACAUGUGCAAUGCUUACAGUCAAAGAAAUUGAAAUGGACUUCAUAGUACCACUGAAGGAUGUUACUGUACCUGAAAAGAAACAAGCAAAGUUUGAGUGUACCAUCACUAAAGAUGUGUCUAAAGUUAUGUGGUAUAGAGGAUCUGAUAUUAUAUCAUCAGACCAGAAAUAUGAUAUCAUUGAUGAUGGAAAGAAACACAUGUUGGUUAUAAACCACUGUGAAUUUGAUGAUGAGGGAGAUUACAGUAUUGAGGUCUUAAGCAAAACAUCAAAAGCUAAACUGACAGUGGAGGGUAUUAGACUGAAGUUUAUCUCACCAAUGUCGGAUCAAACUGUGAAGGAAGGCAAAACUGCUUGGUUUGAAAUUGAGCUUUCUCAUGAGAAUGUGCCAGUGACUUGGUAUAAAAAUGAAAUAAAACUGCAUCCAAGCAGAACAGUGCUUACCCAUGUUGAUGGAAAGAAACAUAUUUUAGAAAUCAAAGAAGUCACACUAGAUGAUACUUGCCAAAUAACAGCAGAGGCUAAAGGAAUAUCAACUACAGCAAACCUGACAGUACUAGAGGGAGAUGCCUACUUCACAGUUAAACUUCAAGACUACACAGCAGUUGAGAAGGAUGAAGUCACUCUUGACUGUGAGCUGAGCAAAGAUGUUCCAGUCAAGUGGUUCCAUAAUGAGAUCGAAAUUAAGGCUUCAAAGAUGGUUUCCAUGAAGGUUGAGGGUAACCGAAGAAUCCUCCACAUUAAGAAAGUGGAGAACAAAGACAAGGGCCAGUAUGUAUGUGACUGUGGAACAGACAAAACAAUGGCCACUGUGAACAUUGAAGCUCGUGACAUUAAGGUUGUUCGUCCCAUGUAUGGUGUUGAGCUGUAUGAUGGUGAAACUGCACGUUUUGAAGUGGAACUCUCGGAGGAUGAUGUCCAUGGCCAGUGGAAAUUGAAAGGAGACGUUCUUUCUCAGUCACCGGAUGUUGAAAUCAUUGAGGAUGGAGCUAAGCACACUUUAACUUUAUACAACUGCAAAGUGCCCCAGUCAGGUGAAGUUUCUUUCCAGGGUGCUAAUGCAAAGUGUUCUGCAAAUCUGAAAGUAAAAGAGCUUCCUAUUACAUUCCUCACACCUUUGAGCGAUGUGCAAGUAUAUGAGAAAGAUGAAGCAAGGUUUGAGUGUGAGAUAUCACGAGAGCCAAAAGUCUUCAGGUGGCUAAAGGGAACCCAGGAGUUGAAGGCAGAUGACAAAUUUGACAUUCUGACAGAGGGAAAAAGGCACACUCUUGUUGUCAAAUCUGCUGCCUAUGAAGAUGAGGCUAAAUACAUGUUUGAAGCUGAGGACAAGAGGACAUCUGCCAAACUCAUUAUUCAAGGCAUUCGUCUUGAGUUCAUCAAGCCUAUCAAGGAUGUUACUGUAAAGGAGCGUGAGACAGCAGAAUUCAGCAUUGAACUUUCUCAUGAGAAAGUUCAGGUCACCUGGUACAAAAAUGAUGUGCGUUUGCACCCAAGUAAAGUGGUGCACAUGUCUGAACAUGGCAAGAUCCACACCCUGUCCUUCAAGGAGGUGUCCAUUGAUGAUACCUCUUUGAUCAAAGCAGAGGCCCUUGGAAAAAGCUGUGAGGCAAUGCUCACAGUACUUGAGGGAGAAGCUUAUUUCACUACCAAGCUACAGGACUACACAGCAGUUGAGAAGGAUGAAGUUGUGCUGAUAUGUGAACUGAGCAAACCCUCUGCUGAGGUGAAAUGGUUCAAGGAUGGCAAGGAAAUUACCCCCUCCAAAAAUAUCCUCAUCAAGGCUGAUGGCAAAAAACGUAUUCUCACAGUUAAGAGGGCUGAUAAGGGAAAUAUUGGUCAAUAUACUUGUGAUUGUGGCACUGACAAAACAACAGCUAAGCUGAAUAUUGAGGAUCGUGAUAUUAAGGUUGUCCGGCCACUGUACAGCGUGGAAGUUAUAGAGACUGAGACUGCUCACUUUGAGACAGAAAUCUCAGAGGAAGAUGUCCACGGAAACUGGAAACUCAAAGGAGAGGCUUUGCACCAGUCGCCGGACUGUGAUAUUAAGGAAGAAGGCACCAGACACAUGCUGAUUCUCUACAAUGUACGCAAAGACAUGGCUGGUGGUGUGGACUUCAGUGCUGCCAAUGCUAAAUCUAGCGCUCAGCUUAGAGUUAAAGCACGAGUGAUAGGCCUCAUGCGGCCUCUCAGGGAUGUUACAGUUACGGCUGGAGAGACGGCAACUUUUGACUGCGAACUGUCAUAUGAGGGCAUAUCUGUGGAGUGGUUCCUUGGGGGUACAAAGCUGGAACCAAGCGACAGAGUGGUGACCCGAGCUGAAGGCAGAACCCACACGCUGACCCUAAGAGACGUAAAACUGACUGAAGCGGGAGAGGUGAAACUAACUGCAAAAGAUUUCCAAAUCCAGGCCAACCUCAUUGUAAAAGAGCCUCCAGUCGAGUUCACCAAGCCGCUCGAGGACCAGACUGUAGAGGAAGAAGCUACUGCUAUACUAGAGUGUGAAGUCUCCAAAGAAAAUGCAGAGGUCAGGUGGUUUAGAGAUGGACAAGAAAUCCGUAAAACUAAGAAGUAUGAGAUGGUUGCUGAUGGCCGGAAGAGAAAGCUUAUCAUCCAAGACUGCACACUUGAUGACUCAAAGACAUAUACCUGUGAUGCCAAAGACUUUAAGACUUCUGCUUUUCUAAAUGUUGAACCUCCACAUGUUGAGUUCACUAAACCACUCCAUGAUGUUGAGGUAAUGGAGAAAGAAACUGCCAAGUUUGAGUGUGAGGUUUCCAGAGAAAAUGCCAAGGUUCGCUGGUUCAAGGAUGGUAAUGAAAUCAGGAAAGGCAAGAAAUAUGAUAUAAUUUCCAAAGGUGUUCAACGCAUUCUCAUCAUUAGCAAGGCAGUGUUUGAUGAUGAAGCUGAAUAUGAAUGUGAUGCAAGGACCUCCAAGACCUCUGGCAUGCUUACUGUUGUUGAGGAGGAGGCAAGAUUCACGAAGAACCUGGCUAAUGUUGAGGGCACUGAAACUGACAGUAUUAAACUGAUCUGUGAAGUCUCCAAGUCCAGCGCAGAGGUUACAUGGUAUAAAGGUGACCAGGAAUUGCCUGAGGGCGGUAGAUAUGAACAUGUUGCAGAUGGGAGAAAGAGAAUCCUUAUCAUCCAGGCUCUUCAUAUGAAUGAUGCUGGAGAAUACCACUGCAAAUUGCCCAGAUCACAAACUACAGGAAACUUGAGAAUCAAUGAACUUGCUGCUGAGUUCAUCUCCAGACCUCAAAGCCAGGAGGUGGUUGAAGGUGAAAAAGCUGAGUUUGUGUGCUCUGUGUCCAAAGAUUCUUAUGAAGUCAAAUGGCUCAGGGGUGACAAAGAACUCCAAACAGAUGACAAGUAUGAAAUUACUUCUGAGGGCAAAAGACGAGGCCUUGUAGUGAAGAAAUGUGAGCUCAGUGAUGAGGGCCCUUUUGUGGCUCUCAUUGGUGCUACAAGAGCUUCUGCUGAUUUGAUCGUCCUUGAGAAACUCAGAAUUAUCACACCCCUCAAGGACACAAAGGCAAGUGAAGGACAAGAGAUAGUUCUCAACUGUGAGGUGAACACAGAGGAAGCCAAGGCCAAGUGGAUGAAGAAUGAUGAAACAAUAUUUGAUAGCAGCAAAUUUAUCAUGACCCAGAAAUACAAUGUGUACUCUUUGAGAAUUAAAGAUGCUGACAUGUCAGAUGCAGCUACUUACACUAUAACACUGACUAAUCAACGGAAUGAAUGCGUCAAGAGCUCUGCCAAGAUUACUGUACAGGAGGAGGAUCUGAAAAUCAUUGUUCCUCUGGAGGAUGUCGAAACACAAGAGAAGAAGACCAUCAGCUUCUCAUGCAAAGUAAACAAACUAAAUGUGACUGUGCAGUGGAUGAAGGCAGGACAGGAGAUUACUCUCAGCAAGCGCGUUGUGUAUCGUGUUGACAAGGACAAGCACACCUUGACCAUUAAAGACUGUAGUCUGGCAGAUGAAGGGGAGUACUUUGUCAUUGCUGGUGCUGACAAGUCAUCUGCUGAGUUGAUUAUCAGUGAAGCACCUACUGACUUUAUCAUCCAACUUCAAGACCAGACCAUUACCGAAUUUGAAGAUGCUGAAUUUACCUGCCAACUCUCUAAAGAAAAGGCUGAAAUCAAAUGGUACAGAGAUGGCAGAGAGAUCAGAGAGGGUCCACGAUAUCAAUUUGAUCGUGACGGAAAGACCUGCACACUACGCAUUAAGGAGUGCAGACUUGAUGAUGAAUGUGAAUAUGCCUGUGGUGUAGAUGACAAAAAAUCAAGGGCUCGUCUCUUUGUUGAAGAAACACCAGUGGAGAUUAUCAGACCACCCAACGAUAUAUUUGAGCCUCCUGGCUCUGAUGUUGUGUACGAGGUCGAGCUCAACAAAGACAGAGUUGAAGUCAAAUGGCUAAGGAACAAUAUGACUAUUGUCCAAGGUGACAAAUACCAAAUGAUGAGUGAAGGCAAGAUUCACAGACUUCAAGUAUGUGAAAUUAGACCUCGUGACCAGGGAGAGUACAGAGUUAUUGCUAAAGACAAGGAUGCAAAAGCCAAGCUUGAGCUUGCAGCUGUGCCAAAGAUUAAGACAAUGGAUCAGGAACUGGUGACAGAUGCUGGAAAACCAUUUGUCAUGUCAGUUCCCUACAAUGCCUACCCACAUGCUGAGGCUGAAUGGUUCUUUGACAACAUUAGUCUGCCUAAAGAAAAUCUUCAUACCAUGCCAGACAAAGCAGAGUACCGGCUGAAGGACCCUAAGAAGUCAGAUGAGGGCCGUUACAAGAUCGUUAUUAAGAACAAGCAUGGAGAGGGAGAGGCUUUCAUUAAUCUCAAAGUUAUUGAUGUUCCUGGCCCUGUGAAGAACCUGCAUGUGGUUGAUACUGCUGAUGGAGAGGUCAGCAUUGCAUGGGAUGAGCCUGAAAGUGAUGGCGGCAGCAAGAUCUUAGCCUAUGUGGUGGAGAGACGUGAUGUCAAGCGCAAAACCUGGACUCUGGCGACUGAUAGUGCUGAUACCACAGAGUACACUGUCACUGGGCUACAGAAAGACUCCAAGUACUUUUUUCGUGUUUGUGCACGCAACAGAGUUGGAAGCGGUCCGAAUGUUGAAACAGAUGAAGCUGUGCAAGCUAAGAAUAAGUUUGAUGUUCCUGAUGCACCUCAAAAUGUCACUGUUGGAAAUGUAAACAAGUUUGGUGCCACGGUCUCCUGGGAACCACCUCUGUUUGAUGGUGGAUCUGAAAUCACAUCCUAUAUCAUUGAACUCCGUGACAGAACAUCUGUGAAAUGGUCUCCAGUCAUGGUGACUAAAGCACAAGAUCGUUCAGCUAUAAUCAAUGAUGUUAUUGAAAACAAGGAAUACAUCUUCCGUGUAAGAGCAGAAAACAAGGCUGGUCCUGGCAAACCAAGUGCUGCCACUAACCCAGUUAAAAUCAUGGACCCAAUAGAGAGACCAAGCCCACCCCUGAAUCUGACACACUCUGAACAGACCAAGGAUGCCUGUCUGCUGACAUGGGAGACUCCUCUUAGAAACGGAGGCAGCAUGAUCACUGGCUAUAUUAUUGAAAGAUGUGAGGAAGAUUCAGACAAGUGGCUGAGAUGUAAUGCCAGGCUUUGCCAGGACCUCUCAUACAGGAUGUCUGGUCUUAAAUUUGGAAAGAAUUAUAAGUACAGAGUCAUUGCUGAGAAUGCAGCUGGUCAGUCUGACCCAUCUAAUACUGUUGGACCUGUGCUGGCAGAUGACCCACACUUUGCACCUACACUGGACUUGAGUGCCUUUAAGGAUGGCCUGGAGGUCAUUGUACCUCAGCCUCUUACUAUUCGUGUUCCCAUCACUGGAUACCCGACACCCACUGCUAAGUGGACCUUUGGUGACAAGGAGCUCACUUCUGGCGACCGAGUGUCCAUGGUCACAAAGAGCACGUUCACAGAGUUAGUCAUUACUCCAAGUGUGCGGCCUGAUAAAGGCACAUAUUCUCUGACGCUGGAGAAUGAUGUAAGCAGUGUCUCUGGAGAGAUUGACGUCAAUGUCAUUGCAUGUCCAAGUGCACCCAAGGACUUCAAGGUUGCAGAAGUAACCAGAAAACAUGUGCAUCUUAUGUGGGACCCACCAGACCAUGAUGGAGGCAGUCCACUGACUGGCUACCAGGUUGAGAAGCGUGACGUGUCCAGAAAGACAUGGGUCAAGGUCAUUAGUGGUGUGCAAGACCAGGAAUACACUAUCACAGAUGUGAUUGAGGGCAAGGAAUACUUGUUUAGAGUUAUUGCCUGCAACAAGUGUGGCCCUGGAGAGCCUGCAUACAUUGACGAACCUGUUAAUGUGUCUUCACCAGCCACUGUUCCAGAUCCACCAGAGAAUCUUAAAUGGAGAGACAAGACAUCCAGCAAAAUAUUCCUUUCUUGGGAACCUCCGAAAUGGGAUGGCGGUGCUCCAAUAAAAGGCUACACUGUUGACAAAUGCCAACGUGGCACUGACAAGUGGGAGCCAUGUGGAGACCCAACACCUGAGCUCAAGCUUGAGGUUACUGGUCUGAUAGAGGGACAGUGGUAUGCUUAUCGUGUGAGAGCCUUGAACAGACUGGGCUCAGGUAGACCUAGUAAGGCAACCGAUGAGAUCUUGGCUGUUGAUCCUAAAGAGCCUCCAGAAAUUCACUUGGAUGCAAAACUCCUGGCAGGAUUAACUGCAAAGGCUGGCUCAAAGAUCGAACUUCCUGCUGACAUCACAGGCAAACCAGAACCUAAAGUCAAAUGGACCAAGGCUGACCUCAUCCUUAAGGAAGAUGACAGAAUAUCUAUUGAUUCCAAGCCUGGUCACUCCACAGUGUCAAUUGCUAAGACAAAAAGGGAUGACUCUGCAACAUACAUCAUUGAAGCAGUUAACAGCAUGGGCCGUGCAACUGCAACUGUUGACGUCAACAUUCUAGAUAAACCUGGCCCUCCAGCUUCCUUCGAUAUCUCUGAAAUCACCAACGAAUCCUGUUUACUGGCCUGGAAUCCACCCAGAGAUGAUGGUGGCUCAAAGGUGACAAACUACAUUGUUGAAAGAAGGGCUACAGACAGUGAAAUCUGGUACAAGCUGUCUUCUACUGUGAAGCAGACCAACUACAAAGCCACCAAGCUUGUGACUUUAAAAGAGUAUAUCUUUAGAGUCUAUGCUGAGAAUCAAUUUGGCAUUGGUCCACCAGCUGAACAUGCUCCAAUUAUUGCGAGAUAUCCCUUUGAUCCACCUGGACCUCCAUACAAACUGGAGGCAUCAGAUAUUGCUAAGGAUGCUGUAACUCUGACCUGGUAUGAGCCUGAUGAAGAUGGAGGAAGUCCCAUCACUGGCUACUGGGUUGAGAGAUUUGAACCGGAUGUUGAUAAGUGGAUAAGAUGCAAUAAAAUGCCAGUCAGAGACACUAACUUGAGGGUAAAAGGGUUGCCCACAAGGAAGAAGUACAAGUUCCGUGUCUUGGCUGAAAAUCUUGCUGGACUAGGCAAACCAAGCAAAGAGACUGACCACAUCAUGAUCAAGGAUCCUAUUGAUCCUCCAUGGCCUCCAGGCAAGCCAAGUGUUAAGGAUGUAGCAAAGACAUCUGCUUUCCUGCAAUGGACAAAGCCUGAACAUGAUGGUGGUGCUAAGAUUGAGUCCUACAUUAUUGAGCUUCUCAAGAGUGGAACUGAUGAGUGGGUUCGUGUGGCAGAUGGUAUACCUUCUGUUGAAUAUUUUCUGAAGGGAUUAAUGGAGAAGCAGGAAUACUCCUUCCGUGUCAGAGCUGUCAAUGCAGCAGGCGAGAGUGAACCUAGUGAACCUAGCAAUCCUGUUCUUUGCAAGGAGAGACUCAAUCCUCCAUCACCACCAAGAUGGCUAGAGGUGGUUAGUAUUUCCCGUAACAAUGCCGAACUAAAGUGGACAGCCCCAGAGAGAGAUGGUGGUUCUCCAAUUACCAAUUAUAUUGUGGAAAAGAGAGAUGUGAGACGCAAGGGCUGGCAGGCUGUGGAUACUACAGUGAAGGAGCUGAACUAUACUGUCACUCCACUGAAUGAAGGCUCUCUCUAUGUAUUCCGUGUGGCAGCUGAGAAUGCUGUUGGACCUAGUGAAUACUGUGAACUUGUAGACUCAGUUCUGGCAAAAGACACAUUCACUACUCCUGGACCUCCUUAUGCUCUAACUGUCACAGAUGUGUCAAAGACACAUGUUGAUCUUAAAUGGGAGGCACCUAAGAAUGAUGGUGGUAGACCUAUCUUACGGUAUGUCAUUGAGAAGAAAGAGAAACUUGGAACUCGCUGGGUGAAAUCUGGAAAGACAUCAGGUCCUGACUGCAAGUACAGGGUCACUGAUGUCAUUGAAGGCACUGAGGUACAGUUCCAGGUCCUCGCUGAGAAUGAGGCUGGGGUUGGUCACCCAAGUGAACCUACAGACAUUGUGGUAAUUGAGGACCCAACAGGUCCACCAUCACCUCCUCAGGAUCUCCAUGUCACCGAGGCAGCCAGGGACCAUAUCUCUAUUGCGUGGAAAGCUCCAGAAAGAAAUGGAGGAAGUCCAGUCACUGGAUAUCACAUUGAGCUCUGUGAGGCUGGAACAGAAAAGUGGAUGAGAGUUAACUCUCGUCCAGUUAAAGAGCUGAAAUACAAGGCUGGGGAGGAGGAAGGCAUUGUUCCUGAAAAGAAGUACAUUUUCAGAGUCCGUGCUGUCAAUUCCAUUGGUGCUAGCGAGCCAUCUGACAUCUCUGAGAGUGUAUAUGCUAAAGACUCUGACUGCAACCCAACUAUUGAGUUCCAGACCAAGGAUGUUGUUGCUGUGGAGGGUGAGAGGAUGCACCUCCCAAUUCCAUUUAGGGCUGUUCCAUCACCUAGGAUCACAUGGCACAAAGAUGGCAAGGAGAUGAAGGCUGAUGAGAGAAUUUCAUUCAGAUCAGAUUACACUUCCUGCCACCUGGAAAUUCCAAGCUGUCUGCAUGCUGAUGCUGGACAAUACAAAGUUACCCUGGAGAACAGCCUUGGAGCAAUCAGCGGGACAAUUAAUGUUAAAGUUAUUGGACUUCCUGGGCCAUGCAAGGAAAUUGUUGCUAGUGAUAUCACCAAGAACUCCUGCAAAGUGACAUGGGAACCCCCAGACUAUGAUGGUGGCAGUCCUAUCCUGCACUAUGUCCUGCAGCGCAGAGAAGCAGGCAGGAGAACGUAUAUCAAUGUGAUGUCUGGUGAGAACAAACUGAGCUGGCCUGUCAAGGACCUCAUCCAAAACGGAGAGUACUAUUUCCGUGUCGGAGCGGUGAAUAAAAUUGGUGGUGGCGAGUUUAUUGAGCUUCGCAAUCCUGUAAUUGCUGAGGAUCAGAAGCAUCCACCUGAUCCACCUGUUGAUGUUGAGACUCACAACCCUACUUCUGAAUCUGUGACCCUUACUUGGAAGCCACCCAUGUAUGAUGGUGGAUGCAAGAUCAUGGGUUACAUUCUAGAGAAGAAGAUGAAAGGUGAAGAAAAAUUUGAGAGAUGCAAUGACUUCCUUGUGCCAGUAUUGUCCUACACGGUUAAGGGCUUAAGGCCAGGAAAAGAGUAUCAGUUCCAAGUGCGUGCAGAGAAUGCAGCAGGCAUUAGCGAGCCUUCUCGUAACACUCCUAUGGUCAAAGCCACUGAUGCAGUUGAUCGCCCCAAGGUUUUCCUCAGUGGCAGUUUGCAGUCAGGCUUAAGUGUCAAGAGAGGUGACGAGAUCCGACUGACUGCCUAUAUUUCUGGUUUUCCUUACCCGGAAAUAACAUGGAUGAGGAACAAGUCAACCAUCAGGCCAGAAGCACUGAAGAAGAGGCCAGAAAAGCCUGUUAGAAAGAAGAAGGAAAAGAAGGCAGAGGAAGCAAAAAUAGAAGAAGACAAGGAGAAAAAGGAGGAGAUGAAAAAGGAAGAGCAGGACAAGAAAGAGGAAGAGAAGAAGGAGAAACUAAAGGAGGUAGAGGAACCUGAAGAGCCAGAGGAGGAAUACCACCCAUCUUUGAAUGAGCGUCUUAGCAUUGAUAACUCAAGGAAGGGUGAAUCCUCCAUUCUUGUGAAAGAUACUAUCAGAGGCGAUCAUGGUGUUUUCACCAUCAAAGUGGAGAAUGAUCAUGGUGUUGCCUCUGCCACCUGUGAAGUUAUUGUUCUUGAUACUCCUGGACCUCCAGUCAACUUCAGAUUUGAAGAAGUCAGGAAGGAUUCUAUCCUCUGCAAGUGGGAACCUCCUCUAGAUGAUGGUGGCAGUGAGGUCCUAAAUUAUGUAUUGGAGAAGAAAGAUAACUCCAAAGCUGAUACAGGAUGGGUCACUGUGACAUCUACUCUUAGAGGUUGCAAGUACCCAGUGACAAAACUGAUUGAAGGAAAGGAGUAUAUUUUCAGAGUUACUGCUGAGAACAGAUUUGGUCCUGGAAAACCAUAUAUCUCCAAACCUGUCAUUGCCAAGAAUCCAUUUGAUCCCCCCGAGGCACCUGAGAAACCUGAAAUUAUGGACAUUACAGCUAACAGCAUGGUUGUUACUUGGAAUGAACCCAAUGACAAUGGGAGCCCCAUCCAAGGAUACUGGGUGGAAAAACGAGAAAUUAACAGUACACACUGGGCACGAGUUAAUCGCAACAUCAUUGAUGCGCUGGAAGUAAAAGUAGAAGGUCUUUUGGAAGGAUUGACAUACAUUUUCAGGGUCUGUGCAGAAAAUGUAGCUGGAUGUGGAAAGUUCAGUCCACCAUCUGAUCCAAAAACAGCCCAGGCUCCUAUCUUGCCACCGGGUCCACCAAUUCCACGCAUUGUUGACACCACAGACCAUUCAAUAAUAGUUGAAUGGGACCCUCCAGCAGACAAUGGUGGUGCAGACAUUUUUGGUUACCAUGUUGACAAGGUAAUUGCUGGCACUAAAGACUGGUCACGAGCCACAGAGAGACCAUGGAAGAACCACACAUUUACUGUGUAUGGUGUCAGAGAAGGAGCUAAGUACAUUGUCCGUGUGGUGGCAGUCAACUCUGCUGGUGAAGGUGCUCCUGGUAUGACAGAUGCUGUCAUUGUGAGGAAUCCAGCAGAGAUGCCUGUAAUUGAACUUGAUAUCUCUGUGAAGAAUGGUCUUGUUGUAAGAGCUGGAGAGAUGCUGAAGAUCCCUGCACAUGUAAUGGGUAAACCAAAACCAUCACUUACAUGGACAAAGGAUGAUGCGGCUCCUGACAAAGAGCGUGUGGAAAUAGAAGAAGUAGGACAGGACAGCACUGUCAUCAUUAAGACCUCAAAAAGAAGUGACAGUGGCAAAUACCAGAUCACUGCAGCAAACCCAAGUGGUAUAAAAUCUGCAUGGACCAGGGUUGAAGUUGUGGAUGUUCCUGGGCCCGUCCUUGACCUCAAGCCUGUAGUAGUAACCAGAAAGUUAAUGAUUCUGAACUGGUCCGAUCCUGACGAUGACGGUGGAAGUGAUUUGACUGGCUUCACUGUCGAAAGAAGAGAGCCAAAGAUGCACACAUGGAGACAGCCCAUUGAAACAGCCGCAUCCAAAUGUGAAAUUGUAGGUAUUAUUGAAGGACAGGAGUACAUAUUCAGAGUUGUGGCCAAGAAUAAAUAUGGCUGUGGACCACCAGUUGAUCUUGGACCUAUUCGUGCAGUUGAUCCACAAGGUCCACCAUCCUCUCCUGAGAAGUUUCACUACACAGAAAGAACUAAGUCAUCCAUUACCCUUACAUGGAAGCCACCUCGCAAUGAUGGUGGUAGUCCAAUUAUUGGCUACAUCAUUGAAAAGAAACGUCAAGAUCAGCCUGCUUUCCAGCCUGUCUCCAAAGACUUGUGCACUGCUCUGACACUGACUGUGGAGAAUCUGGAUGAGCUGCACAUGUAUGAGUUCCGUGCAAAGGCUGUUAAUUGCAUUGCUGAAAGUGAUCCUUCUAUACCCUUGACUGUUGUGAUUCAGGAUGAUGAAGUUCCUCCAACUUUGCACAUGAUGAAGCACUUCAAAGGUGACUUGAUUAGAGUGAGGAAGAAUGAGCCAGUUGAGAUUCCUGCUGAAAUCACAGGUCUCCCAAUGCCAAAGGUUGAAUGGUUGAAAGAUGAUGUUGUUAUAGUAAAGCCCACUGAGAGAAUCCUGUUUGAGACCAAAGUGAUUGACAGACUCACAGAACACACUAAACUUACUAUCCCAGCUAUUGCAAGGCUGGAAAAGGGAACAUACACUGUGAGUGCCUCAAAUCGCCUUGGGUCAGCCAGCCAUUCCAUCACAGUGGAGGUGCUGGAUCGACCAACACCACCAAGAAAUGUUGCAGUUUCAAAUAUCCGAGCCACGUCUUGCCAGCUGACCUGGGAUGCACCACUGGAUACUGGUGGCAGUGAGCUCACCAACUACAUUGUUGAGAAGAAAGACCUUAAUGUUGAAGAUGUUGAGAAAGCUGAAUGGGUUCAGGUUACUAAUACCAUCAUAGAGAAAAAAUAUGGGGCAUGGGACCUUGUAACUGGUGGAAACUAUAUGUUCAGAGUUAAAGCUGAGAAUAAGUAUGGAAUAAGUGAUGGCUGUGAAACAGAGGAAGUGCAAAUAAAGGAUCCAUUUGCCCUACCCGGUCCGCCAGAAAAAGUUGCUAUAGCAGAACAUUCUAAAGCCCAUAUGCUAGUAACAUGGGAGCCUCCUAUGGAUUGUGGUGGAUCUGUGAUCAAUGGCUAUUGGCUAGAGAAGCGUGAAAAAGGCACCACCUACUGGGCUAAAGUAAACAAGACCCUGGUGUCAAAACGUGGAAUGAAAGGCUGGGAAUUUCUGGUCACGCGUCUCAUUGAGGGAACUGAGUAUGAAUUCCGAGUGAUGGCUUGCAAUGCUGCAGGAGUUGGCCCUCCAAGCGCUGUCUCUGAAUCAGCCUUUGCUAUUGAUCCUCUCGCUCCACCUGGCAUGCCAGCAGCUCCUGUAGUUGCUGACAAAACCAAGCGUAGUGUCACUCUGUCAUGGACCCCACCAGCCAAAGAUGGUGGCAGCCCAAUCAAAGGUUACAUAAUUGAAAUCCAGGAUGAGGGAACAUCUGAUUGGGCAAGGGUGAAUGAUGCAGACAAUCUACACCCUACUACUGAAUUUACCGUUCCCAAUCUCCAGGAACUCAAGAAAUACAGAUUUAGAAUUAUUGCAGUAAAUGAUAAUGGCGAGUCUGAGCCAAGUCCUAGAACCACAGAAGUGCUCAUGGAGGACAUUCACACUGAGCCAAAGAUAUUUAUGGACAUCAGUGCUGAUGAAUUAUUAUGUAUCCGUGCUGGAUCACCAAUCAAAAUCCCGGUAACUAUUACUGGGCGUCCUGUUCCCAAGGUUACUUGGGAAUUUGAUGGCAAAGCAAAGACAGAGAAGAAAGAACGUCUUCAUAUCCUACCUGUUGAUUCACAGGUGGAAUCUACUGACACUACCUCUGUUGUAACAAUUCCAGUGAGCUUGAGAGCUCACUCUGGCAGAUAUACUGUCACAGCAAAGAACAAAACUGGGCAGAAACAUAUUAAUAUCAGAGUCAUUGUGCUUGAUGUUCCUGGAGCACCUAAGGAUCUCAAAGUUACUGAUAUCACCAGAUCUACAAUGCGGAUUAUCUGGAAACUCCCAGAUACUGAUGGUGGAGAGAGGAUUAAGAGCUACUUUAUUGAAAAGAAGGCUGUCAGUGGAAAGGCCUGGACAACAGUAAAUGCAGCCUGUGCCAAUAUGGCCUUUGUGGUGCCCGACCUUCUUGAGGGCCAGGAAUACCUGUUCCGAGUUCGUGCUGAGAAUCGUCUUGGAAUGGGACCAUUCACUGAAACCACAGAGCCAGCAAGGGCAAGGGAUCCCAUUUAUCCUCCUGAUCCUCCAACUAAGGUCAAGAUAAACCUUGUCACCAAGAACACAGUGACUCUAACAUGGAUGCCUCCCAAAAAUAAUGGUGGCGCACCAGUAACACAUUACAUUAUUGAGAGGCUGAGCUGGGACACCAGUGGUCCACAAAAGGAGACCUGGAAACAGUGCAAUAAAAGGGAUGUUGAAGAGACAACUUUUAUUGUUGAAGACCUUAAAGAGGGUGGUGAAUAUGAGUUCCGUGUCAAAGCAGUGAAUGAAGCUGGUCCAAGCAGACCCUCUGGUACUGUUGGACCAAUAAUUAUCAAGGACCAGACUUGUGCUCCAAUCAUCGAUCUUAGAGAAUCUCUGGAGAGUGCAGAAACAUUUGAUGUUAAUAUACUUGCCAGGAUCCAGGGUUGUCCAUUCCCAUCACUCGUUUGGCAAAAAGCCACAUCUGACAAGCCUGAUGAAAAGUUUGAUGUACAAUAUGAUCAGCAUAUCAAUAAACUUGUCUCUGAUGACAAAUGCAGUCUGGUAAUUCAGCAAUCCAAGAGAGAUGACAGUGGAAUUUAUACACUCACAGCUACUAACAGCCUUGGCAAGGCUUCCAAGGAUAUCAAACUUACCAUUUUGGGACGACCCGGGCCACCAGUUGGACCAGUCAAAAUUGAGGAAGUUUUUGCUGAAAGGAUUGGACUCUCCUGGAAGCCACCCACAGAUGACGGUGGUUCCAAAAUCACAAACUAUGUCAUUGAGAAGCGUGAGGACAACAGAAAGACAUGGGUACAUGUAUCUAGUGAUCCUAAGGAAUGUGCAUAUACAGUUCAAAGGCUAACAGAAGGGCAUGAAUAUGAGUUCCGUAUUAUGGCUCAGAACAAAUACGGUGUUGGACCACCACUGUAUAGUGAGCCUGAGAAAGCAAGAAACCUUUUCACUGUCCCCGGUCAAUGUAACAAGCCAACUGUCUCAGAAGUCUCUCUUGAAUCAAUGACUGUUGAAUGGGAGGAGCCAGAAUAUGAUGGUGGAUCUCCAGUUACUGGUUAUUGGCUGGAGAAGAAGGAAACUACAUCAAAACGUUGGACUAAAGUGAACCGUGACCCCAUUAGAAUCAGGCCCCUUGGUGUUUCACAUGUUGUGACUGGUCUUUUGGAAGGAGCUACCUACCAGUUCCGUGUUAUUGCCAUUAAUGCUGCUGGAUGUGGACUUCCAAGUCUGCCAUCAGAUCCUGUUGUUUCUAGAGAUCCAAUUGCUCCUCCAGGACCCCCGAUGCCAAAGGUAACAGACUGCACAAAGUCAACUGUAGAUCUUGAAUGGAUUCCUCCACUGAUUGAUGGUGGAUCUAAGAUCACAGGAUACUUUGUUGAAUACAAAGAAGAAGGAAAGGAGGAAUGGGAGAAGGCUAAAGACAAGGAGAUUAGAGGCACUAAGUUUGUUGUUCCUGGACUCAGAGAGCUUGGACUUUACAGAUUCAGAGUAAGAGCAGUGAAUGCUGCAGGAGUUGGUGAACCUGGUGAAGUCACGGAAGUGAUUGAGGUCAAGGAUAGAACAAUUCCUCCUGAAGUGGAUCUGGAUGCAACUGUAAAGGAGAAGAUCACUGUUCAUGCUGGUGGCGUAAUCCGUAUUAUUGCUUAUGUAUCUGGCAAACCUGCCCCAGAAAUUAUCUGGAACAAAGAUGAUGGUGAUAUGCCUAAAGAGGCUGUUGUUGAGACCACUGCUAUCAGCUCUUCUCUGGUCAUCAAAAAUUGCAAAAGAAAUCAACAAGGUAUUUACACCUUGACUGCCAAGAAUGAAGGAGGAGAAAGGAAGAAGGCAGUAAUUGUGGAAGUGCUGGAUGUUCCUGGACCUGUCGGUCAGCCUUUCUCUGGUACAAAUCUGACUACUGACUCUUGCAAGCUGACAUGGUAUUCACCUGAGGAUAAUGGUGGCUCAGCCAUCACCAAUUACAUAAUAGAAAAAAGAGAAUCUGACCGCAGAGGUUGGACUUCGGUAACAUACACCGUGACCAGACAUAAUGCUGUGGUUCAGGGUCUUAUUGAUGGCAAAGGUUACUUCUUCAGAAUUGCUGCUGAAAAUAUAAUUGGAAGGGGCCCAUUUAUUGAGACUGCAUCAGAAGUUCUUAUUAAGGAUCCUAUUUCUGUCCCUGAGCGUCCAGAGGAUCUGGAGGUAACAGCUGUCACGAAAGAUUCAAUUAGCUUAGCAUGGAGACCACCAAAGUAUGAUGGUGGUGCAGAAGUGACAAGCUAUGUUCUUGAAGUCCGUCAGAUAGGAAAGGACAACUUUACCCGUGUUGCAACUGACAGCAAGCUAAUGGAUCGUAAAUUUGUUCAUGAGGGUCUCAAAGAGGGCUCUACAUAUGAAUUCCGUGUCAGUGCCGUAAAUCAGAUUGGCCAAGGCAAGCCGUCAUUCAGCACUAAACCUAUUACAUGCAAGGAUGAGCUUGAGCCACCUACCCUUGAUCUGGAAUUCCGUGACGCACUUUUAGUUCGUGUUGGGCAGCCCUGCACUCUCCAAGGUCGUUAUAAAGGGAAACCAACGCCAACAAUCAAAUGGUUUAAAAAUGAUGAGGAACUUCAAGCAAAUGAUGAGAUUAUGCUCACCAGCACUAAGAAGACCUUGUGCUUGUCUAUUGAAAAGGCUAAGCGUGAUCACAGUGGUAAAUACACUGUGGUUGUGGAGAACUCAACUGGCACACAAAAGGGCAUCUGCAUUGUUACUGUUGUUGAUCGACCACAGCCUCCAGAGGGCCCUGUCGUCUUUGAAGAAAUCUUUAGGGAUCACAUGGUCAUCUCUUGGAAACCACCACUGGAUGAUGGUGGAUGUGCUGUAUCUAAUUACAUUGUUGAAAAGAGAGAUAGCAACAGGGAUCUCUGGAUGCCUGUCACAGUGUCCUGCACUAGAACAACAUGUACAGUACCCAAACUAAUUGAGGGCAGAGAAUACAUUAUUAGAAUCUGUGCUCAGAACAUUCAUGGCAUAAGUGAUCCAUUGCUGUCUGCUGAGACAAAAGCAAGAGAUGUUUUCAAGGUGCCUGAUGCUCCUAAGCAGCCAUUGGUGAAAGAGGUCUACAAAGACACAGCUCUGAUUUCCUGGGAACCACCAGCUGAUGGUGGAAAACCAAUCACAAACUACAUUGUCGAGAAGAGAGAAACAAUGUCAAACAGAUGGGUUCGUGCUGGAACUGAACGCAUCUUCCCUAAAACAGAAUACUGGGUUCCAGAUCUUCUCAAAGGAUGUGAAUAUGAGUUCCGGGUUAUGGCAGAGAACGUCAUUGGUGUUGGUGAUCCCAGCCCACCCUCAAAGCCUGUCUUUGCUAAAGAUCCCAUUGUGAUUCCAAGCCCACCAGUAAAGCCAAUGGCAAUUGACAAAACAAAGAACUCGGUCACUCUAUCUUGGGAGCCACCAAAGGACUGUGGCAGAGGCAAAAUCUUGGGCUACCUGCUUGAGUACCAGAAACCUGGAGAGGAGGAAUGGAUACAGGUUAAUCAGACUCCUGAGUCCUGCCCAGAAACAACAUUCAAAAUAGUCAACCUUGAAGAUGGAAUGUUAUACCGGUUUAGAGUGAAAGCAGUGAAUGCAGCUGGGGAAUCUGAUCCUGCAAAUGUUCCUGAGCCUAUUCGGGCACAAGACAGACUUGAGCCUCCAGAGCUUCUGCUGGAUAUGGGCAUGCCUCGUGAGCUUAAAGCCAUGGCAGGAACUCAUAUAAAAAUUGUUGCUGGAAUCAAGGGUAUGCCUUUCCCCAAGGUCACAUGGAAGAAAAAUGAUACUGAGGUACCUCCAAGAGCAGAAAUUGAGACUUCUGGAGUAAGAACCAAGCUUGAGAUGCGCUAUUGUAACCGAGGGGAUUGUGGAGACUACACACUCACUGUAGAAAACCCAGCUGGAUCCAAGACAGCAACAUGCACUGUGCUUGUUUUAGAUAAACCUGGCCCAAUUCAAAAUCUGAGGGUAUCUGAUGUUAGAAGUGACUCAGCUCAACUCUCCUGGAAAGAUCCAGAAGAUAAUGGUGGUGUACGCAUCACCAACUUUGUGGUGGAGAAGAAGGAUGUUGCUUCUGCACAAUGGGUGCCAGUCUGUGCAACAUCCAAAAAACGAAGCAUAAUGGCCAAGCAUUUGAUGGAAGGCACAUCAUACAUGUUCCGUGUGGCUGCCGAAAAUCAGUUCGGCAGAAGUGAAUAUGUUGAGACAACUAAACCUGUGAAGGCAAUGAACCCACUGUUCCCACCUGGUCCACCAAAGGACCUGCAUCAUGUAGAUGUUGACAAAACAGAGGUGUGGCUUGAGUGGAACUGGCCAGAUCGCACAGGAGGAAGUGACAUCACUGGAUUCUUGGUGGAAUAUCAGGAGGAGGGUGAGAGAGACUGGAUCGUCUUCAAGACUGUGAGCAUCCCUGAAUGCCAUGUGACAGGGCUGGAGGAGGGAAAAACCUAUAGAUUCCGUGUGAAGGCAGAGAAUGCAAUUGGUCUUGGCCGACCAGACACCACUGUGCCAGUGCUCUGCCAAGAAAAACUUGUGCCACCAAUUGUUGAGGUUGAUGCAAAACUGAUUGAUGGAAUCAUUGUGAAGGCUGGAAGCACUAUCAGGCUGCCUGCAAUCAUGAGAGGCAUUCCAGUUCCGACUGCAAAAUGGGUCAUUGAUGGCGAAGAAAUUAAAAGCGAAGGAAAUACCAAGAUUGACACAGACAACUUUUCGACUAUUCUGAGCAUUGCUGAAUGCACAAGAAAUCACACUGGAAACUAUAUUCUCACAGUAUCUAACCCUGCAGGAAGUAAGACUGUUUCUCUGAAUGUCACAGUACUUGAUGUCCCUGCUGCGCCCAUUGGCCCAGUUAACAUCCUUGAAGUAACUCCAGAUUCCAUGGUCAUUGACUGGCGUCCUCCCAAAGAUGAUGGUGGAAGCCCUGUCACGAAUUAUAUUGUUGAAAAGAAAGAAUCUAAUAAGGAAACUUGGGGAGGUGUUAGCUCUGGCAGUACUGCGACACGACUUAAGAUUUCCCGUUUACAGAGUGGUGUUGAAUAUGUUGUAAGAAUCCGUGCAGAAAACAAGAUGGGAAUUGGUGCACCUCUUGAAAGUGCACCAACUGUGGCAAAGCACCAGUAUGAGCCACCUGGCCAUCCUGGAAAACCUGUUGCAUCUGAUAUUUCUGAGGAUGCACUUACUCUUGGUUGGACAAUGCCAUUGUAUGAUGGUGGCAGUCCUAUUACUGGUUACAUUAUCGAGCGGAGACAUAAAGGAGGCAAAUGGAUUCGAGUGAAUAAAAUACCAUGCAAGGACCUCCGAUUCAGAGUGCUUGGACUUUUUGAGGGUAAUGAUUAUGAGUUUAGAGUAUUUGCUGAAAAUAUUGCUGGCUUUAGUGGACCGUCACCUAUCUCAGACCCAGCCAAACCCUGCAGGCCAAUUACAGUUCCUGGACCACCAGUCAAUCCUAAAGUUAAGGAUUAUAGCUGCACUUAUGCUGAUUUAGUCUGGAUAAAGCCUACAAGAGAUGGUGGUAGCCCAAUCCUGGGAUAUGUUGUUGAAUGGCAGAAAGCUGGUGGUGAAUGGGAUAAAGUUAACAAAGAUGAUUUGAUUAAACAAUGUGCAUAUAGAGUGAAGGGACUAACUGAAGGCACAGAAUAUAGGUUCCGUAUUCGAGCAGUCAACAUGAUUGGAGAUGGUGAGACAAGAGAAAUCCCAGAAUCAGUUAUUGCUCAAGAUAUUCUCAUUCCCCCAGAGAUUGAAAUGGAUGUCACAUGCCGUACACAUGUGACUGUACGUGUAGGACACAAUAUUAAUAUUACUGGAUAUGUGAAGGCAAGACCAGAUCCUGAGAUUAUUUGGACCAGAGGAGAGACUGUUUUGGAAAGAGAUAAACGUACUACUCUCACAAAAAAUUUCCCUGUUGUACAUAUGCGUAUCAAGGAAGCUAUCAGAGCAGAUCAUGGAAAGUAUGUUCUUAAGGCUGUGAAUGAUGGUGGAGAAGCCUCAGCUACCAUCACUGUAACUGUACUGGACAGACCUGGACCCUGCAGGAAUCUUAAAUUAACAUAUGUGACCAAAAAUUCUUGCAUGGUGAACUGGGAUGCUCCUGAGGACAAUGGAGGCACUGAGAUUACAAACUACAUUGUUGAGUGUCGCGAGCCAAGCAGCAGAACAUGGUCAAUGAUCUCGUCUGACUGCACCAACCGCAAGGUAAAAGCAAAACUCCUGGAGAAUCAUGAAUAUUUGUUCCGUGUAUCUGCAGAGAACAAGUGUGGUCCUGGACAAGCAAUAGAAACCAAAACACCUAUACUUGCAAUUGAUCCACUUCAGAGACCUGGUGAACCAGAAAAUUUCCAUGUAGCUGAUGUUGGCAAGAACUUUGUUUUCCUGAGAUGGCGAAGACCAGAUUAUGAUGGUGGCAGUCCAAACUUAGGCUACAUUCUGGAAAAGAAAGCAAAGGAUGCUGAAGAGUGGGAAAGCUUACAUGAUGGCAUAAUCAAAGACACAUUCUUUAUGGCAGACAAAUGUGCUGAGAAUCAAAUAUAUCAAUUUAGAGUUCAGGCAACAAAUGAUGGUGGAGAAAGCAACUGGGUGAAGACAUCUGAUGUUCUUGUCAAAGAAGAAAUUCAGAAACCAGUUCUUGACCUCAAAUUUGCUGGUACUAUAGUGGUUAAAGCUGGUGAAUCAGUCAGGCUUGAGGCAGCCCUCAGAGGAAAGCCACAACCUGAGGUAAAAUGGGUGAAGGACAAGGCUACAGAAGAUAACCCAAGAGUCACCAUUGACACUGGAGCAGAUUAUUCAAAAUUCCUUAUGACUAAAGCCAAACGAUCUGACACUGGAAAAUAUGUAAUAACUGCCACAAACUCUGCUGGAAGUUUCACUGCAUAUGCAAAUAUAAGUGUUUUGGACAUACCAGGACCUGUCAGGGAUGUCAGGGUCACUAGUGUGUCCACAGACAAAUGCAGAGUUGUGUGGGAUCCUCCAGAGGAUGAUGGUGGUUGUGAAGUCAAUAGCUAUAUUCUAGAAAAAUGUGAAACUAGAAGAAUGGUUUGGUCUACAUAUUCUGAUAAUGUAGUCACUACCUACUGUAAUGUGACUCACCUUGUUGAAGGUAAUGAGUACAUCUUUAGGGUUAGAGCAGAAAACAAGAUGGGAACAGGUCCUCCAAUGGAGAGCAAGCCUGUUAUUGCCAAAACACAGUACAGCAGACCUGGUCCACCUGAUCCACCAGAGGUCACCAAAAUUGGCAAGGAUGAGAUGACUGUGAUAUGGGCUCCUCCCGAGAAUGAUGGUGGAAAAUCCAUUACCGGCUACAUCCUAGAAAGAAAGGAGAAGCGUGCUGUACGAUGGGUACCGGUUACGAAAAGUCCCAUCUCUGAGAGGCGCAUGAGAGUAACCAACUUGAUUCCUAACCAUGAAUAUCAAUAUCGUGUUAAAGCUGAAAAUGAGGUUGGAUUAGGAGAACCAAGCAAACCUUCAAGACCAGUUGCUGCUAAGGAUCCAAUUGAGCCUCCUGGUCCUCCUGCCAAUCUGAAAGUGGUGGACAGUACAAAGACUUCAAUUACACUUGGCUGGUCCAAGCCAGUGUAUGACGGUGGUGCCCCAAUCAUUGGAUAUUUGGUUGAAAUGAGAGAGAAGAUUGAAAUGGAAGGUGAAAAAGAGCGAGAUCCAGAAGAAGGCUGGUCAAAAUGCAACACUAGUGGGCAGCUUGUUCUCACUGAAUUCACAAUGCUCAACUUGGAUGAGAGGAAACAAUAUGAAUUCCGUGUCUCUGCACAAAAUCAAGUUGGAAUGGGUCGCCCAGCAAAACUUAAAGAUGCUGUGACACCAAAAGAGAUUCAUGAAUUGCCAGAGAUUGAUCUGGAUGCCAGUUUGAGAAAAGGACUCAGUGUAAGAGCAGGUUGUCCCAUAAGACUAUUUGCUACAAUCAGAGGAAGGCCAUCACCCAAAGUGACCUGGAAACGCAUUGGUAUUGACAAUGUUGUCAGGAGAGGUCAUGUGGACCAGAUUGAUACAAUGACCUUUCUUGUUAUACCUGAGAGCACACGUGAAGACUCUGGAAAAUACUCUCUGACACUCUCAAAUCCUUCAGGAGAGAAAGCUGUAUUUGUUCGUGUUAAGGUCUUGGAUACUCCUGGACCUGUUGGUGAACUGGAAGCAACUGAUGUCACAAAGACAUCUUGCCAACUCUCCUGGUCACCUCCAGAAAAUGAUGGUGGCAGUCCAAUCCUUAACUACCUUGUUGAGAAACGUGAAGUAGAUAGGAAAACAUGGACAAAUUGCACCAACGACUUAAAGAAAACAAGCUUUAAAAUCACAAACCUAACACCGGGAACUGAAUACUACUUCAGGGUCAUGGCAGUCAACAAGUAUGGUAUUGGGGUGCCAAAAGACUCUCCAAAAUCCUAUUUGGCUGUAGAUCCCAUGAGUGAACCAGAUCCUCCCAAAAAGAUGGAUGUCUUGGAGAUUUCGAAGAACAGUGCAAAACUUGGAUGGCUAAAACCACUGAGAGAUGGAGGAUCUAAGAUUAAUGGCUACAUUGUUGAUUACCAGGAGGCUGGUCAACCUGAGGACAAAUGGACAUCAUACUCAGUUGUAAAGGACUUGAGCAUUGUGGUUGUUGGUCUAAAAGAAAACACGAAGUAUAGAUUCAGGGUUGCUGCAAGAAACUCUAUAGGAUGCAGCCUGCCAAGAGAGGCUGAAGGAAUUUUUGAAGUCAAAGAGCACCUGAUGGCACCAAAGAUUAUCAUGCCUGAUGUAGUCACAGCAAAGGCAGGAACAAAGCUGAAUGUCGAAGCACUUGUAUCUGGCAAACCUGUUCCAGUCACGACAUGGAAAAGAGGAAGUGAUGAUGUGGUAACAUCUGAUCGUCUUUCUGUGCAAAAAACGUUGUCCUCAUCCACACUAAUGAUUAAGGAUGUUUCAAGGAAGGACAGUGGUUAUUACAGUCUUACUGCUGAGAACAGCAUUUCUAAGGUCAACCAAAUCCUCAGAAUUAUAAUCAUGGAUAUCCCUGGUCCCCCAGAGGGGCCCCUGGAAAUUCUUGAGAUGGACAUUGAUGCCUGCACUCUUGCAUGGAACUCACCAACUGAGGAUGGUGGUAGCAACAUCACUAAUUAUGUUGUUGAAAAAUGUGACGUGAGCAGAGGUGACUGGGUCCCUGCUGUAGCCUCUUGCACCAAGACCAGUUGCCGAGUGGUAAAACUUACCCCUGGCAAAGAAUAUGGUUUCCGAGUGCGUGCUGAAAAUCGCUUUGGGAUUUCAGAGCCAAUCUACUCCGAAAAAAUGAUUGCCAGAUAUCCAUUUGAUCCACCCAGUGAACCAAGGAACUGCUGUGUCAAUAAAAUCAACAAGGACUUUGUUGUUUUGUCUUGGGAGAGACCAGUAAAUGAUGGUGGUAGUCCUAUUAUAGGAUACUCAAUUGAACGUAAAGAGAGAAACAGCCUUUUAUGGGUCAAGGCAAAUGAGACACUUGUUCGUCCAACUGAAUACUCCUGCUCUGGCCUUAUUGAGGGUCUGGAAUACACAUUCAGGGUAUCUGCUGUGAAUAAAGCAGGACAAAGCAAACCAAGCAAACCUACUGAGAUCAUUACAGCCAGGACCCCCGUUGAUCCACCUGGUAAACCAGAGGUUCUUGACGUGACAAGAAAUUCAGUUUCCCUUGUUUGGAACCGUCCAAAACAUGAUGGUGGUAGCAAACUUAUUGGUUAUUAUGUUGAGUGUUUGAAGCUUCCAGGGGACAAGUGGGUACGUAUAAAUGCAAGCAGCCAAAAUGUGCCAAAAGAGGAAUACAUUGCCACUGGACUUGAAGAGGGAGCCCAAUACAAGUUCAGAAUAAUUGCAAAGACAGCAAUUAACAUCAGCGAACCUUCAGAAGAGUCUGAUGCAAUCACAGUCAUUGCAGAGCAUGUUCCACCCAGGGUUGAGAUCAGUCUUGAAAUGAAGAACCUUAUCACUGUCAAAGCUGGAGCAAAUGUUUGCCUUUAUGCUGAGGUCUAUGGAAAACCAUUACCAAAAGUUUCAUGGAAGAGAGAUGGUGUGCCAUUGUCACUUGUUGAGGGCAUGAAGAUGUCUCAGAAGAGACACCUCUUCCUCUUAGAAUUGUUCUCUGUGACAAGAAAGGAGUCUGGAGAGUAUACUAUUGUUGCUGAGAACCCUAGUGGCACUAAGUCUGGCAACAUUAAGCUGAAGGUUCUGGAUAAACCUGGACCCCCAGCAUCAGUAAAGAUCAGCCAAGUUUUUGCUGACCGGGUUAAACUGCGGUGGGAGCCACCUCUUUCAGAUGGUGGAGCUGAAAUAACCAACUAUAUUAUUGAUAAACGUGAAACAAGCAGAGCUAACUGGGCUCAGGUUACUUCCAACAUUAAUGGCCAGAUUACAAACUGCUCAGUGGAGAAAUUGAUUGAGGGUCAUGAAUACGAGUUCCGCAUCAGUGCUGAAAACAAGUAUGGUGUUGGUGACCCAAUUGUCACUACCUCUGUGAUUGCUAAGAAUCCAUAUGAUGUUCCCGGACCUUGUGACCCACCUGUUAUUACCAAUGUUACCAAAGACCACAUGACUGUGAGCUGGAAGGCCCCUGCUGAUGAUGGCAAAUCCCCAAUCCUUGGAUACAUGGUGGAAAAACGUGAAAUUCAGGAACUCAGUUGGUCUAAAAUAAACAGAAAACCUGUCAUUGAUAGAACAAUUAAAGCUGGAGGUCUCACUGAGGGUUCUGAGUAUGAAUUCAGAGUUAUUGCUCUCAAUAAGGCUGGUCUUGGCAAACCAAGCGAUCCCUCUCAAGCUGCUCUUGCAGUGGACCCACUAUAUCCUCCAGGGCCACCUGCUUUCCCCAAGGUUGUUGACUCUACACACAGCUCAGUCAGUCUAUCAUGGACCAAGCCUGCCUAUGAUGGUGGAUGUGAAAUUUUGGGCUACCUGGUUGAGGUCAAGAGGGCAGAUUCAGAGGACUGGUUAAAGUGCAAUAUGCCAAAAAAUCUCCAGGACACAAAGUUCCUUGUCAGUGGGCUCCUUGAUAACACAGAAUAUCAAUUCCGUGUGACUGCUGUAAAUAAGAUUGGAUUUAGUGAGCCAAGUGAAGUUCCUGGGAAGCAUAUGGCACAAGAUAUUUUAAUUGCUCCUGAGGCAGACCUUGAUGCAGAUCUUAGGAAAGCACUUGUAUUGCGAGCUGGAGUCACACUGAGAAUCUAUGUGCCAAUUAGAGGCCGUCCUGCACCAAAGGUGACAUGGAGCAAGGUCAAUGCCAACUUGAAGGAGAGGCAAGGUCUUAUGAUCAACACAACCGAAUGGGAUACUUUUGUAUACUGUGAAGACAUCAACAGAUAUGAUGCUGGCAAAUAUGUGCUAACCCUUGAAAACAGCAGUGGAUCCAAGUCCUAUACCAUUGUUGUCAAAGUCUUAGAUACACCUGGACCACCACUCAACCUGACUGUAAAAGAAACAUCAAGAAAUCAUGCAUCUAUCACUUGGCAUCCUCCACAAAUUGAUGGUGGAAGUCCAGUGAAGAGCUAUGUUGUGGAAAAACGUCUGGCAGAACGGAAAGCAUGGACCUGUGUUGCUUCUGAGUGCCCCAAAACAUCUUUCAGAAUUACUAACCUAGAUGCUGGGAAAGCCUACUGUUUCAGAGUCUCAGCUGAAAAUGUGUAUGGUAUUGGUGAAGGCUGUGAGACAGCUGGACCAGUUAAAGCCUCAGAGCAACCUGGACCAGUUACAGAAUUCAAACCUGCACUGGUCACCAAGGAUUCUUGCACACUUAUUUGGAAGAAGCCCAUCAGUGAUGGUGGAAGCAAUAUUGUUGCAUAUGCAUUAGAAAUCAGUGAAGGUGAAGACAAAUGGAAGCAGCUCAUGAAGGCCAAACAACUGCAAUACACAGUAAAGGACCUACAAGAAGGAAAAGAAUACUCUUUCAGAGUUAAAGCUUAUAAUGAGUCUGCUGAAGGACCCACCACUGAACUGACUGUGGUGGCUAAGGAUCAAAUUGUUCUCCCAGACUGUGACCUUAAGGGGUUGCCAGACUCUUGUUAUGUGGCAAAGGAGGGAAGCACGGUUCGCCUCACAAUCCCAAUUACUGGUAUUCCUGCUCCAACAGUCAUGUGGAAGAAGGGAGGUGUUGCUUUGGGAGAUAGUGGAAGAGUCUCUGUUGAAUCCACAGUAACAAACACAACCUUGCUGAUACGUGACUGUCAGAGAGGUGAUGCAGAGAAGUAUUGUCUCAUUUUGAAAAACAGUGCAGGAACCAAGGAAGGCACCAUAGACAUCAAGGUAGUUGGGAAGCCUGGAAUUUGCACAGCGCCCAUCAAAUUUGAUGAAAUUACAGCUGAUGGAAUUACUUUGGAAUGGGGUCCACCCAAGGAUGAUGGUGGAUCAGAAAUUUCCAACUACAUCUUAGAGAAGAGGCAGUCCACAAAUAACAAGUGGGUCACUGUUGCUUCAGCCAUUCAGAAGAACACCAUGAGAGUCACCAGACUCCAUGAUGGAACAGAGUACCUAUUCAGAGUAUGUGCUGAAAACAAAUAUGGUGUUGGAGACUUCCUGAGAUCUGAUCCAGUGGUGGCUAAACAUCCAUUCAAUGCGCCAGAGGCUCCAGAGCCACCACAGGUCUUGGCUAUUCGCCAUGAGUCUGCUAUUGUGUCGUGGUCAGAUCCAAAGGAUACAGGAGGCUCUCCUAUUACAGGAUACCAUGUGGAAUUCAAAGAUAGGAACAGUUUAUUAUGGAAGAGAGCCAGCAAGACACCUCUGAGAGUGAAGGAGUGUAGAGUGACUGGUUUAGUUGAGGGCCUUGAGUAUGAAUUCAGAGUUAUGGCUAUAAACGUGGCUGGAAUAGGAAAACCAAGCAAACCAACUGAAGCAUUUGUUGCCCUUGAUCCAAUUGAUCCUCCUGGCAAACCUGAUGUAAUCAACAUUACAAGGAACAGCGUAACACUCAUUUGGACUGCGCCUAAAUACGAUGGAGGUCACAGACUGACCGGCUAUAUCAUUGAAAAACUAGAGCAUCCAGGAAAGGUCUGGAUGAAGGCCAACCAUGUCAAUAUCCAGAGUUGUGCUUUCACAGUAACAGAUUUGCAAGAAGGCUGCAUGUAUGAUUUUAGAAUUAGGGCAAAGAAUGCAGCUGGUGCCAUCAGUGCUCCCUCAGAGCAAACUGACACCCUUGUCUGCAGAGACGAAUAUGAACCACCAACUAUUACAAUUGACCCUGAAAUGAAGGAUGGUGUCACUGUCAGGGCUGGAGAAACAAUUGUGAUUUCUGCAUCAAGUAUCCUUGGCAAACCUCCACCUAUAUCUGUAUGGUCUAAGGAAGGAAGAGAAUUCAAGCCAUCAGAUGUUGUCCAGAUUACAAGCACUCCCACAUCUUCAACUCUGUCAAUUAAAUAUGCCAGCAGAAAGAACACUGGGGAGUAUAUAAUUACUGCCAGCAACCCAUUUGGUAUUAAGGAAGAAAGAGUAAAAGUAAAAGUCCUAGAUGUGCCUGGUCCACCUGGUCCUAUUGAAGUCAGCAGUGUCUCUGCAGAAAAAUGCACACUGACAUGGUUACCACCAGAAGAGGAUGGAGGCUGUGCUAUCAAAUCAUACAUCCUUGAAAAGAGAGAAACUAGCCGUCUACUUUGGACAAAGCUUGCUGAAAAUGUAAUGGAUUGCCGUUAUGUGGCCUGCAAGUUGAUUAAAGGCAAUGAAUAUAUCUUCCGUGUUUCAGCGGUCAAUCAGUAUGGUACAGGUGAUGCUAUCCAGUCUGGUCCAGUCAAAAUGGUUGACAGCUUUGGACCCCCUGGGCCACCAUCAAAACCAGAAAUUGAUAAUGUCAGCAGAACCGCUGUAACUAUUUCCUGGAAGAGACCAGUGGUGGAUGGAGGAAGUGAUAUUAGAGGGUAUAGUGUUGAGAGAAAGGAGAGGAGAGGUAUGAGAUGGGUUAGAGCUUCAAAGAAGACCAUUUCCGAUCUACGUUACAAAGUAUCAGGCCUUACGGAAGGAGUUGAGUAUGAGUUCCGUGUAACUGCUGAGAACAAAGCUGGUUUUGGAGUACCCAGUGAGCCAUCCCAACCAGUGCUGACAAAAGACAUUGCAUAUCCACCUGGACCUCCAUCCAACCCAAGAAUAACUGAUACCACCAAAACAACAGCAACAUUUAACUGGGGAAGACCGUUUUAUGAUGGUGGCCUUGAUGUGACAGGAUAUAUUGUUGAGCACAAAAAGGAAGGAGAAGAUGAUUGGAUUCAGGACACAACUUCUCCCUUGAGAAUCACUGAGUUUGUUGUUCCAAACCUACAAGCAGGGGGCAAAUAUAAUUUCAGAGUCAGUGCCAUUAAUUCAGAAGGAUGUGGGGAACCUGCUGAAGUUGAAAAAAUUGUGGAACUUGUUGACCGUGAAGAGAUUCCUGACUUUGAACUUGAUGCAGAACUGAGAAGAACACUUAUUGUCCGAUCAGGUGCCUCCAUCCGCAUAUUUGUACCAAUUAAGGGCCGUCCAACUCCUGAAGUUACAUGGAUGAAAGAUAAUGUUGCUCUCAAAGGUAGAGCUCACAUUGACAGUACUGAGUCAUACACUCUAGUGGUUGUCCCUGAGUGUACAAGAUAUGAUGCUGGAAAAUACAUUUUGACUUUAGAAAAUGUUGCUGGAAAGAAGACAGGAUUUGUCAAUGUCCGAGUCGUGGACACACCUGGGCCUCCAGUCAAUUUGAAACCAAGGGAAAUCACCAAAAACAGCAUUACACUUCAGUGGGAAAUUCCAAUUAUUGAUGGUGGCUCAAAGAUCAAAAAUUACAUAAUUGAGAAGCGUGAUGCAACUAGAAAGGCCUUCACAACAAUCACUACAAAUUGGCAGAAAUGUUCAUACCAGGUUAAAGAUUUGGAAGAGGGAGCUGAAUAUUACUUCAGAGUUUCAGCUGAAAACGAACAAGGUAUUGGUGAGGCAGCAGAGACACCAGAACCUAUCAGAGCUUCUCAGGCUCCAUCUUCACCAGACAAUUUAGCAGUUACAGAUGUGACAAAGGAUACAGCAACUCUUGCAUGGACAAAACCAAUUUAUGAUGGUGGUAGCAGAAUCACUGGCUAUGUGAUUGAGGCUCAGAAGAAGGGUUCUGAUCAGUGGCUACAUGUCACCACAAUAAAGGCUUUGGACUAUACUGUAACAGAUUUAACAGAAAAUGCAGAAUAUGUAUUCCGUAUCUUUGCUGUGAACAGCUCAGGUAGAAGCGAACCUCGUGAAAGCCGGCCAGUUGAAAUCAAGGAGCAGACUACCGCACCAGGAUUUGACCUCAGAUCUGUCUAUCAGAAGUUGGUAGUAGCCAAAGCAGGUGAUAAUGUGAAGGUUGAGAUCCCUGUUUUUGGUCGUCCAAGACCAUCUGUUGUCUGGAAGAAAGAAGAUCAGGAACUUAAACAGACACAAAGAAUCAACAUUGACAACACAACGACCUCGACAAUUCUUAACAUACGAGAAAUCAAGAGAAAAGAUGGAGGACAGUAUUCAAUGACAGGGAAGAAUAUACUGGGAACAGUGACAGAAACCAUUACUGUACAAGUACAUGAUAUCCCAGGACCUCCAACUGGACCGAUUAAAGUGGAUGAAGUGUCCUGUGACUAUGUAGUUAUAUCAUGGGAUGCACCAGAGAAUGAUGGAGGAGUUCCUAUCAAUAAUUAUAUUGUUGAGAUGAGAGAGACAACUGGCACAUCUUGGGUUGAGUUAGCAGCUACUGUCAUUCGCACAACAUUCAAAGCUGCUCGUCUUACAACAGGAAUUGAAUAUCAGUUCCGUGUAAAAGCUCAGAACAGAUAUGGUGUUGGUCCCUACAUAACAUCUGAACCUGUUGUUGCUGCUUAUCCAUUUGAGGUACCCGGCCAGCCAGGUAUUCCACAAGUUGUUGCCUUCACAAAAGAUUCUAUUACAAUUAGCUGGAAUGAACCUUCCACGGACGGAGGAAGCCCGAUUUUGGGAUAUCAUAUUGAGAGGAAAGAGAAAAACAGCAUCCUGUGGCAGCGGAUCAGCAAAGCCCUUGUAGUUGGGAACAUUUUUAAGUCAUCUGGUCUGAUGGAUGCAAUUGCAUACGAAUUCCGUGUUAUUGCUGAAAACAUGGCUGGUCUUAGUAAGCCAAGCAAGGCUUCUGAGAUGACAUUUGCACUUGAUCCAGUGGACCCUCCCAGUCAACCAGUGGCACUUAAUAUAACUAGACAUGAGAUUACCCUUCAAUGGAUGAAGCCACAGAGUGAUGGUGGUUUCCCAAUCACUGGGUACACUGUGGAAAAGAGAGAGCUGCCAAAUGGUCGCUGGCUCAAAGCAAACUUUAGCAAUAUCCUUGAGACAAGCUUCACUGUAAGUGGACUGACAGAAAAUUCUUCAUAUGAAUUCCGUAUCUUUGCAAGAAAUUCAGCUGGAUCUGUCAGCAAGCCCUCGAAACCCUCAGAAGUCAUAAUCUGCAGAGAUGAUAUUGAGGAGCCAAAGCUUGAUGUUGAUGCAAGCUUUAGCCAUAUUGUGGUAGUUAAGGCAGGUGAUGUCUUCAAACUAGAUGCAAAUGUUACUGGCAGACCAAUCCCAUCUUUUGUAUGGACAAAAGAUGGGAAAGAACUUGAAGACACUGCAAAACUAGAGAUUAAAACAGCAGAUUUCUAUACCUGUUUAAUCAACAAAGAUUCAUCACGAAGGGAUGGUGGUGCAUUCACUCUAACUGCAAGCAACCCUGGAGGAUUUGCCAAGUUUGUUUUCAAUGUUAAGGUCCUUGAUAGGCCUGGGCCUCCUGAAGGACCCCUUCAUGUUACAGACAUGACAACAGAGAAAUGUAUUCUGUCUUGGCUACCACCACUUGAAGAUGGAGGAGCAAAGAUUGAAUAUUAUAUAAUUCAGAGACGUGAAACAAGCAGACUUGCAUGGACAAAUGUAGCCACAGAUUUACAAGUCAACCGUUAUAAAGUUACCAAAUUGCUAAAAGGAAAUGAAUAUGUCUUCAGAGUUAUGGCUGUGAAUAAAUAUGGAGUUGGUGAGCCCCUUGAGUCAGAACCUGCAGUUGCCACUAACCCAUAUGUACCCUCUGAUCCACCACAAGCUCCCGAAGUAACAACAAUUACAAAGGACUCUAUGGUGGUUUGCUGGGGACAUCCUGAAAACAAUGGAGGAAGUGCCAUAACUACUUACAUAAUUGAAAGAAGGGAUAAAACUGGCCUCCGAUGGGUCAAAUGCAAUAAGAGGUCAGUAACUGAUUUGCGCUUUAAAGUGUCUGGACUUACACCAGGGCAUGAAUAUGAAUUCAGGAUCCUUGCUGAAAAUGCUGCUGGUUUAAGUGCUCCAAGCCCUUCAAGUCCAUUUUAUAAGGCAUGUGACACAAUAUUCCAGCCUGGACCUCCAGGGAAUCCAAGAAUUUUGGAUACAACAAAGUCAUCCAUUACUGUUGCUUGGAACAAACCAGUUUAUGAUGGUGGUUCAGACAUUACAGGAUAUAUUGUAGAAACCUGCCUACCAGAAGAAGAUGAAUGGACAGUUGUCACUCCAAAGGAAGGUCUUGUAGGAACAUCAUUUACCAUAAUUAAUUUAAGAGAAAACCAAGAAUAUAAGAUCAACAUUUCUGCCCUGAACUGUGAGGGAGUUGGAGAACCUGCAUCAGUACCUGGUUCACCAAAAGCAGAGGACAGAUAUAUUCCACCUGAAAUUGAGCUUGAUUCAGAUCUUCGAAAAGUGGUGAACAUUAGAGCUUGCAGCACACUGAGACUGUUUGUACCAAUUAAAGGAAGACCUGCACCAGAAGCUAAAUGGUCAAGGGAGAAUGGUGAACCCCUUGAUAAAGCAUCUAUUGAGACCACAACAUCAUUCACAUCACUUGUUAUUGAGAACGUUAACAGGUUUGACAGUGGAAAGUAUUUACUAACAGUGGAAAACAGCUCUGGGAGUAAAACAGCAUUUGUGAAUGUCAGGGUGCUUGACACUCCAGGGGCACCACAAAAUCUCACAAUUAAGGAAAUCACAAAAGAUUCUGUCUCACUGAUCUGGGAUCCUCCAAUUAUUGAUGGUGGAUCAAGAGUCAGGCAUUACCUUGUAGAAAAACGUGAAUCCACAAGAAAGGCAUAUUCCAUUGUAAAUGCUUCCUGCCCCAAAACAAGCUGGAGAAUUGGUGAUCUGCAGGAAGGAAGUUUAUAUUUCUUCAGAAUCUUGGCUGAAAAUGAAUAUGGUGUUGGCCUCCCAGUGGAAACUGCUGAACCAGUCAAGAUUUCUGAAAAGCCUUUACCUCCUGGCAAGGUCACUCUUAAAGAGGUAACUGGCAGCAGUGUAACUCUGUCAUGGGAGAAGCCAGAUCAUGAUGGAGGAAGCAGGAUCACAGGAUAUGUUGUGGAAAUGCAAGGAAAGGGCAGUGACAAAUGGACUCAGGUAAUGACUGUAAAGGUAACAGAGGCGGUUAUUGCUGGUCUGACUCGAGGUGAAGAGUACUCAUUCCGUAUAUCAGCAACAAAUGAAAAAGGGACAAGUGAUCCUCGUCUACUCAGUGUGCCCGUUGUGGCAAAGGAUCUUGUCAUCACACCUGCAUUCAAGCUUUUAUUUAAUACAUUCAGUGUGCUGGCAGGUGAUGACCUGAAGAUAGAUGUACCUUAUGUUGCUCAGCCCAAAGCAGCAGUUACCUGGUUUAAAGAUGGUACUGUUCUCAAAGAGACAACACGGGUAAAUUCUGAAGUUACUGACAGUCAUCUAUACCUUGUAAUCAAGGAAGCAACACGUGAUGAUGUGGGUAAAUAUACUAUCAAGAUUAUAAACUCAGCUGGAGAAGCUACCGCUGACAUCACUGUUGUUGUACUUGAUAAACCUGGUCCUCCUACUGGACCUAUCAAAAUAGAUGAGGUAACUGCAGACAGUGUGACAUUGUCAUGGCAGCCACCAGAGUAUGAAGGUGGUUGUACAAUUAAUAAUUAUAUUGUGGAAAAGAGGGACACAUCCACCACAAACUGGCAGAUUGUGUCAGCUACAGUUGCUAGAACAACCACCAAAGCUGCAAGACUGAAAACUGGCUGUGAGUAUCAGUUCAGGAUUGCAGCUGAAAACAGAUAUGGUAAGAGCUCUUUUCUACUGUCUGAGCCUGUAAUUGCACAGUAUCCAUUUGAGGUGCCAAGUGCACCAGGGACUCCCACUGUUCAGUCUGCUACCAAAGAAACUAUGGUCAUUGUUUGGAACAGGCCUAGCAGUGAUGGUGGAAGCAAGAUUAUUGGCUAUCAUCUUGAGAGUAAAGAAAGAAAUAGCCUCCUGUGGGUGAAACAAAAUAAAACCAUCAUUCCAGACACAAGAUUCAAGGUUAGUGAUCUCGAAGAAGGCAUUGAAUAUGAGUUCAGGGUUUAUGCUGAGAAUAUUGUUGGACUGAGCAAAGCCAGCAGAGUGUCAGAAAUACAGGUAGCAAGAGAUCCCUGUGACCCUCCAGGCAAACCAGAAGCAGUAAUUGUCACUAGAAGCUCUGUAACAUUACGAUGGACAGCACCAGAAUUUGAUGGUGGUAGCCGAAUAACUGGCUAUGUAGUUGAGAAGAAAGAAUUGCCUAAUGGUCGCUGGAUGAAGGCUAGUUUCACUAAUAUCAUAGAAACUGAAUUUGUUGUCAGUGGCUUGGUGGAAGAACAACAGUAUGAAUUCCGAGUCAUUGCAAAAAAUGCAGCUGGUGUAUAUAGUGUACCAUCUGACAGUACUGGUGCAAUAACUGCAAAGGAUGAAGUAGAGCCACCUAUGAUUGACUUGGAUGCUAAAUAUUCUCAAACCAUUAUUGUUAAUGCCGGAGAAUCGUUUAAGAUUGAUGCUGGAAUAUCUGGCAAGCCUAUACCAUCAGUCCAUUGGAUAAAAAAUGGUGAGGAACUUGCUAAUACAGCUAGACUUGAGAUUAAAAAUACCGACUUCACAGCCUCUCUAAGUGUAAAAGAAGCUAUUCGUGUUGAUGGAGGCCAGUACACACUGCUACUGAAAAAUGUUGGUGGUGAGAAAUCCAUAAACAUCAAUAUCAAAGUUCUAGACAGGCCUGGGCCACCGGAUGGGCCUAUUUCUAUAUAUGGGGUUACAAGUGAGAAAUGCUGCAUAGCAUGGAAAACACCUUUACAUGAUGGAGGUGCUGAGAUAUCUCAUUAUAUUGUUGAAAGAAGGGAGACCAGCCGAUUAGUUUGGACUGUUGUGGAAUCUAAGGUGCAAACCCUUAAUCUGAAGAUUACCAAGCUCCUUCCUGGAAAUGAGUAUAUUUUCAGAGUGAUCCCUGUCAACAAAUAUGGAAUUGGUGAGCCUCUGGAAUCUGAUCCAGUCAUUGCCACAAAUCCAUUUGUCACACCCGAUCCACCAACUGGGGUGGAGAUAUCCAAUAUAACAAAGGACUCCAUGGUUGUUACUUGGGAAAGACCCAUUAAUGAUGGAGGUAAUGCAAUUACAGGAUACGUAAUUGAAAAGAGGGACAAAGAAGGUGUCAGAUGGACAAGAUGCAAUAAGCGUUUAGUUAGUGAACUGCGCUUUAGAGUGACGGGUCUUCUUGAAAACCGCAGUUAUGAAUUCCGUGUCUCUGCUGAGAAUGCAGCUGGAAUUGGUAAACCCAGUGCCCCUACUGUAUACUUCAAGGCUUUGGAUCCAGUCUUCAGGCCAGGUCCACCAAACAACCCUAGGGUUAUUGAUAUCUCAAGGUCAUCUGUUGUACUACACUGGAGCAAACCUAUUUAUGAUGGUGGAUGUGAGAUUCAAGGUUAUAUUGUUGAAUUCUGCGAAGGCACAUCUGAUGAGUGGACAAUGUGCACGCCUCCCACAGGAAUCACAGAAACAAGAUUUGAAGUUAAAAAACUGCUGGAAAAACAUGAAUACAAAUUCAGAAUUUGUGCGAUAAAUAAGGCUGGAGUUGGAGAACAUGCAGAUAUCAAAGAAUCCAUUCUUGUGGAGGACAAACUAGAGGCACCAGAUAUUGAUCUUGAUGCUGACCUAAGAAAGAUGAUCACUGUUAUAGCUGGAGGAGCCCUGAGAUUGUUUGUUCCAAUCAGAGGACGACCAGCUCCAGAGGUCAAAUGGGGAAAAGCUGAAGGUGAAAUUAAUGAGACAGCACAGAUUGACAUCACAAGCAGUUAUACUUCCCUUGUAAUUGAAAACAUAAACAGAUUUGACAGUGGAAAAUACACUUUGUCUUUGGAAAAUGCAAGUGGUACAAAAUCUGCAUUUAUUAGUGUCAGAGUACUUGACACCCCUGAUGCACCUGCAAACUUCCAUGUGAAGGAAAUAACAAAGAAUUCAGUUACCCUCACAUGGGAGCCACCUUUGCUGGAUGGUGGAGCUAAAAUAAAAAAUUAUAUUGUUGAAAAGCGUGAGAGUACAAGGAAGGUAUACUCUACUGUUGCUUCCUGCAACAAGAUGUCAUACAAGAUCGAGCAGCUCCAAGAAGGCAGCAACUACUACUUUAGAGUUCUUGCUGAAAAUGAAUAUGGAAUUGGAUUACCUGCUGAAACACUAGAACCACUAAAAAUCUCAGAAGUGCCACAACCUCCUGGAAAAAUCUCUGUGGUGGAUGUUACACGCAAGAGCAUCUCACUGUCCUGGGAAAAACCAGAACAUGAUGGGGGUAGUAGAAUCACUCACUAUGAAGUUGAGAUGCAAGCAAAAGACAGUGAAAAGUGGUCUGUGUGUGCACAAGUUAAAUCACUUGACACCAUUAUUACCAAUUUAGUCCAAGGUGCAGAGUACAAUUUUAGGGUGAUUGCAGUUAAUGACAAAGGAAAGAGUGAUCCCAGACAUCUAGCACACACUGUUCUUGCAAAAGACCUUGUAAUUGAGCCAUCUGUAAGGACAAAACUUAGCACAUACAGUGUACAAGUUGGCCAUGACUUGAAAAUUGAAGCACGUAUCACUGGUCAUCCAAAGCCAAUCAUUACAUGGACUAAAGAUGGUACAGAGCUGAAACAGACCACAAGAGUUAAUGUUGCAGACACUGCCCACCAUACAACAUUAUUGAUUAAAGACGCAACAAGAGAUGAUGGUGGUAUGUACAACAUUACAGUAGCUAAUGUACUAGGACAAAAGGAGGCCACUGUUGAAAUCAUUAUACUUGACAAACCUGGUCCACCAACAGGGCCAGUAAGGAUAGAUGAAAUAAGUGCAGAAAGUAUUACACUGUCAUGGGAUCCUCCAACCUACACAGGAGGAUGCCAAAUUUCGAAUUACAUUGUGCAAAAGAGAGAUACUACCACAACUAACUGGGCAGUUGUUUCAGCUACAGUAGCAAGAACUACACUCAAAGUUGGAAAUUUGAAAACUGGAGCUGAGUACCAGUUCAGAAUCUUUGCAGAAAAUAGAUAUGGGAAAAGCUAUGCUAUAGACUCAGAGCCAGUUGUUGCUCAGUAUCCUUUCAAAGAGCCAGGGCCUCCUGGAACACCAUAUGUGUCUGCUUUUACAAAAGAAUCUAUGGUAGUUGAAUGGCACAAACCAGUUUCAGAUGGCGGCAGUGCUAUUCUUGGAUAUCAUCUUGAAAGAAAAGAAAAGAACAGUAUUCUCUGGACAAAAAUAAAUAAAAUGCUUAUUCAAGACACCCGAUUUAAAACAUCUCCUUUGGAGGAAGGCAUAGAAUAUGAGUUUAGAGUUUCUGCUGAAAAUAUUGUUGGAAUUGGUAAAUGCAGCAAAGUUUCUGAAGGUUGCGUGGCCCGUGAUCCAUGUGAUCCUCCUGGCACACCCGUGCCAGUAAUUGUGACAAGACACUCGGUGAUGCUGAGAUGGACACCACCAGAAUAUGAUGGAGGCAGUCUGGUCACUGGAUAUAUUGUGGAGAAACGGGACCUCCCAGAUGGCCGUUGGAUGAAAGCAAGCUUUACAAACAUCCUUGAAACUGAAUUUACAGUCACAGGUCUGACAGAAGACUCAAAAUAUGAUUUCAGGGUCAUUGCUAGAAAUGGUGCUGGAUCAGUCAGCAAACCUUCUGCAUGCACAGGGCCAAUCACAGCUAAAGAUGAGGUUGAGCCACCAACCUAUGAGAUUGACUCACAAUACAGCCAAGUAAUGAUUGUAAAUGCUGGAGAUACAUUUGUACUGCAAGCAUCUGUAUUGGGGAAGCCAGUUCCAACAAUGCAGUGGUUCAAAGGUGAUGUGGAAGUUGAAAAUUCUGCAAGAGCUGAGACCAAGAACACAGACUUCAAAGCAGUUCUUGUUAUCAAAGAUGCUAUUAGAGUUGAUGGAGGACAGUACACUUUGCAGCUUACCAAUGUUGGGGGAACUAAAUCUGUGCCCUUUAAUGUAAGAGUGCUUGAUAGACCUGGGCCACCAGCAGGACCUCUGACAGUUUCAAAUGUAACAAGUGAAAAGUGCUCUUUGUCAUGGCUUCCUCCUGUACAUGAUGGUGGUAGCAGUAUUUCUCAUUACAUCAUUGAAAAAAGGGAAACCAGCCGUCUUACUUGGACUGUAGUGUCUAGUGACUGUGGAGCAACUAUGUUCAAGGUCACUAAGCUUCUAAAAGGAAAUGAAUACAUCUUCCGUGUCAUGGCUGUUAACAAAUAUGGUGUUGGUGAACCUUUAGAGUCUGUACCAGUAAUAAUGAGAAAUCCAUUUGUUCCUCCUGGACCACCUAGAGAACUAGAAAUAACAAAUAUCUCAAGAGAUUCUAUGACUGUGUGCUGGACUCGCCCAGAGUCUGAUGGUGGAAGUGAGAUUGUUGGGUACAUUGUUGAAAAGAGAGACAGAGCUGGAGUCAGAUGGACAAAAUGUAACAAACGUAGAAUUACAGACCUUCGCUUCAGAGUUACAGGUCUUACAGAGGACCAUGAAUACGAAUUCAGGUUAUCUGCAGAAAACGCUGCAGGAGUUGGUCAACCGAGUCCACCAACUCUGUAUUACAAAGCAUGUGACCCAACAUUUAAACCUGCUCCACCAACUAAUGCACAUAUUACUGACACCACAAAGGACUCAGUGACUAUUGAAUGGAGUAGACCAAUCUAUGAUGGUGGUUUAGACAUCCAGGGCUAUGUUGUAGAGAUCUGCAAAGCUGAUGAAGAGGAAUGGCUAACAUGUACUCCACCUACUGGGUUGAAUGAUACUAAAUUCACAAUUACCAAACUCAUAGAACAUCAAGAAUACAAGGUUCGAAUAUGUGCUCUUAAUAAACUAGGUGUUGGUGAGCCAGUCACCAUUCCUGGUACAGUAAAGCCUGUUGAUAAAAUGGAGCCUCCUGAAAUUGAACUUGAUUCUGAGUUAAGAAAGGGCAUUGUUGUCCGUGCUGGAGGAAGCAUGAGAAUUAGCAUUCCCUUCAAAGGCCGUCCCACUCCAGAGAUAAACUGGACUAAGGAUCAUGGUGAUCUACCAAGUAAAGCACAAAUUGAAAAGGGUCUAGAUUAUACCCAGCUUUCAGUUGACAUAUGUGAUAGGAAUGAUGCAGGAAAAUAUAUUCUGACUCUAGAGAACAGCAGCGGUACCAAGUCAGCAUUUGUUUCAGUGAAAGUACUGGAUACACCAGGUGCUCCUCUAAACUUAACUGUUAAAGAUAUCACAAGAAAUUAUGUAACUCUUGUUUGGGAGCCUCCACUUAUUGAUGGUGGGGCGAAGAUAAAGAAUUAUAUUGUGGACAAACGUGAAUCAACUAGACCUGCCUUCUCUAAUAUUACUACAAAAUGCACCAAGACUAGCUUACGUGUUGGUGAUCUCGAUGAAGGUGGCAUUUAUUACUUCAGAGUCAUGGCUGAGAAUGAGUUUGGAGUAGGUCUGCCUGUAGAAACAGAGGAAUCUGUGAAGACAGCAGAUCCUCCUCUAUCUGUGGGUAAGGUCACAUUGACUGAUGUGACUAAAACUUCUGCAUCACUUUCAUGGGAGAAACCAGACCAUGACGGUGGUAGUAGGAUUCUAGGAUAUUAUAUUGAAAUGCAGCCAAAAGGAUCAGAAGGCUGGGUAGUAGCAACUACUACCAAAACCUGUGAGGGAACAGUCACAGGACUUAGCGCUGGCCGAGAGUACCUCUUCCGAGUGUCGGCCUACAAUGAUAAAGGAAAGAGUGAUCCAAGGCCACUGGCAGCUCCAGUCAUAGCUAAUGAUAUAACAAUUGAACCAGCCCUCAAACUGACUUUCAACACAUACAGUGUGAAAUAUGGUGGAGAGCUGAAAGUAGAAAUUCCAGUAAAAGGUCGUCCAACACCAAAGGUCACAUGGACUAAAGAUGGCCACUCAUUAAAAGAGACAACUAGACUAAAUGUCUCAAGCACGGCAACAUCAACAAUUCUUAGCAUCAAAGAUGCCAAUAGAGAGGAUUCUGGCAAAUAUACAGUAACAGCUAUAAACAAUGUAGGAUCAGUCUCAGAGGAAAUUGGCGUAAUCAUCUUAGACAAGCCUGGUCCACCUGUUGGCCCAGUUAAAAUUGAUGAAGUAAGUGCCAACUAUGUAAUAAUUUCAUGGGAACCACCUGUGUACACUGGUGGUUGUCAAAUAAACAAUUACAUUGUGGAGAAACGAGACACAACUACCACAGCCUGGCAGAUUGUAUCAGCAACCAUUGCACGUACAACAAUCAAAAUUUCUAAGCUGAAAACUGGCUCAGAAUAUCAGUUUAGAGUGUUUGCUGAAAACAGAUAUGGAAAAAGUUCACCUUUAGACUCAGUACCUGUUGUCGUUAGCUAUCCUUUCAGUGAACCUGCAGCACCUGGUACACCAUUUGUGUCCUCAGUGACAAAAGAUCACAUGACAGUUGAAUGGAAGCCACCUAGUAAUAAUGGAGGUAGCCCUGUUCUUGGGUAUCACAUUGAGCGCAAAGAGAAGAACAGUAUUCUCUGGACAAAACUUAACAAGCUUCUUGUAACUGAUACUCAAUUCAAAACAAAUGGUCUCGAGGAGGGCAUUGAGUAUGAAUAUAGAGUAUUUGCUGAAAAUAUUGCAGGAAUAAGUCCAUCUAGCAAAGUUUCAGAAACUGUUGUAGCACGUGAUCCAUGUGAUCCACCUGGAACUCCGGAGGCUAUUGUUAUCACUAGAAACCUUGUCACACUUCAAUGGACAAGGCCCCAAUACGAUGGAGGCAGUGUGGUCACGGGUUAUAUUGUUGAGAGGAAAAAGCUACCUGAUGGUCGUUGGAUGAAGGCUAGCUUUACAAAUAUAAUUGACACUCAGUUUACAGUUACAGAGUUGACAGAAGGAGACCGUUAUGAAUUCAGAGUAAUUGCAAGAAAUGCAGCUGGUAUUUUAAGUGAGCCUUCUGAAAGCACUGGAAUAAUUACUGCACAGGAUGAGAUUGAAGCACCUUCAGUUUCCAUGGACUCAAAAUUCAAGGAUAUCAUUAUCGUGAAUGCUGGUGAGACAUUUGCUAUUGAUGCUGAUAUUGCAGGCAAACCACUCCCAGAUAUAAGGUGGCUAAAGGAUGGAAAAGAAAUUGACAGUGCUACUCCAAGAAUGGAAAUUAAAUCCACUAUUACACAUACUGUUUUAACCGUUAAAGAUUGCAUAAGGGUAGAUGGUGGACAUUUUGUCCUAAGCCUCAGCAAUGUGGGUGGAACAAAACUGGUCCCUGUAAAUGUCAAGGUUCUGGAUAGACCUGGUCCGCCGGAUGGGCCUCUGAAGGUAACUGGUGUCAGAGCAGAGAAAUGUUAUCUACACUGGAGCCAUCCAACACAUGAUGGUGGAGCUAGUGUUUCACAUUACAUUAUUGAAAAGAGGGAAACAAGCAGACUGUCUUGGACUAUGGUAGAACCCAAAAUUCAAGCUAUCAGUUAUAAAGUCACCAAACUCUUGCCAGGUAAUGAGUAUAUCUUUAGAGUCAUGGCAGUAAACAAGUAUGGUAUUGGCGAACCACUUGAAUCUGAACCAGUUGUUGCAAGAAAUCCUUUCAAGACUCCAGGCCCACCUUCAACUCCAGAAGCAAGUGCAAUCACUAGAGACUCAAUGGUCCUCACAUGGGACCGUCCGGAGGAUGAUGGUGGUUCACCAAUCGAGGGUUAUAUCCUGGAGAAGCGUGACAAAGAAGGUAUCCGAUGGACAAAGUGCAACAGGAAAAGACUUACUGACCUCCGUUUCAGAGUCACUGGAUUAACAGAUGGACACUCUUAUGAAUUCAGAGUGUCUGCCGAAAAUACUGCAGGUGUUGGCACACCAAGUGAACCAUCUGAAUAUUACAAAGCCUGUGAUGCAACCUAUCCUCCUGGCCCGCCAAACAAUCCCAAAGUGACAGACCAUUCAAGUACAACUGUUUCCCUUGCAUGGAGUAGGCCUAUUUAUGAUGGUGGUGCACCAAUCUCUGGAUAUAUUGUUGAGAUGAAAGAAGCCUGUGAUGAUGAAUGGACACUAUGUACACCAAACACUGGUGUACAAACAACUCACUUUACAGUGAAAAACCUGAAGGAAAAUGCAGAAUACAAGUUCCGUAUUUGUGCCAUUAAUAUUGAAGGUGCUGGAGAUCAUGUUGAUGUUCCAGGCUCUGUAAUUGCUGCUGAGAAACUUGAAGCCCCAGAAGUAGAGUUAGAAGCUGAUCUGAGGAAAAUUGUGACUGUUCGUGCAAGUGCAACACUACGCUUGUUUGUUACCAUCAGGGGAAGGCCUGAGCCUGAAGUUAAAUGGACAAAGGCUGAGGGACCCCUAACAGAGCGUGCCCAAGUUGAAGUCACAAGCUCUUACACCAUGCUUGUUAUUGACAACGUUGACAGAUUUGACACUGGAAAGUAUAUUUUAACUCUUGAAAACAACAGUGGCACCAAAUCUGCGUUCGUAAAUGUCAGAGUCCUGGACUCCCCAAGUGCUCCUGUGAACUUUGUCGUUAAAGAUAUCAAAAGAGACUCAGUCCAGCUGCAGUGGGACCCUCCACAUAUUGAUGGCGGUGCCAAGAUUACUCAUUACAUUGUGGAGAAACGUGAAUCUAAAAGAAUGGCAUUUACAUCUGUGACAAAUAACUGUGUCAGGAAUUCAUUGAGGGUUGAUGAUCUCCAAGAGGGAGGUGUUUAUUACUUCCGUGUACUUGCAGUGAAUGAACUUGGUGUUGGCUUGCCAGCAACCACCACAGAGCCGGUCAAAGUGUCCCAAGCACCGCUACCACCAGGAAAGGUUACACUUGUUGAUGUAACUCGGCACAGUGUGAGUCUUUCUUGGGAAAAGCCAGACCAUGAUGGUGGUAGCAAGAUAACAGGUUACAUAGUAGAGAUGUUGACUAAAGGAUCAGAUAAAUGGACUGUAUGCACAACAGUAAAAAUGCCUGAAGCUACAGUUGAAGGACUUACAACAGGGGAGGAAUAUUCAUUCAGAAUUUCUGCCAUGAACGACAAAGGAAAGAGUGAUCCCAAACCACUGGGAGCACCUGUGGUUGCCAUGGAUAUCACUGUUGAACCUGUUAUUGACUUGCUAUUUAACACAUACAGCAUUAGAUCUGGAGAAGAUCUCAAAAUUGAUGUUCCAUUUAGAGGUAGACCUCACCCAGAAGUGACAUGGAAGAAGGAUGGCCACACCCUGAAGCAAACGACCAGAGUAAAUGUUCUUACAUCCAAAAUGUCUUCAAAGAUUGUUAUCAAAGAUGCAAUAAGGGAAGAUGCUGGAAAAUACGAAAUCACACUGACUAAUUCAGUUGGUGUAAAAUCAGCUGAAAUAACAGUUAUCAUUCUUGACAAACCAGGUCCACCAACAGCAGUCAGAGUCGAUGACGUAAGUGCAGAUUACAUUUCAUUAUCAUGGGAUCCUCCAGUUUAUGAUGGUGGGUGUCAAAUCAAUAAUUAUGUUGUUGAGAAGAGAGAUACAACCACUACAACAUGGCAAAUUGUUUCAGCUACAGUGGCAAGAACAUCAAUUAAAGUGUCCCAUUUGACGCAGGGAACUGAAUAUCAAUUCCGUGUUGCUGCUGAAAAUCGUUAUGGCAAGAGCCAUGCUGUUGACUCUGCACCGAUUGUUGCACAAUACUCCUUCACACCACCUGGCCCUCCAAAUGACCUUCAAGUUGCUCAUGCUACAAAGUCAGGCAUGUUGGUUACAUGGAAAAAACCAACCAGUGAUGGUGGAAGUCCUGUCAUUGGAUAUCACUUGGAAUGCAAGGGCCAAAGCAGCAUUCUCUGGACUAAGAUCACUAGGGGUCUUGUUUCUGACACACAGUUUAAAGUAACUGGUCUUGAAGAGGGACUUCUCUAUCAGUACAGAGUAUAUGCAGAGAAUAUUGCAGGAAUUGGACCUUGCUCAAAAGCCUGUGAGCCUGUUGCUGCAAGAGAUCCAUGUGAUCCUCCAGGUCAGCCAGUUGUUACUAAUAUAACAAGAACUUCUGUUUCUCUCUCCUGGACAAAACCUGAAAAUGAUGGUGGUGCCAAGGUGACUGGUUAUAUUGUAGAGCGAAGAGAACUACCAGAUGGUCGCUGGUUGAAAUGUAAUUUCACCAAUCUCCAAGAAACAUUCUUCGAUGUGACUGGCCUGAUUGAAGAUCAAAGAUAUGAUUUCCAUGUAAUUGCAAAGAAUGCAGCUGGUUUACUUAGUCAGCCAUCAGAGUGUACAGGCCCUGUUACAGUGAAAGAUGAUGUUGAUCCACCACGCAUUACAAUUGAGGAAAAACUCAGACAACUAGUUGUAGUCAAAGCAGGAGAUAUACUAAGAAUUGAUGCUGAAAUUUCUGGCCGCCCAGCUCCUGUGAUUUCGUGGGCAAAGGAUGGAAAAGAAAUCGAUUCUAAAGCAAGAGUUGAAAUUUCUUCAACAUUCACAACCACAACACUAAUUGUUAGAGACACCAUCAGAAGAGACUCUGGACAGUACGUUCUCACAUUACAGAAUGUUGCUGGUACCAGAUCUUUAGCAGUGAACUGUAAAGUCCUUGAUAGGCCUGGCCCAUCAUCUGGACCAUUGGAAGUAACUGGUUUGACAGCAGAAAAAUGCACAUUAACUUGGGGACCACCCCAAGAAAACGGCGGUGCUGAAAUUCAACACUACAUUGUUGAGAAGCGUGAAACAAGCCGUCUUGCCUGGACAUUAGUCUAUGCAGACAUGAAGGCCACAACAUGCAAAGUUACAAAACUGCUUAAGGGCAAUGAAUACAUUUUCAGAGUUCGGGGAGUAAAUAAAUAUGGAACAGGAGAAGCUCUGGAGAGUGAUCCCAUUAAGGCCCUAGAUCCAUUUACAGUGCCUGCUGCACCAACAAAUGUUGAAGUCACAAGUGUUACAAGCGAAGCUAUGACAAUCUGCUGGGAAAGGCCUGUUUCUGAUGGCGGCAGUAGUAUUAGUGGCUAUGUAAUAGAAAAACGUGAAAAAUCAGGUCUUCGUUGGGUUCGUGUCAACAAAAAGCCUGUUUAUGACUUGAGGGUCAAAGCCUCCAAUCUCCGUGAAGGAUGUGAAUAUGAAUACCGUGUAUAUGCAGAGAAUACCGCAGGGUUGAGUGAACCAAGCCUUCCCUGCCCAUUGACAAAGGCAGAGGAUCCAUUAUUCUUGCCAUCUCCACCAGUGAAACCAAAGAUAAUUGAUUCUACCAAGUCCACAAUAACACUCUCUUGGAACAAGCCAUUGUUUGAUGGUGGUUCUCCAGUCACAGGAUACUCAGUUGAAUAUAGGAAAACCAAUGAUGAGGACUGGAUUGUUGGGGUGCAGCACACUAAUAACACUGAGUUUACAGUUGUAGGGCUGACAUCAGGAGCAGAAUAUGUCUUUGUGGUUAGGUCAAUUAAUAAAGUUGGUCCAAGUGAGCCAAGCCCUGAGACUGAUCCACAGGUAGCAAAGGACAGAGAAGAUGAACCCGUUUUCCUCAUCAGUAAUGAAUUGCGAAAAACACUGAUUAUCAAAGAUGGCAGCUCGUUCACCUUAAGAGUUCCUUUCAAGGGGAAACCUGUGCCAAAUGUAAUGUGGAACAAGCCUGAUGUUGAUCUUAGAGUUCGGGCAACAAUUGAUACCACAGAUACUUGCACAUCUGUCACAAUUGAGCAAGCUACAAGAAAUGACUCAGGCAAGUACACUGUGACUCUACAAAAUGUUGCUGGAACAGCCACACUAACAUUGAAUGUAAAAGUGCUCGAUUCACCUGGACCACCUGCCAGUCUUUCAGUUAAGGAAGUGACCAAAAACUCUGCAACAAUAACAUGGGACACACCAGAAAAUGAAGGUGGUGCUCCUGUCAAGAACUACCUUGUUGAUCUGCGUGAGGCAAGCAAAAAAGGAUGGACAAGAGUCACAGAAAGUUGUCCCAGACUUACCUACAAAGUAACUGACCUUCAAGAGGGAGGCGUUUAUUAUUUCAGAGUCACUGGUGAAAAUGAAUAUGGAAUUGGCGUACCACUUGAAACUAAAGAGGGAACUAAGAUUACAGAAAAACCAAGUCCACCAGCAAAGCUUGGAGUAACUGAUGUUACAAAAGAUACUGUCUCGUUAGCUUGGAGUAAACCUGAGCAUGAUGGAGGUAGUAGAAUUACCAAUUACCAGGUGGAUGCACUGGAGAAAGGACAACAGAACUGGAUAAAAUGUGGUGUCACCAAAUCGACUCACUUUGUUGUCUAUGGGUUAAGAGAGAAUGGAGAAUACUUCUUCAGAGUUCGUGCUGAAAAUCUUGCUGGAUUUAGUGAUCCUAAAGACAUGGUUCUUCCUGUUCUUGUUAAAGAUCAACUAGAGGCACCUGAAAUUAACAUGAAGAACUUUCAGCAUAAUACAGUCUAUGUAAAGGCAGGCUCAAAUCUUAAAGUAGAGAUCCCUCUUACUGGUAAACCUUUACCAAAAGUAUCGCUCUCAAAGGAUGAUCAGGUCCUGAAAUCAACCAUGAGGUUCAAUUCUGAAGUAACACCUGACUGCCUUCUCAUCACCCUCCGUGACAGUGUUGCUCAUGAUGCAGGCAGAUAUGACAUUACAGCCUCAAACUCAAGUGGAACCACCAAGUCCUUUAUUAAUAUUGUUGUCCUGGACAGACCAAGUCCACCUGUUGGUCCAGUUGAGAUGUGUGAUAUCACAGAGGACAGUGUAAGUCUGAAAUGGCUCCCUCCUGCAUAUGAUGGUGGCAGCCCAAUCACCAACUAUAUUGUUCUAAAACGUGAAACAACAACAGCAAACUGGGUUGAAGUUUCAUCUGCAGUUGCAAGAUGCACAAUUAAGAUUAUGAAACUAACUACUGGAGUUGAGUAUCAGUUCAGAAUUAGGGCUGAAAAUCGCUUUGGUAUCAGUGAUCACAUCGAUUCUCCAACUGUCACAGUCAAUCUGCCAUAUACAAUUCCUGAGGCACCUACAACACCAUGGGUAUCUGCUGUCACUAGAGAAAGUAUUACUGUCAACUGGAAAGAACCUUCUUCUGAUGGAGGAAGUCAUAUAUUUGGAUACCACCUUCAGAUGAAAGACAAAAACAGUAUUUUGUGGAAGAAAGUCAACAAAACUGUUAUCCGUGCCACACAUUUCAAAGUUACAAACAUCAAUCCAGGCCUUAUCUAUGAAUUCAAGGUUGCAGCAGAAAAUGCUGCUGGCAUUGGUCCUGUCAGCAAAAUUUCAGAUGCUGUACUGGCAAUUGAUGCUUGUGAACCACCAACUGAUGUCCGUGUCACUGAUAUCACAAAGAGUUCAAUAAGCCUUACAUGGAGUAAACCUUCCUAUGAUGGUGGAAGCAAAGUGACAGGGUACAUAAUUGAGAAGAAAGAUGGUCCAAAAGGCAAAUGGGUCAAAACUAAUUUAUCAAAGGUUUCUGACACCAGGUUCACUGUAUCAGGCCUCAUUCAAGAUGAAUCUUAUGAAUUUAGAGUCUUAGCCAAGAAUGCUGUUGGCUCUGUCAGUAACCCAUCUGCUACUGUUGGGCCAGUUACAUGUGUGGAUACUUUUGGUGCUCCUGAAAUUGAACUUCCUCAGGAAUACCUGGAUGUUGUAAAAUACAGAGCAGGAGCAACUGUCCAGCUUAGAAUUGGCAUUAUUGCUAAACCUCAGCCAACAAUUGAAUGGUACAAAGAUGGAAAAGAGCUGGAAUCUGGAGCUCAGCUCAUGAUAUCAAACACCACUGAUUCUGCAUGCAUCUCAAUAAAGGAUGCUACACGCAUAAACACUGGAACAUACGAACUCAAGAUCAAGAACUCUUUGGGCUCAGCAUAUGCUGCUAUCAGAGUACUUAUUCAAGACAAACCUGGGCCCCCUGCGGGACAGAUUCAGUUCAAGAAGAUCACAGCAGAUAGUAUAACCAUCAUGUGGGAUCCUCCAGCUGAUGAGGGUGGUGCAAUGGUUACCCAUUACAUUGUGGAGAAACGUGAGAGUAGCAGAAUUAUGUGGUCCAUAAUAUCUGAGAAACUAGAAGACUGCAUUGUCUCUGUUUCAAGGCUGAUCAAAGGAAAUGAGUACAUCUUCCGUGUUCGUGGGGUGAACAAAUAUGGAGUUGGAGAUCCUUUAGAAUCUGAGCCUGUCAUUGCACAGAAUUUAUUUGUACCUCCCAGCCAACCUUCCAAACCUCAGGUCACCAUGAUUACUAAAUCAACGAUGACAGUCAUAUGGGAAAGACCAAGUCUAGAUGGUGGCAGUGAUAUUGAUGGAUAUUAUCUGGAGAAGCGAGAAAAGAAGAGCCUACAGUGGUUCAAGGUCAUCAAAGAUCCAAUCCGUGAUACUAGGCAAAAAGUCAGCAAUCUCACAGAGGGAAAUGAGUAUCAGUAUCGUGUUUGUGCAGUUAAUAAAGCUGGUGCAGGUCAAUACUCGGAUGCAUCCAUCUUCUAUAAAGCAUAUGAUCCCAUUGAUCCACCAACUGAGCCGACAAAACUUAAAGUUGUUGAUUCAACCAAGACUUCAAUUACACUUGGAUGGGUGAAGCCUGUGUAUGAUGGUGGCAGUGAAAUCACAAGCUACAUAGUUGAGCAGAUGACAGCUGAUGAGAAGGAGUGGGUUACUAUUAGCUCCAAGGGUGAAGUAAGAACCACAGAGUAUGUGGUGUCCCAUUUAAAACCUGGAUUGUACUAUUACUUCCGCAUCUCUGCUGUUAACUGUGCUGGAGUUGGCCGCCCAAUUGAAAUGAUUCAGCCAGUACAGGCUAAGGAUAUUCUGGAGGAGGCUGAUGUUGAUCUUGACAUUUCAAUGUCAACUCAGUAUACAGCAAAGGCUGGAAGAGAUGUGGAAAUCAUGAUUCCUCUAAAAGGCAGACCUGCACCAAAUGUCACAUGGCGAAGAGGAGAUAGGAAUAUUGGUGGAGAUGCAAAAUACACAAUUAAUAACACAGAGUAUUCAACAACACUUAUCAUUCCAAAGGUCACUCGGGACGAUUCAGGCAAAUAUCUCCUUGAGAUUGAAAAUGGAGUUGGUGAACCAAAGAAUAUUACUAUCUCUGUGAAGGUAUUAGACUCACCAUCUGCUUGUAGUAAGUUGGUAGUGAAAAAUGUUACCCGUGGUAAACUCACUCUGAGCUGGGAUCCUCCAUUUAUUGAUGGUGGAUCUCCAAUUACAAAUUACAUCAUUGAGAAGAAGGAUGCUAAACUCAAGGCUUACUCCAUAGUUACAACAGAAUGUGCCAACACAUCGUACAAGGUUGAAGGCCUGUCAGAAGAGAUUGCCUAUUUCUUCCGUGUGUCUGCUGAAAAUGAAAAUGGUAUUGGUGAUACUUGUGAAACCACAGAACCUGUUAGAGCAGCUGAGACUCCUGGUCCUGUAAAGAACCUUGUCAUGGUUGACUCAACUAAUACAUCUGUAACUUUGGCAUGGACAAAGCCUGAUCAUGAUGGUGGCAGCCAUAUUUCUGAGUACAUCAUUGAAAAGAAGGCAGAUGAUGCUGUGACAUGGAGCCUUGGUGGUACAUGCAGAUGUUGCAAGUAUGAGGUAACAAACCUUAAAGAACUCUCAGAGGUUUUCUUCAGAGUGUAUGCCAAGAAUGAGAAGGGUUGCAGUGACUUCUCUCAAAUUGGACCCAUUACUGUGAAGGAAUCCUUAAUUCCACCUGAAGCGAACCUUAUUGACUAUCCUAAUGGUGAAUUAAGCGUCAGAAUUGGACAAAAUGUGAACAUCGAAUUGCCAUACAAGGGUAAACCCAAACCUGCAAUUCAGUGGAUGAAAGAUGAUGUUCCACUGAAGGAAAGUGAACAGGUUCGUUUCAGGCAAACAGAGAAUAAAGCUAGUCUAACUGUGAGAAAUGCAAGAAAGGAGAAUGCAGGAAAAUACACUCUGGUCCUUGACAAUAGACUUGUGAAGAACUUCUUUGACAUCAAGGUCAUCACUCUUGGGCCACCCUCUGCACCAGUGGGCCCUAUCCGAUUUGAUGAAAUCAAAGCACAGAGCAUUAUUAUCUCAUGGAAUGAGCCACAGGAAGAUGGUGGUGGAGAAAUCACCUGUUACAGUGUGGAAAAAAGAGAGACUUCUCAAGCAGCUUGGAAAAUUGUUUGUUCAAGUGUGGUCAGGACCACAUUCAAGAUACCCAAUCUCGUUAAGGGCACUGAAUACCAAUUCAGGGUGCGUGCAGAAAACAAAUAUGGAGUAAGUGAGCCUCUCAACUCAGUGGAUGUUCUUGCUCAACACCAGUAUAAGCCACCAGGUCCACCAGGAAAACCAGUUGUAUUUAAUGUAACAAGUGAUGGCAUGACUGUUUCAUGGGAUGCACCCAGCUUUGAUGGCGGUUCGCCUAUUACUGGCUACCAUCUUGAGAAGAAAGAUAGAAACAGCCUCCUGUGGAUGAAAGUGAAUUCCAGUGUAAUCUCUGGAAGAGAGUACAGGGUCAUUGGUCUCAUUGAAGGUCUGGAAUAUUCAUUCAGAGUGUAUGCUCAGAAUAAUGCUGGCAUGAGUCCAGUUAGUGAGCAAAGCAAGCACAAACUUGCUAUUUCUCCUGUUGAUCCCCCUGGCACACCCAACUGUAUUGAUGUUACAAGAGAUUCUGUCACUCUUCAGUGGGAGCCACCUAAACGUGAUGGAGGCAGUAGGAUUGUGGCAUACAGUGUUGAGAGGCGCCAAGGAAGAGCACGCUGGCUGAGAUGCAAUUUUACUGAUAUCAGUGAAUGCCAGUUUACAGUGACAGGACUUGCUUGUGGUGACCGCUUUGAAUUUAGAGUAAUUGCCAGAAAUGCUGUUGGAACAGUCAGUCCACCAUCACAGUCAUCGGGCUACAUCAUGACCAAGGAUGAAAGUGUUAUCCCUGAGAUUCAGUUUGGUGCUGAAAAGACUCUGACAAUCAAGGCUGGAGAAAACAUCAAACUGAGUUGCACUAUUAGUGGGCGUCCUGUGCCUCAGGUUACAUGGUAUAAGGAUGGGAAACAGCUUGACAAAAUGCUUGUUGAUAUCACAACCAGUAUUGGGUCAAGUUCACUGUUCAUUAGAGAUGCUGAUCGUAGUGACCGUGGAAUCUACACUGUUGAAGCCAAAAACAGCUCUGGAACAACGAAGGAGGAUGUUCUUGUCAGAGUACAAGAUACACCUGGACCACCUGAGGGCCCACUUCGCUUCACAAAUAUCUCUGCUGAGAAGGCAACUCUUUGGUGGAGUCCCCCAGAAAAUGAUGGCUGUGCAGCUAUCACUCAUUAUGUGAUUGAAAAGCGUGAGACCUCCCGUAUUACUUGGGCACUUGUUACAUCUAAGUGUGAAGCCUGCUCUUUCAGUGCCACCAAGUUGAUCAAGGGCAAUGAGUAUCAGUUCCGUGUUUCUGCUGUCAACAGUUUUGGUGUUGGCAAACCACUCGAAUCAGAUCCAAUUGUUGCUAAAAUGCAGUACACUGUACCAGAUGCUCCAGGAACACCUGACUGCACUCAUGUGACAGGAAACAGUCUUACACUCUGCUGGACAAGACCAAGACAUGAUGGUGGAAAUGAGAUAAAGCACUAUAUCCUUGAAAGGAGAGAAAAGAAAAGUUUACAAUGGGUAAAAGUUUCAGCAAAAAGACCAAUCACAGAGCUCAGACACAGAGUGACAAACUUGACUGAAGGAAAUGAAUAUGAAUUCCGUGUUAUGGCUGAAAACGGGGCUGGUGUUGGACCACCGAGUGGAGUAUCAAGACUAUUUAAGUGCAGAGAACCUACAAGUGCACCUAGCGCACCAACAGUGGUAAAAGUCCGUGAUUCAACAAAGACCUCUGUGAGCCUGGAAUGGACCAAACCAAUCUUUGAUGGUGGUAUGGAGAUCAUAGGUUACAUUAUUGAGAUGUGCAAAGCAAGCCUUGAAGAAUGGCACAGAGUCAAUAGCCAGACUUGUAUCCAUACCACAUACACAGUUACAGAUUUAGAACCAGGUGAAGAGUAUAAAUUCCGUGUGUGUGCUGUUAAUGGUGCUGGAAAGGGAGAGGCAUCUGAGAUUCCAAAUGCAGUGCAAGCAGUUGACAGACUGACAUCACCAGAGAUUGACAUUGAUGCAGAUUUCAAACAGACACAUAUUGUGAAAAGUGGAGGAAGAGUUUCUCUUAAUAUCCCUUUCCGUGGAAAACCUACACCCCUGGCUUCAUGGGCAAAAGCAGAUGGAGAACUUGGUGUGAUGGUAGAUAUUAAUACUACAGACACCUUCAGCACAUUAACAAUUGAAAACUGUACCAGAUAUGAUGCUGGCAAAUACACGCUUUCUCUUGAGAACAACAGUGGUCGUAAAUCCAUUACAUUAACAGUAAAAGUGUUGGACACACCUGGGCCACCAGGUCCUCUCUCAUUCAAGGAUGUGACAAGAGGAGCUUUGACUCUCAUGUGGGAUGCUCCGUCCAAUGAUGGAGGUGCUCGUAUUCAUCAUUAUAUUAUUGAAAAACGUGAGGCAAGUCACCUGAGCUGGCAAGAGGUCAGUCCCAAGUGUACACGCCAAAUUCUCAGAGUGACCAAUCUUGCAGUUGGUGUACCAUACUUCUUCAGGGUCACAGCUGAAAAUCAGUAUGGUGUAGGUGAGCCUUAUGAAAUGUCAGAACCUAUUAUUGCCACUGAGGAGCCUGCACCACCCAAGAGGCUGGACAUUAUUGAUACUACAUCUUCAUCAGCCACUUUAGUAUGGAUGAAGCCUGAGCAUGAUGGUGGAAGCCGCAUCACAGGAUAUAUUGUUGAGACCAGAAAGAAAGGUUCUGAUCACUGGGUUGUUGGUGGUCAAACAAAAUCUUUGAAGAUGGUCCUGGAAGGCUUGGUUGAGAACACAGAAUAUGAAUUCCGGGUCAAAGCACAAAAUGAUACUGGAGUCAGUUAUCCAAGAGAUGCACUCACCUCUGUUAUCAUCAAAGAACCUCGCAUUGAGCCAACUGCAGACCUUAGUGGCAUCAGUAAACAGCUUAUUACCUGUAAGACUGGCAGUUCCUUUGCCAUUGAUAUUCCCAUUAGUGGUAGACCAGCUCCAAAAGUAACAUGGAAGCUUGAGGAGAUAAAACUAAAGGAAACAGAAAGAGUCUCUAUCAAGACUUCUAAUGUGAAAACCACCCUACUGGUUAAGGAUGCCAAGAGAGGGGACAGUGGAAAAUACUACCUUACUCUAGAGAAUGCGGCUGGGGCAAAAACAUUCAGUAUUACUGUAAUUGUCUUCGGCAGACCAAGCCCACCCACUGGCCCAAUAGAAAUCUCAGGAAUCACAGCAGAAUCCUGUGUGUUGACAUGGGCUGAGCCUACAGAUGAUGGUGGAUCAGAUAUAGCUAACUAUAUAGUUGAGAAACGCGAAUCUGGUCAAACUUCAUGGCAGGUUGUAAAUUCCAGUGUGAAAAGACCAACAAUUAAAGUCACCCAUUUGACAAAAUACAUGGAGUACACAUUCCGUGUCUGCGCAGAGAACAAGUUUGGUGUUAGCAAACCAGUUGAGUCUCAAGCUAUUGUGGCAGAACAUCCAUUUGUACCACCAAGCCCACCUACACGUCCAGAUGUGGUAUUAGUAUCUGCUAAUGCCAUUUCCAUUAAAUGGGAUGUUCCAUAUCAUGAUGGUGGAAGCAAGGUUACUGGAUAUUGGAUCGAGAAGAAAGAGCGCAACACCAUUUUAUGGACACGGGAAAAUAAAAUCCCAUGCAUUGAGUGUCACUAUAAGGUCUCCAAUCUUAUUGAAGGCCUUGAAUAUCAGUUCCGUGUAUAUGCCAUGAACAUUGCUGGUCUAAGCAAAGCUAGUGAAGCUUCAAGACCAGUGCUGGCUUUGAAUCCAGUUGAUCCACCUGGCAAACCAGAAGUAUAUGACAUUACAAGAUCUUCAGUUUCUAUUAAAUGGUCUGUACCAUUUAAUGAUGGUGGCAGCAAACUUGUUGGCUAUGUAGUUGAACGCAAGGCAUCCACUGGAGAUGAUGAUGAAACUCGUUGGUUGAAGUGCAACUACACUACUAUCACAGACAAUUUCUUCACUGUAACAUCACUUGAAGAGGGAGCAGUUUAUGAAUUCCGUGUCAUUGCGAAAAAUUGUGCAGGAGUCCACAGUAUGCCAUCGGAAUCAACAGGCCCUAUCACAUGCAAGGACGAAUACACACCACCAAAGGCUGAGUUAGACAGCAAACUUGUCGGUGAGACAGUAACUAUUAGGGCUGGAUCAGACCUUGUUCUUGAUGCUGCAAUAGGUGGUAAACCUGAACCCAGAGUAUGCUGGUCUAAGGGUGAUAAGGAGUUGGAGCUUGGUGAUAAGUACUCGUUGACAUACUCCAGCACAAGAGCUAUGGCAAUCAUCAAGUCCUGUAACAGGAAUGAUACUGGAAAAUAUAUAUUGACUGUUAAGAAUGCCAGUGGAACCAAAACUGCAGCUGUCAAUGUUAAAGUUCUUGAUACCCCUGGUCCUCCAGAUGGUAAAAUUACAAUCAGCAGAGUCACAGAAGAAAAAUGCACAGUUUCUUGGAAGAUACCUCUUGAGGAUGGGGGAGAUUUUGUCACUCACUACAUUGUUGACAGACGUGAGACCAGUAGGCUCAACUGGGUUGUCAUGGAAACUGAAUGCAAGACCCUUUCUUGUGUCAGUACAAAACUAAUCAAGAACAAUGAAUAUAUAUUCCGUGUCAGAGCUGUUAACAAAUAUGGAGCUGGUGUCCCACUGGAGUCUGAACCAAUUAUUGCAAGAAAUGCAUAUACUGUUCCAACACCUCCCGGAGCACCAGAAAUUACAGCUGUCGGAAAGCAACAUGUCAUUAUUGAGUGGCUGAAGCCAGAGAAUGAUGGUGGUAGUGAAAUAAAAAAUUAUCUUGUGGAUAAACGUGAGAAGAGCAGCGUGAGAUGGACCAGAGUAAACAAGACAUUCACCAUCUAUGACACAAGACUCAAGAUAACAGGUCUAUUAGAGGGAAGCGAAUACCAAUUCCGUGUUGCAGCUGUCAAUUCUGCUGGCACAAGCUUACCAAGUGAAGCCUCUGAAUAUGCUCUUUGCAGAGAUCCAACGUAUACCCCAGCUCCUCCAUCAGCUCCUCGCAUAAUAGAUACUACCAAACACAGCAUCACUAUGACAUGGACCAGACCUAUGUAUGAUGGUGGUUCAGAUGUCACUGGCUAUAUUGUUGAGAUUCUAGAAGAGGGAACUGAACAGUGGUAUAGGGCCACCCAGAAGAUCCUGACUACUAAUGAAUAUACUGCAGCUGGUUUAACAAGCAACAAGAAGUACAGAUUCAGAGUGGCUGCAGUGAAUUCAAUGGGCACUGGAGAGUUCAGUGAAGGCAGUGUGGAGACUUCACCCACAGAAAGAGUUGAAAUUCCUGAUAUUGAAUUACCUGAAGAACUGAAGAAAACAGUUUGUCUGAGAGCUGGUAGCACUUUACGUCUAAAUGCAACCAUACUUGGAAGACCACUGCCAGUUGUUACCUGGAGAAAGUCUGGCAUAGACCUUCAGUCAAGGGGAUACAUUGACACAACAGGGAGCACUACAACUUUAAUAGUGGAGAAGGUUCACCGUUAUGAUGCUGGAAAAUACACAAUCGAGGCUGAAAAUCCAUCUGGCAAAAAGACAAUUACCAUUCUUGUCAAGAUAUAUGAUUCCCCUGGUCCCUGUGGUGCAGUCAAGGUGAAGGAUUACACUAAAGAAUCAGUUGUCAUUACAUGGGAUGUCCCUACUAUUGACGGAGGGGCUCCUAUCAACAACUACAUUAUUGAAAAACGUGAAGCAUCAAUGAAAUCUUAUAAAACAGUGACAUUGGAAUGCAAGAAGACACUGUACAGAAUCACAGGGUUAGAGGAAGGAACACGAUACUUCUUCAGAGUACUGCCUGAAAACAUAUAUGGUAUUGGAGAACCUUGUGAAACCACUGAUUCUGUGCUGGUAUGUGAAAUUCCAUCUGUUCCUCAAGAUUUGCAAGUCAUUGACAUUACUAAGUCCACUGUCAUUCUUGGAUGGGAAAAACCACUUUACGAUGGUGGCAGCAGGCUUACUGGUUAUGUUAUUGAAGCCUGUAAGAAAGGAACUGACCGAUGGAUGAAUGUUGCUAAUGUGAGAGCAUCAGUAUUUCAGCACACCAUAGAUUCUCUGAAUGAAAAUGAAGAGUACUUCUUUAGAAUCAAAGCUGAAAACGACAGGGGGGUCAGUGAGCCCAGAGACCUGUUGACACCUGUAACUAUUCAAGAACAGAGAGUUACACCAAAGAUUGAUCUGACUAGCAUUCCUCAAAAGAUUGUAAGUGUGCAUGCUGGAAAGCCAAUUGUGCUUGACAUUCCCAUCACUGGAAGACCUGCACCAACUUGCACAUGGUUCUUUGGUGGCAUUAAGAUGAAAGACAAGCUUGACCGUAUUAAAAUUGAGACAACUGCUAAGUACACUAAACUAAUGGUUCGUGAAACUACUCUUGAUGAUACCGGUGACUAUACUCUUGAAGUAAAGAAUAUAACAGGAGUAGCUACAGAAAUCAUCAAAGUCAUCAUUCUUGAUAAACCAGGCAUUCCAGUUGGGCCUAUGAGAAUUGAUGAAAUUGAUGCCACAUCUGUAACAUGCAGCUGGGAGCCACCAGAGAAAGAUGGAGGUGCCAAUAUCAGUGGCUAUAUAGUGGAACAACGAGAUGCUCAUCGCCCUGGUUGGCUGCCUAUUUCUGAAUCUGUCACAAGACCCACAUUCAAAUUCACUAGACUUAAUGAGGGAACAGAAUAUGUGUUCCGUGUGGCUGCAACAAAUCGUUUUGGCAUUGGUGCAUUCCUUCAGUCUGAAGUUGUUGAAUGCAAGAGUGCCAAGACUGUUCCUGGUGCACCAAGCACACCUGAAAUAUUUGAUGUGUCCCAUGAUGGUAUGACACUCACUUGGAAACCACCAGAAGAUGAUGGUGGUUCCUCAGUGGCCGGCUACAUCAUUGAGCGUAAAGAAAGUAGAUCUGACAGAUGGGUGCGCAUCAAUAAGAAUCCAGUGACAAUGACAAGAUACAGAUCAACUGGAUUAAUUGAAGGUCUCGAAUAUGAGUACAGAGUGACAGCUAUGAACUCUAGAGGCACUGGCAAACCGAGUCUGAGCUCAAAACCAGUGAUUGCAAUGGAUCCUAUCGAACCUCCAGGUAUACCUUUGAACCCAAGAGUCACAGAUACAACCAGGACAUCUGUGUCAUUGGCAUGGUCUCCCCCAGAGGAAGAGGGAGGUGCCGUCAUCACUGGUUACCUGAUAGAGAUGCAGAAAGUUGACCAGAUUGAAUGGACCAAAUGUAAUACAACUCCAACAAAGAUUUGCGAAUACACACUGACGCAUAUGCCUCAAGGGGCUGAAUAUAGGUUCCGUGUGAUGGCAUGUAAUGCUGGUGGACCUGGAGAACCAGCUGAGAUUCCAGGAGUAGUUAAAGUUACAGAAAUGCUUGAAUAUCCUGAUUAUGAGCUGGAUACAAAGUACCAGGAGGGUUAUAUCGUCAGACAAGGUGGAGUUGUCAGACUCUCUGUGCCAAUUAAGGGAAAACCAUAUCCAACCUGUAAGUGGACAAAGGAAGGCCGUGAUAUUUCUUACAGAGCUAUGAUUGCCACCAGUGAAGAACGCACAGAGCUGGUGAUCAAGGAAGCUCACAGGGAUGACACUGGAACCUAUGAUCUUGUGUUGGAGAACAAAUGUGGAAAGAAAGCAGUUUACAUCAAAGUUAAAGUUAUUGGACCUCCAGAUCCCCCUGAAGGCCCUCUGGAAUUUGAUGAUAUUCAAGCUCGUUCUGUAAGAGUGAGCUGGAGACCACCCUCAGAUGAUGGUGGCUCUGACAUUCUUGGUUACGUUGUGGAGAGACGUGAGGUACCAAAGGCAGCAUGGUACACUGUGGACUCUCGAGUGGUUGACACUUCACUAGUGGUCAAAGGACUGAAAGAAAAUGUUGAGUACCACUUCAGAGUUUCAGCAGAGAACCAGUUUGGAAUUAGUAGAUCUCUCAAAUCAGAUGAAUCAGUUAUACCAAAGACACCACUCUGUCCACCUGAGCCUCCCAGCUUCCCUCCAGAAAUUAUGGAAGUCACAAAAACCACUGUUGGCCUGUCUUGGUCAAGACCAAAGGAUGAUGGUGGUUCUCGUGUCACUGGAUACUAUAUUGAAAGAAGAGAGACGUCAACUGAAAAAUGGGUGCGUCACAACAAGACUCACAUCACAACCACAAUGUAUACUCUCACCGGCCUUAUCCCUGAUGCCGAGUAUCAGUUCCGUGUGAUUGCUCAGAAUGACAUUGGUCAAAGUGGGCCUGGACCUGUAUCUGAAGCAGUUGUGUGCAAGGAUCCAUUUGAUAAACCAAGCCAACCAGGUGAUAUUGACAUCAUAUCAGUUACCAAGGAUUGCAUCACUAUUCAUUGGCUGCGCCCAGAAUCUGAUGGUGGCAAAGAAAUUCUUGGAUAUUGGAUUGAGUUUAGACAAGCAGGUGAAAGUGCCUGGAAAAAGUGCAACAAAGAGCGUUCAAAAGACAGGCAGUUUACCAUGGGUGGUCUCAUGGAGGCAACAGAAUAUGAAUUUAGAGUGUUUGCUGAAAAUGAAACUGGAUUGAGCAGACCCCGUAGAACUGCCAUGGGCAUCAAAACCAAACUGAGUGUUGGAGAAGCUCCAAGUCUAAAGGAAGAGAUGAAAGAUACUACCACUAAACUGGGGGAAUCUGGAACACUGACUUGCCAGAUUAUUGGAAGACCUCUUCCAGAAAUCAAGUGGUAUAGAUAUGGAAAGGAACUGAUUCAGAGUCGUAAAUACAAAAUGAGCUCUGAUGGCAGAAGUCAUUCUCUAACAGUUUUAACAGAUGAACAAGAAGAUGAAGGUCUGUACACUUGCAGAGCCAUCAAUGAGGCUGGUGAGAUUGAAACCAGUGGCAAGCUUCUCCUGCAGGCUGCACCCCUAUUCCAUCCUGGAUUCCCUUUGAAGGAGAAAUACUAUGCAGGCUGUGGAACAAGCCUACGUCUCCAUGUUGUCUAUAUUGGACGUCCAAUUCCACAAAUCAUGUGGUUUUAUGGCAAGAAACCUCUAAAUCCAUCAGAGAAUGUUAUUAUUGAAAACACAGAGAAUUAUACUCACUUGGUUGUCAGAAAUGUUCAGCGCAAGACAAACGCUGGCAGGUACAAGGUGCAACUGAGCAACAAAUUUGGCACAAUUGAUACAGUGCUAUGUGUUGAAAUCCAAGAUAAGCCUCUGAUUCCUGAAGGGCCAAUUAUUGUUGAAGCCCUCUUGAAGAACUCUGUAAUCAUAAGUUGGAAACCACCUAAGGAUGAUGGUGGUUCAAUGAUCACAAACUAUAUUGUAGAAAAACGUGAAGCAAAGGAGGGAGAGCAAUGGCAUCUAGUGUCAUCAUCUGUCUCAGGAACCACAUGCCGCAUUCCAAAUCUAAUUGAGAGUGCUGGAUAUUACUUCCGUGUUUCUGCCCAGAAUCAGUAUGGUAUUAGUGAGUCAUUAGAGAUUCCUGCUGUUGUCAUCAUCAAGAGUCCAUAUGAAAAACCUGGAAUCCCACAACAGCCAGUGGUUACUUCAUUCACAGAGAAUUCCUGUGUUGUGACAUGGAAACCCCCAUCCAGUGAUGGAGGUGCCAAAAUUAAGAAUUACUAUCUGGAGAAGAGAGAGAAGAAACAGAACAAAUGGAUUGCUGUUACAACUGAGGAAAUUCAUGAGACAUGCUAUACUGUUAAAGGUCUUAUUGAAGGCUUUGAGUAUGAGUUCCGUGUCAAAUGUGAGAACAUUGGUGGAGAGAGUGACUGGAGUGAGAUUUCAGAACCUGUCAUUCCAAAGUCAGACACAGCUCCUCGUGCUCCCUUCUUUAAAGAAGAACUGAGAGAUAUGUGUGUUAAAUAUAAAGCCAAUGCAACCUUUGUUACUAAGGUCAUUGGCUACCCCAGGCCAAUAGUAAAAUGGUACAAGAAUGGCAAAGAAAUUUUACCAGAUGGUGAGAAAGUCAAGAUCCAAGAAUUCAAAGGAGGCUACCACCAACUUUUUAUCAGUAAUGCAGAUGAGAAUGAUGUGGCCGUUUACCAAAUUAGAGCCACAAAUCAGGAAGGAUCAAUCUCUACAACUGUAACACUUGAUGUUGAAGUUCCUGCCAAGGUUCACUUGCCAUUACAUCUACAAGGUAUGGGAGCUGUUCAUGCUGUUCGUGGUGAGGUAGUCACCAUCAAGAUUCCAAUCAGUGGUAAACCUGAUCCUGCAGUCACAUGGCAGAAGGGACAAGAAAUACUGAAUAACACAGCAUAUCAUCAAGUGAUUGUAACAAGAUCCUUUACAUCCCUUGUGUUCCAAAAGGGAGUGCAAAAGAAAGAUGCUGGUUACUAUAUAAUUUGUGCCAAGAACAGAUUUGGUGUUGAUAAACAAACAGUUGAACUCGAUGUUGCUGAUGUACCUGAUCCACCAAAAGAUGUUAAAGUAAGUGAUAUUGGAAGAGAUUUCAUCACACUCACAUGGACUCCUCCAAAUGAUGGUGGAAGUGAUAUCAUCAGCUAUAUAGUAGAGAAGUGCCCAGUAUCUGGUGAUAGGUGGAUCCGUGUUGCCCAGACAUCUGAACCACAACAUACUGUAUUGAGCCUAUUCGGAAAGACCAAAUACCAGUUCCGUGUUAUUGCAGAAAACAGAUUUGGUCUGAGUAACCCAUCUGUGCCAACUGAACCUGUAACAGCAAGAGAAGACAAGUUAGCUAUUAGAAAUUAUGAUGAAGAAGUGGAUGAAGAAAGAGAAGUUACUAAAGAAGAAGCACCUCAUUCCAAAGUUAAGAAUGUGCCAUCUCUUUACAAAAUCUCUGAGGAACUAGCACGAUGUGGACACUUUGGUAUUGUUCAUCGUUGUGUUGAAAUUAGCUCCAAGAAGACUUUCCUGGCUAAACUCAUUAAGGUGAAAGGGGCUGAUAGAGAGCUAGUUGCAAGAGAGAUUGAAACACUCAAUAUUGCAAGGCACAAGAACUUACUAUAUCUUCAUGAGUCCUUCGAUAGCUUGGAGGAAUAUGUUCUUAUCUAUGAAUUCAUAUCAGGGAUGGACAUCUUUGAACGUCUUGGAACAAAUUUUGACCUCACUGAGCGGGAAAUUGUUCUGUACCUGAGACAAGUUUGCCACGCUCUCAAGUUCCUGCAUGGCCUCAACUAUGGUCAUUUUGACAUAAGACCUGAAAACAUUGUCUACACUACAAGAAAGAGCAGUACAAUCAAGAUCAUUGAAAUGGGCCAAGCCAGGGUGCUGACACCUGGAGAAAAUAUCAGAAUUCAGUUCACAGCACCUGAGUAUUUUGCACCUGAGGUCCACAAUAGUGAUUUUGUUACCACUGCUACAGACAUGUGGUCAGUUGGAGUUCUCGCAUAUGUGCUCCUUAGCGGCAUCAAUCCUUUUGCUGCUGAAUCAACUCAAAAAAUGAUCGAACACAUUUCCAGUGCUGAAUACAUAUUUGAUAGUGAGGCCUUCAAAUAUACCAGUCUCGAAGGCAUGGACUUCAUUGACAGGCUUCUAAUUAAAGAACGCAAACAUCGUAUGACUGCAUCUGAGGCUCUGGAACAUCCUUGGCUCAAGAUGAAAAUAGAAAACAUUAGUUCUAAAGUCAUAAAGACUUUAAGACACAGACGAUAUUACCAGUCAAUAAUCAAGAAGGAGUGGAGCACUGUUAUUUCAGCAGCUCGUGUUGCCUAUGGCGGUGGUUACAGAAACCAGAGAAAUGUUUCAAUUGGCAGAGUGAAAAUUGGACAUCCAGAACAAGGCCUGAGAGCAGGUCCUGUCAUGCAUGGCUCUGCUGAAUUAGGUGGUCAUGUUCGUUUUAUGUGCAUCAUUGAAAACUAUGACAAGACUACGGAGGUGGCCUGGUACUUUGGCUCUCGUAAAUUGACAGCAAGUCAUAAGUAUGAAAUCAGCUAUGCCAAUGGAGUUGCAAGCAUAUAUGUGAAAGACAUUGAAGAAUGUGAUGAUGGACUAUACAGAUGCAAGGUUGUUAGUGAAGAGAGGGAAGACAACGCCUACGCAGAGCUGUUUGUUGAGAGUGUGAGGUCCUAUCGAGAAUACUUCCUGGGACGUUCACUCAAGAAACCCAAGCGGAGAAUUGAUAGAACCAAACUUCUACAAAGGCCACCUGAGUUUACUCUGCCACUGUACAAUUGUUCAGCAUAUAUUGGAGAGGAUGUACGCUUUGGUGUAACAAUAACUGUUCAUCCAGAACCACAGGUUACUUGGCUGAAGGCAGGACACAGAAUCAAACCUGAUCCUACAAAAUACACGUUUACAACUGACAAGGGUCUUUAUCAACUAAUGAUUCACAAUGUUGAACCUGAUGAUGAUGGUGAAUAUACCGUUGUGGCAAAUAACAAGUUUGGUGAAGACAGCUGUAAGGCACGCUUAACAGUAAGACAUCACCCUGUUGCUGAGGACACAAUGAGGCCAAUGUUCAGACGCCUCUUAGCAAAUAUUGAUUGUGUUGAGGGAGAGAGUGUACAUUUUGAUUUGAGAGUGUCAGGAACACCGACACCUACUCUGAAAUGGGAAAAAGAUGGAAAGCCUCUUGAAUUUAGACCACAAGUUGAACUUGUUCAAGAAGAUGUGGGUUAUUAUGUUCUCCAUAUUAGAGAAACACUUAUUGAGGAUUCUGGCACCUACAGAGUUACUGCAACAAACUCUGCUGGUUCAGCAAGUUGCCAAGCCACACUCAAGGUUGAACGCCUAACUUAUAUUAGGAGGGAGUUCAAGAGUGAGGAAGAUAAGCAGAUAUACAUACAAAACCAAAUAAAAAAGACACUAAAAAUGGCACAAGAAUUCUCAACAGCAGAAGUGACUACACUUAAUCCUGUAGCACAAGAGGCACUGAAAGAAGCGGCUGAACUGUACAAACCUGCAGUGAGUACCAAGAAUGUGCAGGGUGAGUUUGAUAUCUCUGACAAAGAAGAUAAGGAAAUUAAGAGAAUUAAAGAAGAAAGUAGGAAGAUCAGGAUGCCUUAUGAAAUUCCAGAAGCUCGUGUACAUGAUCCAACUGUUCUUGAGGAAGACAUGAAUAUUAAAUAUUUUGUGCCUUUAUCUGACAUGAAGUGGUACAAGAAACUUCGCGAUCAAUACGAAAUUUCUGAACGCAUGGAGAGAGUUGUGCAGAAGAGACAGAAACGCAUCCGACUUUCCAGAUGGGAACAGUUCUAUGUCAUGCCACUUCCAAGAAUUACUGAUCAAUACAGGCCAAGAUGGCGUAUUCCAAAGCUUACACUAGAUGAUUUGGAAACUGUAAGACCAGCUAGGCGCUCACCAUCUCCUGAAUCAGACCUCUUCCGACAAAGAAGGCAUUCCCUGGGGGAUCUUUCAGAUGAAGAACUCCUCCAGCCUGUAGAAGAUUAUCUGACAAAGAGGAGAAUUGAAGAAGAGAAGCAACAGCUUGAGGAGGAACUGGAACUUGGCUUCUCUGCCUCUCCUCCAAGUGGUAGCCCUGUUCGUUUUGAACUGCAUGCACUACGCUAUACAUCACCUAGGAUUAUGCACAAAGCUGAAGUGAAACACACAGAGGAAACAAAACAUGCAGUGACACCAAUAAAACCUAGUGGUUCUCCACCCCCCCUUUCCCAUUUCAUGAGAAGGAGGAGAUCUCUGUCUCCAACGUAUAUUGAAUUGAUGCGUCCUGUCUCUGAAUUGAUAAGACCAUCCCGGGUGCCAGUGGAAUAUGAAGGUGAGGCAAUUGAAAGGAGGUCACCCACUCCUGAGAGGACACGACCACGUUCCCCUAGUCCUGUGUCUCCUGAAAGAAGAUCAUCGAGAUCUUCCUCUAGAUUUGAAAGAUCUGCAAGGUUUGACAUCAUGUCUAGAUAUGAGGCAAGAAAAGCUGCUUUGAAAUCUGAGCGCAAGUAUCAAGUUGUAACACAACAACCAUUUAGCCUUGACCAUGCCCCUCGAAUCACAGUUAGAAUGCGUUCACACCGUGUACCAUGUGGUCAGGACACUAAAUUCACAUUGAAUGUCCAAUCAAGGCCAGAAGCUGAAAUCCAGUGGUUCCAUAAUGGACAACAGAUUCAAGAGAGCAGCAAAUACCACUUUACAGACAUGAGUGGUGUCUUAACCCUCCAGAUUACUGAUUGCCAGGCAGAGGAUAGUGGCACAUACCGUGCUGUCUGUACCAACUCUAAGGGAGAAGCAUCUGACUAUGCAACUCUCGAUGUAUCAGGAGGAGCAUUUACUACAUAUUCCUCAAGACGCAAAGAUGAGGAAGCUCCAGCGGCAUUUGUACCUGAAGUGAUAAAGACAGACUAUUACCACACAUCAUCAAUCAGGGCAUCUUCUGCCUCUAGAACACACAUAGAGAUCAAAGAAACCAAAACAAAACUUACUGAGAGACAUGAAGUUUCUGGGUUUGAAAAAUAUGAGUCUGAAAGACUUGCAUCAUCUCCUGUCAGACAUGCAUCGACUGAAUACCUGUCAUCUGCUUCAUAUUCAUCCUCAGAACGACAUGUAUCAGCUGAAUAUAAGGCAAAAUCUGUUGAGUCCUCAGCUACAGCAAGCAUUACUGCUAGGAAAGUCAAAGCCACCCUGUCAGCAAAAAUACUCACCAAACCACACUCUCUAACAGUAUCAUUGGGUGAGUCUGCAAGAUUUACCUGUGAUAUUGAUGGCGAGCCAGCACCAAGUGUCACAUGGAUGCAUGGGCAACACACUAUUGUCACUUCUCAUCGUGUACAUGUGACAACAACACAAUACAAGUCUACAUUUGAAAUAUCCUCUGUAGAGUACUCUGAUGAAGGCAGCUACACAGUAGUGGUAGAAAAUUCAGAGGGAAGGCAAGAGGCAAAGUUUACCUUAAACAUCUCCAAGCCACCAACAAAAGAGGAGGCUGUUGCACCAUCCCCUCCAGUUAAAUCUCUUGAGCCAGCAGUGAAGUCACCUGAACUUUCAGUGAUGUCACCAACAACUUCUGUAGAAUCACCAGGACCUUCAGUGAAAUUUCGUACACCACCUGUGACAUCUCCAGAGCCAUCAGUUAAGUCUCCAGAGCCUUUGGUGAAAUCACCAGAAUCUACCGGAGUCAAGUCUCCUGAACCACAAAUUAAGUCACCCGAGGGUGUCAAAUCGCCACUACGAGUCAAGUCUCCUGAGCCUAGUACUGCUGCUCCAAGAGUUAAGUCACCUGUCCCUGCAAAGCCCUCAGAAGCAAUUACGUCCCCUCUUAGGAUUAAAUCUCCCACAGCCCUGAAGUCUCCUGAACCAGUAGCAUCUCCUCCAAGAGUGAAAUCGCCACCUCCAGUUAAGUCUCCAGAGCUAAGAACCUCACCACAGAGAGUUAAAUCUCCCACAGGCAUGAAGUCACCAGAGCCAAUCACCUCUCCUCAAAGAGUAAAAUCCCCACCAGCAGCCAAGUCUCCUGAGCCGAUCAUUUCACCAAAAAGGGUUAAAUCUCCACUCACUGUGAAAUCACCAACUCCUUCAAAGGAAGCACCCCCAAAGAUCCUCCAGCAACUUAAAGCUGAGGCCUCUGAAGACAAGGUGAAGAUGAUCUGUGUUGCUGAAUGCUCUGUAAGGGACGUUGUGUGGUACAAAGAUGGCAGGAGACUUAGUCACAGUAGCCAUUAUCAGAUCCAUACUUCUGCUGAUGGCACUUGCUGUCUCUAUAUAUCGGAUGUGUCUGAGAGGGAUCAGGGUGAAUAUUCCUGUGAAAUAAUCGCAGAGAGUGGAGCAGUCUCAAAAACAUCAUUCUCCUUCUUUGGUCAAGUGUUCCAGUCCAUCUACACAAAAAUAACAACAUUUGUGUCUGCACACAUGGCUGUUAAAGAAUCAGUGUCCUCAAAGGCCCAUGAGGGGGUUGAAAUGCUUAAGAAAGAGAGUGCCACUCUCAGCAAAAUGCAUGAGAGUUUCUCUUCAAAAUCCGUCCACAUGGAGAGCACAAUGCAAGAAACAUCGUUCAGCAGUUCCACCAUGGCUGAAAUGAAAUUUGAAACAAUGUCAAUGUCCAGCAUGUCCUCCAUGACUUCUGAAUCAGUGUAUGCUAUGAGCUCAAGCAGUAUGAUGUCAAGUCACUCACAUGCUGAGGGAUCCUCAAUAAGAGCCACUCUGCUCAGUGGUCAAGGUUCAGCACCAAAAAUUGAAGCCCUACCUGAAGACAUCAGCAUUGAACCUGGGAAGGUUUUGACCAUAGCAUGUGCAUUCUCUGGAGAGCCUUCUCCACACAUUGAGUGGUCUUGUGGUGGAAAAACUAUUUCAACUGCAGAAGAGAGUGGAAGAUUCCACAUUGAGACUACGGAGGACCUGACGACACUCAUAAUCACUAGUGUAAAAUCUAGUGACGCUGGGGUGUACACCCUCAAACUUUCCAAUGAGCAUGGGUCUGAUAUGGCAACUGUCACCAUUAGCAUUCGUUCACUAUAAAUCGAAUAAUGAUACUUUCUUCCCCCUUCUCGCAUUAUCUGCCUUUUUAUUUACUGAAUGAGAAAAAAAAGAUAUUUACUUGAUAAAUACCUGGAUAUCUGUUCCUGUAAAUAUGAAAUAUUUUUAUAUCAAACUUGACAUUAAUUUAUGCCGAACUAGACUAAAGUCUAAAGUUGUUAUAAAAUGUGCCAUUUUGGAUAAUUAUGACUAGGAUUUUUGGUCAAUUUUUUGUGACAUGUACAUAAUGUAUAUAGCCGAAUUUACCGGUUAUGGGAAAUGUAUGAAUUGUUAUUUAAGACGAUAUUAACUAAAACAAAUGGAACUAACUGUUUAUCAGGAGAAAGUUUCUCAUGGAACGAAUACCCUGUUAAACCUGGAACUAAACUUAGUGCCUCAACAAAAAGUUGAAGUCUUAAGAUUGCCUCAACAGGUAGAGAGGCUCCCUGUUGAAGUUUUACUAAAUUUACGAGACAAAGCUAUACAUUGUAUGUGUACAUGUGAUAUUUCUAUAAUCACAUGACUUUAUAACUUGACCAUAAGACCUUGAAUGCUGCGUGCAUUUACCCUCAUGUAAGCAGCAUGACUAGGUCUUGUGUUCAAACUGAUUAUGUCAUACCACCAUUUUAAAGACAUGCUCAAAGUGUGAGCGGCCUUCACUUCAUGAGCAAAAAUGUUUAAUGUGCUCUGUUUCUGGAAAGGGAUUGCUUGAAUGGACUUUCAAAAUGAACAUCUCCUGGCCAAUAAUAAAAGUCUAUCUUGUACUUCCUUGCAGAAGCAGAGCCUCCUCUUGGAGGAUUGCUUUGUUGCAUUGUGUGUGUGUACUAGUUUUAGAACUCAUCUUCACAGUUGCUGGGCAAACAAGCGUACCACAGGGACAACAUCUUCUGUGGAAAUAAAAAUCUUAAAACAGGAACUAUAUGCCCUAUAUUUUGGUUUGAUUUUAUGUAGAAUUGUAGUAUUACUAAUGAAUGCAACCUCCUUGAGCCUUAUAAUUGAUUCAAUAAAGCAUGUUUUCAGCACUAAAA
Messenger RNA from Pangasianodon hypophthalmus (striped catfish), 99823 nucleotides. It is a transcript of the gene ttn.2, whose product is annotated as titin, tandem duplicate 2. Gene Ontology annotation, molecular function: protein kinase activity; ATP binding; protein binding. The record is from RefSeq and is a predicted model, not a curated record. The transcript has 238 exons. Gene Ontology annotation, biological process: protein phosphorylation. The coding region runs from base 249 to 98798 and encodes 32849 amino acids. Lineage: Eukaryota; Metazoa; Chordata; Actinopteri; Siluriformes; Pangasiidae.